UGUGUGUGUGUGUGUGUGUGUGUUAUGCAAAAAUCAUGAUGCAUCCUUAUUUCAGAAAUUGUGAGGGCACAGGAGAUCAAUGUAGUGAUAGUGCAUGCUGAACCAGCCACCGCUUGCGCAUGUUCACAGGGGAGUACUAAUGUAGGUGACGCAACAAAAAAAUCACAUUAAAUUCCUGUUGGCAAUCUGUUGACAGCCGUUGUCUUCAGCCCUUGAUUCACUGCUCAUCUGGUGUUUGCCGAUUGUACUUAACUCAGAAGUUGCACGUCUGUUUCCAUGGUGCUGAUUAGCAUACAGAGCUGGCAUCUAAGGUUGCAGAUUUACAAAGGCUGGAACGGCCAGACUGACCUCACUAAAACAACAUUGAUCUUAAGGCAGUAGUACGGAGCUAGACUGGGGUAGGUAGGUGGGGGCGUUUCUGAAGCACAUUGGGGACACUCAAAAUGGUGAUUUGUUCAGCAGUGAUUGUUAUAGUUUCCAGAUUUUUGAUUUUUGAUUUAUUUUAGCCAAAUGGAAUUUCACGAUGUGAUUAUAUCCACUGUUUGAUCUCUCAUUGGCUGAGAUUAUGCCAUUAAUAAACCCUUUCAGGGUUCUUUUCUUUGGUGCAACACCAAAAUGGCUAUGAAGAUAAUGUAAAACUGCGAGACAGAGUGAAAGAUAUGGCAUGUUUUGCGGGUGCCUUCUUGUUUUUUCAAAAUUGCGAGUUUCAUGCUGAAAACGGAACAUCACAGAAACUCUGUGUGCUGUUCGAAUGCAUCUUUUAGCAUUUUCAUGCAGAGCAUAUGCCAGGAAUUGGCUCUGAAUUUAAUUAAAUCAGUUUCCUUUUAAUACUACCAUCUCCUUGUCUUGAAUAACUUCUUGGUAAAUAAACUGGUAAAUAAACUGGUAAAUAAGGAACACUAAUGAAUCUGAUGGCUUCUUCUACUCCUGAAGCAUUCCUAUAUCUCCUGAGGGUACCUUAUCCUGAAGUAAAUAGACAAGAUGGGAGAUGGGGCCAUCCUCCUCCUUCCCAGAUCAGUCCUUCCUAACAAGCUGAAUGACUGUGUCAGGCUAGAUCUCCUAAAAGUACAGUAUCCAGGCUCCACCUCUCAGACACAGUCUUUGGACUCUCAGCUUGAGGGAACUUUAAAGCCUUUAUUCAACAAAUCAUUACACUGUCCAAAGCACAGGAUGCAAGAUUUGUAAGGCUGCAGCAGAUCUCUUAAGGUUCAUGACUAGAUGAUAGCUAAGAAGUUGUCCCAACACUACUUUUAAAGGGUAGGAUGGGUCCAAACAGUUACAUGGUUAUUGACAAGAAGAAUGAGCUUGCCAGGGAUCGCUCCAGUGGGUUGGCUGGAACUGUUCACACCUGUGCUAAUGGCAACAUGUCCUUAGUAACAGAACCUAAGUCAGUCCUUCCAGGUCACCUUCCACUUCUGGUUCAGCCAGACCCACUGAUUGGUUGUCCUCUUUGGCUACCAUGGAGACCUCCUCUCUGGAAGAUUCUUCUCCCCAUCUGUGACAUCUGCCAAUAAGGGCUAAAGACUUCUCCUGAGUUGCUGAACUUUGGUUCAUCCAAGAGGCUUUGAUUUAUGAGAAAGGCUGAGACCCUGAACAUUUAUCUCUGGUCUCUCUCCAUGCUAGCAGACAGAUUUACAACACCUGCUUAUCUGGUUGGCACCAUUGCUCAAGCCCAGUCUGAAACACCAUUAAUGGGAAUAAUAUCAUCAUCCAGCUGUGCUCCCAUAAAGCCCCCCACCCACUCACCAUCACCUGACCUGAGCCACAGAACGUUACAGCUGAAAAGCCCCAGGACUGGCUGGCCUGAGACAAUGGCAUUGCUAGGUCAUAAAGGUGAUCAACCAAGGCCCCUUGCUAGCUCCCCACUUUCCCUGUGGAACAAAAUAUGUAAUGCCACCUUCAAAUUGACUGGAGGAAUGUAUUUGGAAGGCUUUGGAGAAUAUAGAGAAAGCCACCAAGAAGUGAAUAGGUUGCGGCCCAUUCUCUACUGGCUUUUCAUAGCUCAUCUUCCCCGUGGAAGAUAUUUGAAAGGUAAGUUACCUGGGCUUCCAUGCAUACAAUUUCCAAGCAUUAUAAAAUAGAUAAAUAUUCACCUACUAUAGUAGAACUUGGCAGGAAAGUGUUUCAAGGAGUAGUCUUACAGCAAAUGUCUGAUCCUUGGAAGCCCACCCAACGUUAUUCCGCUGGGAGUCUCAGAAGAAAAUGGAAAUUUCCUUGGCCAUUGAUUUCUGUUCUCUGAGACUCCCUUUUUUAAAAUGAGAUUUUUAUUAAAGUUUUUCAUAAUACAAUAGAGUAGCGGCUACCAAACAUACAAAUAGAAAUAAGUAGAAUACAGAGUACUUUCUUAGUAAAUAAUUUUUAGCCGUUACCAGCCACAGAAGGUAGUAGACCCUCUCUCAGCUCUCACCUGGGAUUUUUCCUUUCUCCUCCCAGAUUCUCACCCUGUCUCUCACGCAGGCUCCUCCAUCAACCAUCUACCACCCCGCUGAGUAUACAAUCUCUGGACUUUACGACAUAGGACAGAAAGGCAGUAAGAUUGUAACAAUAAGAAAAGAGAAAAAAGAAAUAAGACAAAAAUACAAAUUAGAGAAAGAUACAAAAAGAAAACUUCUGAUUUUCCAUCUGCUGGUUACAUAAAAAAAUUAAAAAAUGAUUGUUUAAGACAUUCAGUCCAUUCUAACAUCCAUCUUUUCCACUUUCUGUUAAACAGUAUUUCUGUUAAGUCAAUCUACUGAUUGAGAGCAGGGUAGCUACUGCUGUCUAACAACAGCAUGCUUAAAAUAAUAUAUUUUAUUUUAAAUUGGUUUGUAAUGUACUGGGUGGAGGGUGGAGUUUUAUGGUUUUAAGAUCAUCUUCAUACAUAGGCCGUUGGUUUAUUAGAAUGCUUCUGAGCAUCAGGCAGAAGUUGUCAGGUUAGUGGUACCAAUGUAGCUUGAACAUUAUUAGCACUAAAGGUGAAAGAAAGAGAGAGAGAGAGAAAGUUGCUAGGGAUGGCAACUACCUUUGAGUUCACUGAAUUGGUCAGCCUGUGCCUGGGCUAUUCGAUUUUAAAUUGUGUGCAUGCUCAUAUUAUUUAAUGUUCCUCACUAUAAAAUUGGACAUUUUCCUUGUGGAAGCAUUUGAUAAAGUGAGCAUCCUCCUGCAGUCUGAAGAAGUUUGGCCGAGGCACAAAUUGAACCGCCUCUCUCUGAGAACUAAGCCCUAAAGUGCUGCUGACCUAUGCACAGCAAUAAAAAGCAGAGCCACCGUUAAUGUUUUUCUGCAGUUGUGUUCUCAGGCUGGAUUGCUUCUUGAAUCCGGAGUGCUUCAAAUGUUAAAUGGUGGCAUUGUAUUAAGCUUCAUUACCCACCCACGUAAACAUUUUCACAGAAAUACAAAACAGAAACAACACAGGCAUUUAGCAUUUUGUGGGUAAUUUUAUUGGUUUUCAAAAGGGCACAUUCUGUGCUUCCUCUGCGGUUGCAGAUAUGUAACUGGGAAUAUCCCCUCGGGAAAUGAAUGCAAAGCAUGUCCCAUAUUAAGGCUAAUAUGCGGCAAAUGCUUUGGAGCUUUUGGAAUGCUUGUUAGGUGACAAGGAACCAAAGAUGCAUAUCCACCAGUGCUAGCCCCAAAUAAAAAGGUUUUCACUUGAGCAGUCCAUGUACCUCUUCAGCAUAGAAUAGCUUGUGCCUAUGUUCUGUUUGUCAGCAAACUGCCUAUUGGGAAUUUGCAUAGUUAUGGCAGCCAACAAAAAAGAACACAUCAGUAGUGUUAGACUAAGAAGUGCCACUUACUGUAAAUAGACAAUAUUCAUACACAGUUUUCAGCACCUCUAACUACCUGACUGCUGUUGGAAGGAUCUGUUAGUAUACCCUCCAACAUUUCUCCGCUGAAAACAGGGACAUCCUAUUCAAUAAUAAUAAUAAUAAUAAUAAUAAUAAUAAUAAUAAUAAUUUUAUUUAUACUCCACCCAUCUGACUGGGUUCCCCCAGCCACUCUAGGCAGCUUCCAACACAUAUAAAAAUAUAAUAAAACAUUAAACAUUUAAAAAAACUUCCCUAUACAGGGCUGCCUUCAGAGAUUUAAGCAGAGGUAAGCAUUGGAGAAAGGUAAUGAUUAGUUCUACAAUCUCUUCAGCUUUCUCUAUCUCUGAGGGAGCUUCUGAAUUUUUGUAAGAGACUGGCUUGCAUGUGACGACUUCAGACAUGAAAGAUGUAACAUGUACUAAAGUACAUACUUUUAAUAUGCAGUGCUGUAGCCAGCAUCCCAGGCACACCAGCUUUCCCUUCAAUACUCCCUUUCUGCAAUUUAUAAUCUUCCCCUGUUGUCUUGGAAAUGGGGGGUAUAUAUUUGCCUUCAGCAGAGAGGGACACAUAGAGAAAAUAGCAGCUGACUGGAUAUUGCUCUGUGAUCAGAGGCAAGGUGACUUGAGCAAGUUCAUAAAACUCUGUUUCUAGACUACAACAUCCAUCAUCCCCCAACCUUUGGCUCUAUUGGCUGGAUCUGGUGGGAGUUAUUCCAACAAUAUUUGCAGGGCAUCAUGUUUCGCCUGCAGUUGUUUUGGCUGAGACAUUUCCCAUAAUGGACAUCUAUCCCAGAGAAUGGGUUAUCAACCUGCCUUCCAUUCAAGUAAUUUCCUCAGACACUCUGGGAUGCAGUCCUUUGAAGACUUCCUAUAAACUUGACUCUGGACUAAGACAGGGUGGAUCUUUUCUAGGGUGAUGUUGCUAAAGUUCAGAAUUACUUGUUUUGCUAUAUGAAUUUGUUUAUUCAUGACUGCAUUACAAACCUAGCAGCAUUUUCCAUGGAAUUUCUUCCUCAGCUUAGAAGUUUGAAUGACUUUAUGCAUAUGUAUGGCUAGCAUUCAGGUCAGGACACUAAACUUAGCUGAUGUGUAGGUGCAUGCACAGACAUUCUUUAUCGCUGAACUCUUAAUAUUGAUUAAACUAUCCUUGAUUUGCUGGGAACUGCAUGACCAGUCCAGCUGACUAUCGUUCUGUUUAUUAGCAUUUAAUCUGUUUAGGUAAAUUUUCUAUUCUCUCUCUCUCUUUUUUUAAAAUAAUAUUUAUUGAGAAUUUUAAGAUUACAAAGAAACAAAGAAAAAAAAGAAGGAAAAAAACAAGUAGCAUUUAAACAAUACGAAUCAAUAAAAAAACAAGGUCAAAAAAACAAAAAAACAAAACACAUAAUACAUCAAAAUCAAAAAGCAAAAAUAGACAAAAAAUUUAAAAACAAAUCCAAUAUUCCCAAAUCAUUAACUGUCAUUACCUUGUUUCAUUGACCUCCUCACACCUCCCUUUUUUGUAUUCUAGUUGUUAAUUAUCUCAGCAAAUCCUUUCCCUCUUUCAUAAUAUUCUAUCAUUAAAUUACCUUAAUCUAUUUUAACCUUAUCUUACCUAAAAAGGCCCUAAAACUUAAAACUUAAAUCUUAUUUAUACCAAAUUCUCUUAACCAUGACAUAUUCUUACAUAAUUCUUUUUAACAUUUCUGCUAAAGCCAAAUAAUUUCAUUCCAACAUUUUUCUAAUACUCUUUAUUUUUACAAGAUUUUCCUAAAUAAUUUGUUUAAAACUUUCUUCCAGUCUUCAAUUUUCUAUUCUCUUGCAGAUGUUGUAUAUUGUAGUUGUCCCCGGUCCCUUAACGAAACCUGAAACCCUAUCUUGUAUGUUUGAGUGGAGCAGAGUAUGAUGAAUUCAUAGAAGCACUGCACGAGUUCAGAUCAGGCAAACCCAAACUGAAGCUCACAGGGAACAAUGCAAUAAACUACACAUACUUGGCAACUGUCUUGUGGGACACCUUCAGGAGACGAACCCUACACAAAUCUGGACGGUUGGAUGGCGCAUUGUGGCAACUCCUCCAGCAACUCCUGCAGCCAAGAUGGUGCCAAAUGUAUUGCUCUGCUUUCCUUUGGACCACAGUGGGGCUGAGAGGGGGGUCUUUUUGUCUGGGCAACUGAGGACCUCCAUACCCACUGCCUAGGCUUGCGCCCCAGAGAUGUCACUUCAGUGCUGCUAAUGCAGUAGAAGCAAUGUGGGAGGCAGCAGUUACGAGUUACCAGUCUCUGUGGCCUCAGCAGGUGCUGUGAUUUUUCAGUUGUUUGAAUUACCCCCAGAGGCACAGUCCAUUGUCUGUCAAGACAGAUGGAUGCCAACAACAACAACAACAACAACAACAACAACAUGGCACCCAUCAGCUCGCAUGCUCCAACAUAACAAAGAUGGAGAAAACUCUCAUUGAAUUGUACAUUCCCCCCAAAAGCUUGCAAAGAGGAGUUAGGUUUUCACUAGUUCCUGCAAUUUGAAAGUAAAAUGUGUGAUAAUCUGAAUAAUUGGAAAUUGUGUCCGUGACCUUAGCGUCACAUGAGUCUCUUAAUUGCAACAUCCCUUAAUUAGGAUGUGCUUAAGCAAUACAGACUCCGAGGCGCAGAACACAUUCAUGGGAAUCACUAUAGCUUAAUGAAAAUAAAUGCCAGUGAGUCAUCCUCCAGCCUUAUAAAAUGCUCUUCCAGGGGAAUGUGCAUGCCCUUUUUCAUAUUGCACUUUAUUAAACCUCGUUUUACUCUGUUAAAAGGUGAUGAAAUGUAUUUUGUGAUUCUUUCCUUACUCUGAGGCAUGCAGAGUUUUUAAAUGUCUAACAUUUAAAUGUUAGAGAAGACACUGGCAUUGCAUUGCAGCUUUUUUAUUUUAUUUUUUAAAAAAUCCGUAUUGGAUUUCACUUCAUAUUGCACACCUUUUACUUGGCAAUUGGUGUUCAAGAUGAAUCCUACAUAAGCUGGAAAAUCACCAGAUACAAAUAUUUCAGAAAGUAUUAGAUUUUGUCUUAAGCUUCUGGUCACCUACACUCCAGCAAAGGGGCAGCUUACACCAAUUAGAGCAACACAAAUAAAAUACAAAAAGCUAAAAAUAUAUAAAAUAUAAUAAUCAAAAAAGUAGUUGAAGUAUAGCAUAAUUAAAAUGAUAUUAAAAUAAUAUUGUGAAUGAAAGUUUAAGAAUUUCUAAUGGGCCUGUGAAAAUAUCAAGAAGUUUCUUAUAUAGAAUAGAUACUGUGGCGUUUGCCCAUUCCUUGUGAUUAUGUUUAUACAGGGGGAUGGAAAUGGUGAAUGUAGAUUGACCAAUGAGAAAGCUCAGAGGUUUUGAGGUUCAGCCCAGCGGUUUACCAGGGGAGAUAGAGGAGUGAUGGUCAGACAGAGGCAGUAAAAGUUGAACAUAGUGGUUGUGACAGUAGAGUGAGAGACAGGGAUAAAACUGAGAGAGAAGGGUGUGACAGUGUGAGAUAGUGCCACAUCUAGUUAAGGGCGCGCAUUUGAGAAACCGUUCUGAACAUGCUUAAAACUUGUAUGUUCUUCAAUAAACUUUAAUCUUCGUUGUUGACUUUAUAACAUGACUGAGACUCAGUAUUUCACCAGAAGAAACCUGGUUGGUGGCAGCGGAAGAAUAAAGCAGUGGUGUACAGGUUAAUAGUCCAUGAAAUGACCGGGGGCUCUGUACGAACUCCACAGAUACCAUAAAAUGGUUGUUACAAUGUACAUACAAGGUGUUGUAAAUGUUUCAGCUAUUUGUGCAGAUUAAUCUGUUUAUUUACAUGGCAUUUUAACCAAGUUUUGACUUUCUGAGGGAUACAAGUCCUUGAUAGCAAAUCAAUUAGCGCCAUAAUUUAUAUGGAAUAACUUUGUAGGCAGCUGGCCCUCCUGGAUUUCUGGGACAGGCAUUUGGAGAUUUAUUUAAGAUGCACUACAUUCUAAAUAAUAAGCUGUUGAAUAUUCUAAGUCUCUGUGAUAGUCCAGGAAUUUAAACACCAAAUACAAUAAAUAGAAGCAUGCGGCAAAUCCACUGCUGGGAUAAAAAUGGAUACGUUCACCAUGCAGCCAAUACUUUCCAAGUCAUUUUAAAGCAACUUUUUAUAAAUCCUUAGCCUUUAAAGUUAAAAAGGUCCAUGAUAUCAUUGAUCUUGGGCCUAGUUGUUGCUGGUAUAGGGUCAACCAUUGCCCUGGAUGCACUGCUGUGGGUGCAGAUAAAAAUUAAUAGGAAACUAGCAUGUCGGGGUGAAGCUCAGUAACCCUUCUCUCUGUCAUCUAUCUGGAAUGCUUUUUAAAAUAUAUAUGAAUGGGGGAGCUUUUAGUCUUGCAUAACUGUUAACUACUGUGUGAAGUGGUGCAGCCAAGGCCCUGAGCUACACACCUCAGAACUAGGCUUCAGUCUGAGACCUUGAGGCUCAAGUGAGUAUUUUAAGAAGGAAAACAACAAAGGUAGUGAAUCUGAUCUAGCGGUUCAGGAAAAGCCUAUGAUAGAAGUUCUUGGAUGAUACGCCCCCGAAAUACAGGUGGGAAAUGGCAUAAUGUAAUUUAUUAAUUGAGAGAUUUGUGUUCCAACCAAAAAUGGUUGCAGAGCAGUUUAUAAAAGCAAGGUAAUGCAAAAACAUAGUAGGUAAUUAGCAGGAACAUGAGUACAAUUAUCUUAAGUUUCACAACACUGUUUCAUACAUGUCAAAAUACCUUGCUUGUAGAGAACAAGUACUUGAGGUAGGAGUGUAGGCUUUUGACCUCGAUUUCAGUUUCUCAUGAAUAUGACUUCUUUUUCAGUAUGGUGGGACAUUUACCGUAUUUUUCGCUCUAUAAGACGCACCAGACCAUAAGACGUACCUAGUUUUUGGGGGAGGAAAACAAGAAAAAAAAAAUUCUGAAUCCCAGAAGCCAGAACAGCAAGAGGGAUCGCUGCGCAGCGAAAUCAGCGAUCCCUCUUGCUGUUCUGGCUUCUGGGAUAGCUGUGCAGCCUGCAUUCGCUCCAUAAGAUGCACACACAUUUCCCCUUACUUUUUAGGAGGGAAAAAGUGAGUCUUAUAGAGCACAAAAAUACGGUACUUAUGUAUUCCUCUUACUGUAUAUUUGUGUAGCCCCAGGUGAAUGUCACUCUGUGUUUCCCCUUAUUAUUAUCUGUCUUGGCUCAAUUGUUUCGCCAUAGAGAGUCUAAAGUCCAUACUACAUUUGCUGUACAAGUACAGAUGAUUUGGGUGGUUUUGUUCCUCUUAUAAUGUCCAUUACUGGUUGUCUAUGAACUUGGGCAACCAAACUACAUCAGUAGCACACAGUUUUGGUUUACUGCUCUUCUAAGCACAGGGAACACCUAGAAAUAUUAACCAGGAAACUUAAGUUAAUAAGUUUGGAUGGAUUUGACGGCAAAGGUUAAUGAUAAUUCCUGAAUCUGGUCUUGAUUGAGGAGAAGUUUCCAUGCGUGCUUGAACAAGGCUUGUAAUGGUCUCCAUUACUUAAAACAGCCAGCUUGGCUUUUAGACCUAAAUUAAUUGCUAUUUGUUUCUUGGUUGUCAGCAAUAUAAUUGCCUUCUUAUGUAAAGGGAAAGGAAAGACACUCUUCUACUGCUUCUGUACUGCUAAAUGUGUUAGGGCAGGGAACAUCUAUCUGCACUGGUUGGGAUCUCUUCCCCUCCCCCAAUGCAGAUGAACUUGAUUUUGCUUUUUAAAAGCUUUACUUGUUCCAGCUUCUCCCUCCUUCAGAUCCUAGAGAUGUUUAUAAAUACACAGGCCAUCAGUGCUACUUCACUCCCGCCCAGUGCACACAUUGGAUGGAUCAUUACAUGUCUAAAAUAGAAACAGCUCUGUAUUCUGUUAUGUGAGGGUUGGAGGGUAUUUUGGAACUCACUGGAAGCCAGCAUCGCACUAUAGCAAAAAAUUUUUUGAGGGGGUGGUGGUAGGUGGUUGUUUUUUGCUUUUGUAACAGCUGCAGGGCACAGCCACCAGUUUCAGAGGGACAGGUUGUGAUGAAUAUUGAAGUGUGCUGCUUUAAUAUUGCAGGACCAAACUUUCAGAGGACCGAGGCCAAAUGGUUCUGAUGUGUUACGGUACUACAGUGACUUCAGAGCCACAUGGCUGAACUCCAGGCAUCUUGUUCACAUAAAAAGUACAUGGGAUUGAUGAUCGUUUUAUAGAACUGGCUGCCACAGAUUUUAGAUUGAACCUUGUGUAUGUACCGUACUUUUCCGUGUAUAAGACUAGGGUUUUUUUACGGGAAAAUUAUGUUUAAAAUUGGGGGUCCCCAAUUUUACAUGGGGAUAUGUUAUACACGGAAAAGUAUGGUAUAUACGUCCACUGCUUUGAUCAUUGGUUAUAAGCGCAGUUAAAAAAAAAAAAAUAGCCAGGAGAGCAAAACUGCGCUUAUAACCAAUGAUCUUCAGACAACACAUUCUGGAAUUCUCCAGAGAUCUGGCAAUAUAAGUCAGACUCUGAGGGAUGAAUUUUCCCUACCCUACAUCACAAAGACUGAAGAAGACCCUACUUCUUUCUCCAUCCUUCAUCUUUCUCCAUUUGUUAGUUAAUAUAUAAGGACCUAAAAACAGCAGAAGAGCCCUGCUGGAUCAGCAUCAUGUUCUAAUUGUGUCCAACCAGAUGGAAAACCUGGAAACAGGACCUGAGUGCAACAACACUCCCUCAUUGGUGCAUGCCAGGAACUAAAGGUAGAACAUCGCCAUUAUGACUAGUAGCCACUCAUAGCUGCAUCCUCCAUGGAUUUGACUGCUCCACAUUAAAAGCCAUCCAAGUUGGUGGCCAUCAGUGGGAGCAAAUUUCAUAGUUAAAUUAUGUACCGUGUGAACAAGUCUUUGUCUAUCCUGAAUCUCUCAAAAUUCAGUUUUAUUCAAAAGCUCUGAAAAGGCUCAAUAUGGAGGCCAAAUGGCCGACAUAUUGGGAAAUUUUGGAGCAAGAAGGAGAUAAAUUGAGACUGCAGAGUUUUGAAAAAUUAAAAAAUAAAGUGAGAGAUUGGCUCCACUACUAUCAGAUAAUGGAGGCAUAUAACUUGGAUAAGAAAAUAGGCUUCCAAGUGGAAAAGUCAAAAUUAGAAACAGAAUUGUUAGAACCCAAAACUAAAAAUUUGUCAAGAAUGUAUAACUUGCUGUUGAAAUGGAAUACUCAGGAUGAAACGGUGAAAUCUGCUAUGAUUAAAUGGGCACAAGAUGUUGGACAUAACAUUAUGUUCGCUGACUGGGAACAGUUAUGGACCACAGGUAUGAAGUUUACGGCAUGUAAUGCCUUAAGAGAGAAUAUUAUGAAAAUGAUAUACAGGUGGUACAUGACCCUAGUCAAGCUUGCAAAAAUUUAUCAUUUGCCCGAUAAUAAAUGUUGGAAAUGUAAAGAAACUGAAGGUACAUUCUUUCACCUUUGGUGGACGUGCCCAAAGAUUAAGGCUUUCUGGGAAAUGAUAUAUAAUGAACUGAAAAAGGUAUUUAAAUAUACCUUUCUGAAGAAACCAGAGGCCUUUCUCUUGGGCAUUGUCGGCCAACUGGUGCCAAAGAAGGACAGAACCUUUUCAUGUAUGCUACAACAGCAGCAAGAAUACUUAUCGCAAAGUAUUGGAAGACACAAGAUCUACCCACUUUGGAAGAAUGGCAGAUGAAGGUGAUUGACUACAUGGAAUUGGCGGAAAUGACUGGCAGAAUCCGAGACCAGGGAGAAGAGUCGGUGAAAGAAGACUGGAAAAAAUUUAAGGACUAUUUACAGAAAUAUUGUAAAAUUAAGGAACUUUAGAAGGAUGUUGGAUAGAAAUUAAGAGGUUUUUAGCUGUAAUGCUUUAAGAGACAUGAAAAAAAAGGUUAACAAUUGGGUAAAAGAUUAAUGGUAAGGAUUUGCUGAACCAACAAACUGAAUUGGAAUACAAAGAAGGGAGGUAUGAGGAGGUCUGGGGAAAUAAGAGUAAGGAAGAUAGGUUAUGGAACAUUAUUGUGUUUUUAACUGUUUUAUUUUGUAUGUUUAUUCUUACUUUUUACUUUUUUGCUGUAAUUUAUACUUUUUUCUUUGUUUUCUGUAUUUUUGUGAAACUUUAAUAAAUAUCUUUUAAAAAACAAAAAAAAACAAAAUUCAGUUUUAUUGAAUGUCCCCAGAUUCUAGCACGUUGAGCACUUUCUUAAUACCAUGCAUAAAUAUAUACACCCCAAUCACCUUUUCGCUGAACUAACGCUCCCCUACCCACCCAAAUGUGGGACGUGGGUGGCGCUGUGGGUUAAACCACAGAGCCUAGGACUUGCCGAUCAGAAGGUCAGCGGUUCGAAUCCCAGCGAUGGGGUGAGCUCCCGUUGCUUGGUCCCUGCUCCUGCCAACCUAGCAGUUUGAAAGCACGUCAAAGUGCAAGUAGAUAAAUAGGUACCGCUCCGGCGGGAAGGUAAAUGGCAUUUCCGUGCACUGCUCUGGUUUGCCAGAAGUGGCUCAGUCAUGCUGGCCACAUGACCUGGAAGCUGUACGCCGGCUCCCUCGGCCAAUAAAGCGAGAUGAGCGCUGCAACCCCAGAGUCGGCCACGACUGGACCUAAUGGUCAGGGGUCCCUUUACCUUUACCCACCCAAAUAUAGCCUUUCCUUAUAGUAAGGUGACUCCAAACCCUUGGACCAUUUUUGUAGCCCUUUGCUGAAACUUUUCCAUGUUUACAAUAUCUGUUUUGAAGUGAGGUGACAAGAAAUGUACACAGCAUUCCAAGUGUGAUCUCACUAUAGGUUUGUACAACAGCAUUAGGGUAAUGGUCACACAUUCAGAUGCUGUGCACAGAUCCAGAUCAGCUUAGCUUCAGCAUGAAUUGUUCAUGAAUUGAUGUACAUUUACCAUUCUGAACAGGAGGACUUCCUCUGUGAGAAAUGGUGUCUGGUUUGUAAUACAUCCAAGCACCAUGAGCCGUCUUUUUGUAUACCAAGCCAGGGAAUUAUGAACUUUACUUGGAGGGGAGCGUGAUGUAGCAUUGGUUGGUACUGUCAUUUUUCAGUGGUUCUAAAUGUUGUGGCAUGGACCUUUGGAGAGAGGUGACAUUGAUAUAACAGAUUGUAUAAGCAUUGGCCAAAUGGUUUGAAUUCAGUGGAGCAAAUGAGAGCUUUUUGAACAAUUUGGACAACUGUUAUGGGUUUUUGAUAUAAAAGUGCUUCUAGAAUCAAAGGAUGCCCCAUAUUGCAUUAGGAUUUUCUGGAGGAACAGAAUGUGGUAUUUUGCUAAUAUUUUUUUGGGAUUGAUAUGGUGUUUUGCUAAUAUUUGUACAGCAAACACCAAACAUCGUGAGUUAAAAGCAGGAAAAAUAAUUCCUAAAAUAUCCAUAUUGAGCUGCAGUGUUACUGGAGAAUCCUGUUUGGCACCCAUUUGUUCAGUGAUUUUGAAAGAGUUCUAGGUCCACAGACCGUUCUUCACGGCAUUUUACUGCUUCAAAAGUGAUGUGCCAUCCUUGAAAGUUAACAGAUGCGGCCUCCUGCUGCAAUACCAAUUUUACAAAUACACUUCAAAAAUUCAUUUCCUUUUUUUUGAAACGAAAGAGUAAACAUACAUCAAAGAGCUGCUUUUCUGAGUCCAUAUCUUUUACUUCCUUUUUAUUUUAUUUUUUAAAAAGACUUGUUUUUGUGGAUAGACCUAUCUUCCUGAACACCACACCAUUCCAUCCUCUACAGGGAGCGAAUGGGGCUAGCAUUUUCUGUUGCUGUUUAUCAUGUUGGGCUGGCUUUCAUAGAUUCUCCUCUGUGGCAACAUAUUUUAAGGAAUUCUGUUUGUCUAUUUAUAAUGAAUUGCUUUUUCUUUUCUUUUUUCCCCUCCCUUCUCUCUCUCUCUCUCUCUCUCUCUCUCUCUUUUUGGAUGAGAGAAUUUCCUUCUUCUCUCCCAGUGGCCAUACUAUGUGCCACAAAAAUGUCUCUUACAUGGUCAGAUUAUCAGCAUCUUUGUGGUCAAUGACAUUACAUAGGGAUAAACCUCACUGUGAUUUGUCUUCCCGCAAGAUCCGCGUGCCACUUUUGUAAAUGUAAUACAAUUUGAAUAAACUUGGGGAAACCAUCUGGUUAUUAAGCAAAGGAAAACAUGGCUUGAGCAAUUAAGACUUAACUUAGAUGUGACUGUAAUCCUGAUAGCAAUGCAUUGUGAGUCAUACACAGGCAUCUGCCUUCUGUGUUGUGACAAAUUAAACCAUUGGUCUUUCUCGCUCAGCACUGCUGGCACCCUUGAGGGACUCAGGAAGGAGUCUUUCUGAGUCAAACCUGGAAAUGCUAAGGAUUGAACCUGUGACCUUUUCCAUGUAAAACAUGAGCUCUGCCACUGGGCUACAGCCUUUCUCCAGAGCUACGGUGCAAUGUCGGCUGGCUUACUGCUAUGGCCCAUCAGUUAUUCUGUCCUAAAUGCACUAUGUUAUAACACUGAUGUGUUCUGGUUAAGUCUAUAGCUGGAACGAUGCUGUUGUCAUAAAUAAGUACUCCUCCUACCUCUUUGUGCUGGUUGAAGAGCAAAGCUUUCAACUAAAUAAUUCUGAUUAGCAUGAUUGGGGAAGGGCCUUUUUACUGACAUACUGACUGAGCUGCUGUUGUUGUUGUUGUUUUUAUUAUGUAUUUUUAAACUGUGAUUUUAUGUUGUGAACCACCUUGAGACCUGUGGGUAUAGGAUGGUAGACAAAUUUAAUAAAUAAUAAAAAUAAGAAUAAUACUGAUGUCAAUAUAUUGAAAGUAACAUACUAUGGGGCUAAUAGGGUCAGUGGUCUGACCCUAUAGAGCAGCACCCUUUGUGUAAGGGUUUAGAUAAACUACCCAACACCUCUAGAAAGAAACAGAUUCUACAUAUUCAGUUAAGGUCUUGUCAUUUUAAAAAGGACGGACUUUCUGAAGAACUGCCCCCUGGCAAUGUUUGUGUCAGGAGUGUGUGCAGGAGCCAGGCCUUGUGACCAGUAGGACUUUGCAGGACUGGGGCCUUCCUAAGUUUGUUCUGAAGAGGCAAGGUGUGGCUGCACAGGUGAGGCCGAUUGGUAACUCACAGCACCUGGUGGCAAGAGCCAGGAAGGGAUAUAAGGUCAGCAUUUCCCUUUGGCUCUUUGCCACAGCAACACGUUCCCUGCCUUGCUGCGUUUGACUCCUUGACUCCUUGCUUCUCGAUCCUCGGACCCCUGACUUCAUGACUCCUUGCUUCUUGAUCCUCGGACCCCUGACUUCGUGACUCCUUGCUUCCUGACCCUUGGCUUACUGACUCCUGGCUUCUGGACUCCCAUUCCUGCUCCCAUCCCACCAUCUUGCCCCCAGUCCCAGCGUCCCCAGCUGGGACUUCGAUCACCCGUGAACUGGACCGUGACAGUUUGACACUAGACAUUGGCAAGGACAUACUUGGAAAGGUAAAUUAACCUCAUAUGCAGUGGCACAAUGGUAAGGUGAAAGAAUUAGGCACCACCUUAGAGGUAGUUUGGAGUGAUUGCUUGUACAUGUACCAGUGGCUGUUGCUGGCUAGGACUGUUGAUUGCUAAGAAGAAACUACAGUGGUGCCCCGCAAGACUUUACAGUAUGUGUGACUUUAAAGAGCACUUAAUAAACUCUUGUUGUACCAAAUUUGGCUUUGUUUGGACUUUUUUUGACCAUAGGAACACAUUAAUUGAAUUUCAAUGCAUUCCUAUGGGAUUUCGUGCUUCGCAAGACGAAAAAUUCGCUAGACGAAAAAUUCGCGGAACGAAUUAAUUUCGUCUUGCGAGGCACCACUGUAUGUUUUGUGAUGGACCUACAUGAUACAUACACUGUAAUGCAAUCUCAAAGUGGUGGCCAAUGCUAACUAGCUUGAACACAACCACCAGCCAGUGUAUGUAAUCUGCUGUUGGCAACCGUAUUGUACAUUUUGAACCAAUCACUUCCCCCUUAUCUUUGUCCUUUUGGGCAUGAUAUUAUAAGUGUAUCUGGCCUAACAGGAGAACUAUUAGUGCCAAUAAUAGUGUGCUAUUUAACAAAUAAACUGAUAGUCUCAAGCUAAAUAUUGCCAGAAUACAGUUUCACAAUUAAAACACAAUUAUAAGUAGCUAGAUAAUUGGACUGUUGGAUACAGGAAGAACAUAGUCACAAGAGACCUGCCUGCUUCUGUAGUUGUGCAAAUGCGUCCAUGGUUCUUGAAUGCGAGAGGCAUUACAACGCUGUCUGGUCUUAUACUCUGCCCUGUCUGCUUUUCUCCUUGCUAUUUGUAGGUAGCCAUCAAAGGAUGUUCCUUUUGCACAUCAGUCCACACUGACUUGCUAAAAGAGCUCCUAACAAUAUCAUUAUGGUUACGUGUUUGGUUUUCUUUAAGGAAGAAAGACUUGGAAGACUUGUAGAGAGAGAAAAUAGCCACUUACACGAAACAGGAAGUGAAAAGCCUUGUUUCAAAAUAGUUUUGUCUAAAAUAAAACAUAGUGGUGAGUGACUUUCCAAAGCCCACAGCAGAGAACAAGUAUCAUGGGGUGGAAAGUGUGUAAUUGAAAUCUGUUGAUAGGAAUUCUUGUGAGGUUUAUGUACUAUUUCUCAUAAAUAAAUUAGCCAUGCUCUGCAGAAUGAAAAAAUAAUAAUUGCAUUGUUAACAGUGCACUGUUGAGACGGUUGUUUCCCCCCGUGUACAUAAUCAAGCAAGCAGUGAUGUCUCCCAAGCCAAUAAUGAUGAACAUAGGAAGAGUCCUGCUAGGUCAGGCUAAUGGUCCAUGAUACCUAGAAUCCUGUUCCUAGCAGUGACUAGUCAGAUGUUUUGGGGAAGCCCACAAACACCAUGCAUUGCUUGUGGGUUUCCCAAAAACAUCUGACUGGUCACAGGCAACAGCCGUCCUUUGUCCGCCACCAUCCUGUAUCUAGAGAUGAAUUGCUUCUGAACCUGUGCACUUCAUUUAGCUGUCUAAGCAAGCACGUAGCUACCCAUCACAUCUUUUGAUGGCAAAUUCCAUAAGAUGCAUGUCGUAAUGAUUGGGGAUUACUGUUUCUCCCCAUUCACCCAAAUAUUCCUGCUUGGAAUGAGUGUCACUCAGGAUAAGUCACCUGCCUGCCAUUCCCCUUAGUUUAAGUGUGUUCACUUCUCAAAACCUUGGUGCAAGCCUGAAACACACUGAUUUUCUGGUGAUCAAAGGGAAAUCCAUUGCAAUAUCUAUAAAGUAUGUAAAUAAAUUGCUACGUACUGUUCAGAAGGGUAGGUACUGUUCCAGUCCAAAGGUUUACAGGCUGGAGAAUUCUAAUGGAUUUAUUGUUCCUGUAGAACUUCUCAUGGUACAACUUCUUCACAAUGUAGGCUGGUAAUCCACAAAGUUAUGAGGAAGAUCUGACCCAUCGUGACUAGCUAUUAGAUAUGUUCCAAGUGACAUAACUCACUGAGUACUGUUUGCCCUGGAAACAGGCAUGCUUUCUCGUUCUGGCCUUCUGUCCUGCCAGAAGGGCACACCAUGACAUUGAUAGUUCACAGAUCAUCCAUGCAUAGAGCAGACUGUUCUGCAACUAAAAUGAAAAGUAUUUGUCACCCUUCAGAGAGCAUGGGUAGCAAAGAAAAGUGUGUGUGGUGUGCGUGCUCAUGGCUUGGAAAUUACAAAUACCCUUUGCCAAUAAGUGAUUACAGUUUCAUCUGAUUGCAUGGCAGUCUUUUAAAAGUGUAGAAGAAGAUGCAGGGAAAGAUGAGUUAAGAAACACAAGUCUUCAUUUCCUGUAGAAACUAAGCUUUGGACUCUUAUGACUGCAUCCUCUGCCCCAACAUUCUUGAUGGGAUGGUGGCUAUGUUUUUGCUUAUGGUUCUCUGUUACUGUGUAUCUUGAGCAGCAAACCUAAACUGCCCUUGUUAGGUAGUUGUACCUGGAUGCCAAAUUUGUGGGCAGUAGAAGUUUCCUUGAGAUUGAAGAACUGGAUCUUACCUGACCAAAUGCAUUUCAGUAUCCAAGUACAAUUCUACAAGGCACGCAUUUGCUCCAACUGUUUAUUUCACAUGUGUUAAAUCUGAGAGUUGUGUGGUGUAGGUGUGCUAAGAGAAUGAACUGGGAAGAUCUGGUUCCUAUCUCACCUGAGCCAUAGGCUUUUUAGGUGGCUUUGAGAAACGUCUGCUGCCAAUCUACUCAUGGGAGUAAUAGUUACCUGUUACCCAUUUUAUCAAUUUUCUCAGAUGUGGCAACCAGAAUUGGGUGCAGUUUUGCAGCAGACACAUUGUCUUGCAAAAGCACAGCUUUGCCAAGCAGAGGAAAAAUACAACAUAUGCCCAACAGAUACUGGCCCAAUCAUAACAGAAGGCUUCAUGUGUAUUUGGGGCUAAUGAUUGUAACAUUGGGGCCAUUUGCAGGAGUGCGUCUCAUGUAGGCAUAGCAUUGCCUUCUUGUUUUCUAGUUACAAAAUUCACCAAGCUCUGAAAUAUUGAUCUGGAAAAGAUUUGUUUUAUCACUUACAACAGGCAAUGCUGUCUCAAACUCUUCUACUCUGUUUCCCUGUUAUAUAUUACAUGUAUAUAUCACCUUUCCUCCCAGGAUAUCAAGGUGGUAUACAGGAUUUCUUCUCUCGUUCCCGUUUUAUCUUCUCAACAAUCCUGAGAGACAGUGACGUGGCCAAAGUCAUACAAGUUAAUGGAUGUAUAGGUGUUUGAACCCUGAUCUCUGUGAUCCUGGUCCAACAGUGAUUACACUGCACUAAUUCAUAUAUUUAGGUAUUUGUAUUCAGGACUAUACAGCCCUCUCAAGGUGGUGGUUCACAUUAUACAACGAAAUAAAGGAAGAAAAUGCAGACUUUGCAAUAGCAGUUCAAUCUAAAAACCCGUCAGUAAAAUAAUAUUAAAAUAGCUACAGUGGUUAAUUUGCAGCUAAAAGCACGAACCAGCCUUCAAUCAAUCAGUUAAAAAUAGGUGCAGAUGUAAAUUGACAGAUCUUUAGAGUUGAGAUAUGCAAACCUGAAUUGCAAAAGGCGAGCGAGGGCUUUUUUUGUAUUUUGCAUAUUAAGUGCAGUGGCAGCCAUAAAAAUGAUUUAUGAGCACAAUACAGAGAUGUCAUCUCUCUGUGCCAUAUAGGCAAACAAUUGAAGUUGAUUAAGAGUUAGUAGAUGAAUGAAUCUCAUUUCUCUUGUCAGGCAUGUUACUCAACUGAAACUCCCAACUACAUGUUAGGUUGAUUCUAUGAUUGUUUUCUCCAUUGAGUUUUUAUUUUUAUUUUAAACCCAAAGGAGACACAUGUAAGGGGCUUAACCUUUUCCUAUCCAGUCCUUUUUUACCCUCACUUUGAGAGAGUCAUAGUGGUCAUAGUGCUGAAUGUAGGCUGGAUAGGCCUAGAGAGACCUCAGAUACUUGCUUCAUAAUGAAGUUUACUGAGUGACUUUAGUUCAUUCAUUCUCUCUCAACUUAACCUACCUCACAUGGUUGUUUUGGGGAGGCACAUCUUGUAUGGUAUCCUGAGCUCCUGGGAUGAAGAGUGGGAUUAAAUAAUAAAACUGGCUGAUGCAGGUUAAACUCUGUACAAGUGGAAAUCCUUGCACUAAUUGUAAGAGUGCAUUGGAUCCCACCCUUGGUUUCCAUUAUCAGGAGUGUCCCCCGAUUAUAGGGUUGGGACAUUCACUGGAGCAGCUUGAGAGGUGCAGGAACCAUCCUGAAAACUCCGGAUGGAGGACAGCAUACAAAUUUAAUAAAUAAUACAUUUAAUUGUUUUUGUUGUUAAACUGAAAAUUGCCUCCUGCUUUUCUGCUGAUGGCAUUUUUCUGCUGGAUCUUGAUCCCAUCUAUGAAUGGAUUGUGCCCUUUGCUAGUGGUUGCCUAGGGACACAGGUGGCGCUGUGGGUUAAACCACAGAGCCUAGGACUUGCCGAUCAGAAGGUCGGCGGUUCAAAUCCCCACGGCGGGGUGAGCUCCCGUUGUUUGGUCCCUGCUCCUGCCAACCUAGCAGUUCAAAAGCACGUCAAAUAGGUACCGCUCCGGCGGGAAGGUAAACGGUCGUGACCAACUCUGGGGUUGCGGCGCUCAUCUCGCUUUAUUGGCCGAGGGAGCCGGCGUACAGCUUCCGGGUCAUGUGGCCAGCAUGACUAAGCCGCUUCUGGUGAACCAGAGCAGCGCACGGAAACGCCGUUUACCUUCCCACCGGAGCGGUACCUAUUUAUCUACUUACACUUUGACGUGCUUUCACACUGCUAGGUUGGCAGGAGGAGGGACCGAGCAACGGGAGCUCACCCCGUCACAGGGAUUCAAACCGCCAACCUUCUGAUCGGCAAGUCCUAGGCUCUGUGGUUUAACCCACAGUGCCACCUGUGUCCCUCCACCCCACAGGACCACCACAUAUAAUAAGGUACUCUUUCCUUUUACCUUUCCAGCACAAAUUUGAGCUGGUUCUAUACAUUUUCGCAAUUUAACUCAGAGUCAGAUGCCAACGGUACCUCAUUUUCAUAUAGUUUUCUUUCAACGAAUAGCAAGCCUUAUACUUCAAAUCCUCUUUCCAUAACUUUCCCCAUGAUAAAAGUUGUAUAUUGUAACCAAAAUCUCUUGCCCAUUGUAUCAUCACUGAUUUAACUUCUUCAUCUUUAGUAAACCAUUCCAAAAGCAAUUUAUACAUUUUUGAAAGUAAUUUCACAUUGUUUUCCAACAAAGAAAGCUAUGGCAUUGUUGGUUCUCAGCAUUUUGAAACAAAGUUCCCAGUAAAUGUAAAUGACAAAUGGACAUGCAUACCUGGUUUUUAUCUUUCCCUUUCUUUUUGGGUUGGGCAGCUUGUAGUUUGGGUAGCUGGAGGAGUUUGUGAAGGAGGAGAUGGUUGUGCCUAUAUCUGCAAGAUUGCAUUUUGCACUGAUACAGUGAAAACGUGGGUGGUGGAGCUGCCACCAAGGAACAGAGAUGAGUGACAACCUCAAAUUAAGCUACCAUUUUUAGCAAGAGCUGGAAGUAUAGCAUAACAACAGCUCUACUGGAUCAGACCAAAAGUCAUUCCUUCCUUCCUUCCAUCCAUCCAUCAUUCCACCCAAGGAAAUCAUAUCCCAUUUCUCUCCUUUUUUGCACAUCUGGACGCUCUGUGCAUAAGUUCCCACAAAUUCACAGGUAGCAGAGCCUGUGGGCGAAUCAGCAGUCCUUUCCCCUUCAAACACUUAUUUCUGCCUAAGAAUGAACACCUAAACAAGGUUUUAAGGCUCUUAUUAAAUGAGCCGGCAUGUUCAAUCUUCCACGGCUGAGCCAGUUAGCCAAAAGAUGUAAUGUGUCACACAGUGGGAAGAUCUGCAACAUAUACCCCACCGAAUCAGUCAUCUGGCACAGUAUAGAGAAAGAGGGUAGCUUUGUAGUGUUUGAACAUGUUUAUUCUAAUAUGUUCCAAAGUAUUGACUGAAGUUAAGAAGUUAAGACUUGAAAGCAAGCUUGAAUUCAAAUUCCUAUUGUAUGUAAUAAGCUCCUAGGCAGGAAAGCUUGAGGAGCUGAAUACGUAAAACAACCAUUUGACGCUUUCUUUGCUUAGUUGGUUAGAGGGUUAUGAAGCUCUAUACCAGUCUUCCCCAACUUGAUGACCUCCAGACGUUGGACUACAAUUCCCAUCAGCCCAGCAAGCCUGGACAAUGGUCGGGAUGAUGGGAGUUGUAGUUCAAAGCGUCUGAAGGGCAUUGGUUUGCAGAAGCCUGCUCUUCACAGUCACUGGGAUACCUUUAUGCUCCUAUCUUUAUGCAUCUACUUCGAUUCCUUUGAAGAUAGGGAAGAAAGAAAUGCUUAGGAUUUACAGCAGGAGGGGAAGGUUUGAAAUCUAAAGACAUCUUUCUUUAAUAAUUUUGCAUUCCAGAAAAUUUCUUUUCAGAAUGAAAGUUACUGAGCAGAUGUCUCUCUCUACGGUAGUGCUUUUCCUGCAGAAACUUGUUUUCCCCAAGAACUCCCAGAAUUAUUUCCGGCAUCGGGGCAGAGAAUGUUUCUGGCUCUAUGGGCCAUAUGUUUAUCAGGAUUGGCUUCAUGAGCAGGGCAACCCACCUGUCAAUCACAGGACAUCCCAUGCUUGGCAGCUAGAUUGCCGGGUGCACCAGCCAAAAUCCUUUGGGUGGGGACCACGCUGCAAGGGACAUUGUCAGCCCCAUGUUCAGCGCUUUGGGUAGCUCCAAGCACAGGUCUGGUUUGUUUCUCCCCUUUCUGUCUCUUGAUUGGAAUGGGAAGAAUAAGGCUGUGUUUUAUAGGCUUUAAUUUAUAUAUAUACUUAUUUAAUGAAUUUAUUCCCCCCCCAUUUUUUUGAUUUUUUCACAAAAUUAUAAACACACAAACAAAUAAACAAACAUAAAUCAUAACCUUAUUAAAACUAGUCUUAUUAACAUUAUUAAGUGACUUCCUCGUAUCCCCCUAGUUGAAUUUCAAUGCAUAUCAUUUUAACGGUUUUCCAAAUCAGUAUUCUUAUAAAAUUAACUUAAUCACUUAACAUCUUUCUUUCUUUCCAAUUCAGCAUUAAACAUAUUAAUUCAUCACAUUGCAUAUUUAAAUCCUAAGCCUAUCUGGUAAUUGUAAGCUUUUUCCGAUUAGUUUAACUUAACAUAUUUAACUAAAUAAUCAUUAAAUUUCAUCCAUUCUUCCUGGUACUCCUCCUCCUUCUGGUCACAGACUCUUCUAGUCAGGUCGGCUAGCUCCGAAAAAUCCAUCAUCAUCUGCCAUUCUUCCACUGUUGGUACUUCUUGCAUUUUCCACUUCUUAGCUAAUAAGAUUCGAGCAGCAGUUGUGGCAUACAAAAAUAAUUUAACAUCUUUCUUGGGCAAUUCCAAACUUGUUAUUCCAAGAAGAAAGGCCUUUGGUUUCUUUAUAAAUGUAUAUUUCAACAUUUUUUUCAAUUCAUUAUAAAUCUUUCCCCAGAAGUCUUUCACCUUGGGGCAGGUCCACCACAUAUGAUAAAAGGUACGUUCUUUUUCUUUACAUUUCCAACAUAGAUUAUCACAGUUAUGAUAAAUCUUUGCUAAUUUAGCAGGAGUCAGAUACCAUCUAUACAUCAUUUUCAUUAUGUUUUCCUUUAACAUUGUACAUGCAGUGAACUUGACCCCUUUCUUCCACAAUCUUUCCCAAUCUUUGAAUUUAUAUACCGCUCUAUACUUGGAGGUCUCAGGGUGGUUCACACACACACAAAAAUCACAACAUAUAUAAAAUUGAAAUAAGAACAAUAACCCAAUAAAAUCCCCCUCUUUGACUGUGAGUGCCUAGUGUGAUCAAACUUAAGCAGGACUUAAACCCCUCCAGGCAGCUGUGCAUCAUGGGUUAAAACCUGCUAGGAAUAGGUACCUGCAGCCAUCCAACUCAUCAAGUGAUGUCACCAGUAAUGCCAGCUGUCAGGGGUUCAGGAGCAGAGGCAAGGGCAAGGGAGGAAACAGAGAGCGAGGGGGAGGAGGCAGAAGAAAAGAUGAGUGAUGACGACGACCCGAGAUCUCCGAGUCUUUCCAGUGAAUCAGAAGAUUCACAGAAAGGAGCACCAGUGGCCAGGGCAAGGGGGGGCCUAGGGGGACGCCCCAGGAAGAUAGAGCCAGAGGGGACUCAGAGGGGAGCAGUUGGAAAUCGGGACCAGCGUCACCGCCAGAGAGCAGGGAAGAGGAAGGGAGCCAGGGAUCAAGCGCUGGCAGCUCACAACAGGGGGGAGGGCACGAGUCAGGAGUGGCCACACCUCCAUCGGGGAGCGAAGAAACGGUCAGACGGAAGGUGGAAGGUUGGGCGCGCGCGCAAGUUCAAAUGCACAGGAAGGUGGCACAGUAGGCAGCCCGGAAAGGGAGCCAGGUCCUAAAGCCCGCCGAAAGGAGGGAGAAGAGUCAGGGGGGUCAGCGUCAGCGUCAGAGGAAUCCCGGAAAGAAGAGACCCCAGGGGGCAGAGGGACCCAGAGAAGAACAGUCAGGCGGAAAAGGUGGAGCAGGGCUAGGAUAUUAAGUUGGUGUACAAGGGGCGGAGACUCAGACGGAGCUUCGCCGGUCUAACCAUGAGACGUAGAGUUGCACGCAGCAGUUUGAGAAUGGAAACUGUAACUCAAUAAAGACUUUUGUUUAAUGAUCGCUGGCUAGCGUGAUCCUCUGUGAGCUAGGAUCCGGAAGCAGCUCUGACAGUAAGCUCCGUCUGCACUAAAUUGUGGGCAUCUACAGCCUCGCGGAGAGGAGAGAAAGCGGGUGCCUACUAGCGAGCUCACGAAAGGCAGACAAUAUGACGGCCGAACAGCAGAUAGCGGAACUCAGAGAAGCAGUGUCACGACUGAAUGCCGAGGCUCUUGCAUCCAGGAAGAGAGAGGAGGACGCAGCUGCCGCCUACAGGGAUCUCCAGGUCAGGUUGGAAGUGCUUACGAAGCAAGGGCAACUGACACCCAAACCGGAGGGGAUUGGGUUGGGGAGACGAACAGGCGGUCUGGUCUCUCACUUCGAUGGGAAUUUGCAACAGUACCCCAACUUUAGAGCAGAUGUAAUGUGUGCACUGCAACUGCUGGACAAAGACUUUAGAGAUGAGCAAGAGAAGGUGGGAUUCAUCAUGUCCCAUUUGCAUGGAGAUGCUAAAGCAUGGCUGCGCAAUUUGUGGAGAGAUAAGGAUCCGGCGCUCCAAAAUGCGGAUGCCUUUAUUAAAGCGAUGGAUGGGUGCUUUUUAUCAAGCAUUGACGUGGAUCUUGCUCGGCAGCAGAUACAUGGACUGAAGCAAGGGAGGGCCAGCGUAAGGCAGUACCAUGCCCGCUUUUCGCUUUGGUCAGUGCUCUGGAAUGGGACAGAGAUUCGGCUCCUGUAAGAGACCUGUUUUGGGAGGGAUUGCACGGCUCGGUUAAAGAUGAAAUUGCGAGGGGGGAGAGACCCCGGACCACGCAGGAGAUCGUUCAGAGGGCGCUGGCGGUGGGGGUGCGGCUGGAAGAACGUCCGUGGAGCAGGGACGAAGGGCGUGGAGGGCGCGAACCAGCCAGGGGCUCCUCCUUCCUUCCCAGAGAAGCAGCGCGUGCGCAAUCCACGCCUCCGCCAGGAGGAGGAGCGGAACCUAUGGAGGUUGGAGGUGCAAGGGCUCAGUCAGCAGCCAGAGCCCUAGCACCGGCAGCAGUGAAAGCGAAGCCUCCUAGAGGGAACAGGAAGUGUUACAUCUGCGAUGCUCCACAGCAUAUGGCGAAAGAGUGUCCCCAGAGGCUCCACAAGCACACUGCAGCUUCAGCAAUGGUAACUGCAGCAACGCAGCAAGGAGAACCACAGCAGGGAAACGACGGAGUCUGGUUGGAGGAAGAGGCACUGGGGCCCAACCAGACGUGUCAGUGAAGCAGUCCCCAGAGAUUUUACAGCCCAUGGACCCCCUCCCGCCCAAACCAGUAGUGAGGCUCACCGCGUCGCUCCAGCUGCCCAAUGGAAUCACCAUGGACGUGCCAAUCACCAUUGACUCCGGAAGCAAUGCGGACUUUAUAGGGCAGGACUUUGUCGACCGGCACGCUAUACAGUUGCUGCCUGCCACGCUGCCCCUGCAGGUUGUCACGGUGGAUGGCAGGGAGCUGCUAGGGGGGCAAGUGGUGAAGCAGACGCCACCAAUGGUGAUGCGGCUUGGGAAUCACAGGGAAAUCAUCAGCUUCAAUGUCACUCAACUAUCGGACACGCCCAUUGUAUUGGGCAUGAGUUGGCUGGACAAGCACAGCCCGACGCUGGCUUGGUACCAGAGGCAGCUGACCUUCGGCUCUUCCUUUUGCGCUGAACACUGCAUCGUGCCCCGGCAGGAAGGAGAGGAAGAGGAGUCACAGCUGCAGCUGGGCACGCUGCAAGCGGUUCCCCACAAGUACGCAGAAUUUUUGGAGGUUUUCUGCGAGAAGGAGGCAGACAGGCUACCCCCCCACAGACCAUAUGACUGCAAAAUUGACCUGCUGCCGGGCGGCGCUGCCCAAACGGACGCUGUAUCCCACGUCUGAGGACGAACUGCAGGAACUCAAAGAGUUCAUAGAUCAUAAUUUGGAGCGCGGUUUCAUCCGAGAGUCCAAGGCAGCGGGGGGGCAGUCCGGUAUUCUUUGUUAAGAAGCGGGACACGCCUCAGAAAAGACUUGUAGUGGACUAUCGCAUUUUGAACAGCGUGACCAAGCCAUCGGACUUCCCCAUGCCCCGAAUCGACGACCUCCUCGCAAAGGUACGGAAGGGCAGCGUGUUCACUAAGUUGGACCUGCGAGGGGCGUACAACCUCAUUCGCAUGCGGGAAGGAGAUGAGUGGAAGACAGCCAUGUUCACGCCCCUGGGCACCUACGAAUAUAGAGUUAUGCCUUUUGGAUUGCAAAAUGGUUCCCACGUUUUCAAGCUUUCAUGCAUCACGUGUUGGCGGGGCUCCUCUACAAGACGUGCGUCUGUUUCUUGGAUGACAUCCUGAUCUUUUCGGAAUCGCAGCAGGAGCAUGACAGACACGUCAAGGAAGUGCUGAGCAGGCUACAGCAACAUAGGCUUUACGCCAAGCUGGAGAAGUGCCAAUUCGACGUGACGGAGGUGGAUUUCCUGGGCUACAAGUUGUCUGAUAAAGGGCUCGCCAUGGACAGCGCCAAGGUCCGAGCAGUGUUGGAUUGGAAAAGCCCACGCAACCGGAAGGAGGUCCAACGGUUUGUCGGCUUUGCGAACUUCUAUCGCAAGUUUAUCAAAGGCUUUGCCAUGCAGACAGCGGCCAUCACGGACACGCUCAGCUCCAAGAAAAGAAGUUCAUCUGGACAGAGCAGGCGGAGCAGUCCUUUCAGGCACUCAAGCGUCUCUUCGCGUCGGAAGGGCAACUGCUUCAUGUCAACCCCAGCAAGCCGAUGAGGGUGGAGACAGACGCUUCGGACAGAGCCGUGGGAGCAGUCCUGCUGCAGAAGGACCCGCAGGGGGUUUGGAGGCCGGGAGCGUUUUACUCAAGGAAGCUCAGCAAGUCCGAACAGAACUACACCAUCUGGGACAGGGAGUUGCUGGCCAUUCAUGCAGCGUUCAAAGCGUGGAGGCACUUCCUGAUCGGCGCCAAGCACACGGUGCAGGUCUGCACGGACCACAAGAAUCUAGAGCACUGGCGCACGGCACAGUUCCUGAACCAGAGGCAGAUACGUUGGGCUGAGUUCUUUGCGAAUUUCGACUUCCGAAUAGAGUAUGUCCCGGGGGACACCAACAUCAUGGCGGAUGCUCUCUCCCGUAAGCCGCAGUAUCUGGAGGAGGCAACGCCAGCGGCCGCCAUGCACAUCUUCGCACCGACAGUGUGGGCGUGCACGGCGGCAACAGUUGACCUGGAGGCGGUGCGACGAGCGUUGCAGGAUGACUCCUUCGCGCAAGCAAAGAUGGCAGAGGCGCACAGGGGCACGGCAGCGACCGACGAGUUCCAGCUGCGAGAUGGUUUGCUCAUCCGUAAAGGGGCCAUCUACGUGCCGGGAGACGAACUUCGCGCCAAGGUACUGCAGCAGCUGCACGACGCGCCCACUGCCGGGCACUUUGGCAAGGAGAAGACGGUGGAAUUAGUAGCCAGAGACUUCUGGUGGCCAGGAAUGAGAGGGGAAGUCGCGGACUACGUGGCGAGGUGUGACACCUGCCAGAGGGCCAAACCAGUGCACAGACCGCCGGCCGGAUUGCUGGAACCGCUGCAAACUCCGUUCGAACCAUGGGAGAGAGUGGCCCUGGACUUUGUCACGGAUCUGCCCAGCUCGAGGGGCAAGACGGCUGUGCUGGUGGUGGUGGACUUGUUCUCCAAGAUGGCACAUUUCAUUCCGUGUGCGAAGGUGGCCACGGCGGAACAAACCGCCAAACUGUUCAUAGACCACGUGUUCAAGGUUCACGGUCUGCCGCGGUCUAUUCUGUCCGACCGAGGGCGACAGUUCAUCUCGAACUUCUGGCAGAGGCUGAUGGGCUUCCUGAACGUCAAGAUCAACCUGGCGUCGGCUAGACACCCGCAGACCAAUGGGCAAGCGGAGCGGGUCAAUGCCAUCAUGCAGCAGUACCUGAGAUGUUAUGCGAAUCAACAGCCUGCGACGUGGGUGGAUUACCUGCCUCUCGCCGAGUUCGCCUACAACAACACGAAGCACGUGUCCACGGGGGUCACGCCGUUCUUCGCCAACAACGGGAGGCACCCCAGAACCUUCCCGGGACUGGAAAGAAUGGGGGAGGGGAGCCGCAGACAGCAGAUGCAUUCGCGUCGGAGUUGCAGGAGGUCCACGAUCAGCUGCGGCGGCACCUGGAGCUGGCUAAACACGCAUACAAGGUACAAGCGGACAAACACAGAAGGGUUGGCGAAGAGAUCCAUGUGGGAGACUGGGUCUGGUUAGCAGCCCACGCAGUGCCGGCCAGGUCGUUGGCGAAGAAGAAACUAGGGCAUAAACAACUGGGGCCCUACCAAGUCGAAGAACAGGUCAACCCGGUGGCUUUCAGGCUGGCUCUUCCGGAGGGUUCCAGGAUGCAUCCGGUGUUCCACAGAUCGGUGCUCACUCCAUACAAGGCACCUCACAGGUUUCAGGAACCAGGAACGGCACCGGGUCCGCUCCGAGAGAGAACCGGGCAGGGGGGAGUGGCACGGGAGGAGCGCAUCAACGAAGCCACGGAGAUUUUGGACUCCAGAUGGGGGAAGAGGGGGUAGAAUACCUUCUCGCCAAGGAGGGCACCCCGGCCAGUGCCAACAGCUGGGUGCCGGGCUACGCUUUAGACGAACCUCUGCUCAAAGAAGAGUUUCAUGCCCUCUUCCCACAUAGGCCAAUGCCAGCAGACUUUUUCGACGACUGGCUUUUCACGCCCACGCUUUCAGCCAGCACGUUCCGGGGUUCGACUCGGACGAGGAACCGACACGAGACGCCCGUUCCCCGGAGGGGUCACCCUCGGGAUCUGCUUCAGAACCCUCGUAUUGGUGGGAUGAUCGACCAGAGGAGCAGUUCCGCAGAAGGUGGCUGGAGGGUCCAGGACGAGCAACGUCUCCAGAAGGUAACGAGGGAGAGACGGACAUGGACGCUUUCGGGACGACCCGGGUUUCGAGCACGGCGGCACAGAGAUGGAAGCGGAGGUGACCGUCGUCAACGAGAGCAGGGAGGAAGAACCGGAAGACUUCAGAUGGCGGCCCGCCACGGGAAGCGAACUGUAUCCGACAUUCGUCCCCGACACGGCAGCACCCAGAUCCCGCACCGGAAGGAGGGGAGGGGGAAGAGGGGGCUUCGAGGGGGAUGGAUGUCAGGGGUUCAGGAGCAGAGGCAAGGGCAAGGGAGGAAACAGAGAGCGAGGGGAGGAGGCAGAAGAAAAGAUGAGUGAUGACGACGACCCGAGAUCUCCGAGUCUUUCCAGUGAAUCAGAAGAUUCACAGAAAGGAGCACCAGUGGCCAGGGCAAGGGGGGAGCCUAGGGGGACGCCCCAGGAAGAUAGAGCCAGAGGGGACUCAGAGGGGAGCAGUUGGAAAUCGGGACCAGCGUCACCGCCAGAGAGCAGGGAAGAGGAAGGGAGCCAGGGAUCAAGCGCUGGCAGCUCACAACAGGGGGGAGGGCACGAGUCAGGAGUGGCCACACCUCCAUCGGGGAGCGAAGAAACGGUCAGACGGAAGGUGGAAGGUUGGGCGCGCGCGCCAAGUUCAAAUGCACAGGAAGGUGGCACAGUAGGCAGCCCGGAAAGGGAGCCAGGUCCUAAAGCCCGCCGAAAGGAGGGAGAAGAGUCAGGGGGGUCAGCGUCAGCGUCAGAGGAAUCCCGGAAAGAAGAGACCCCAGGGGGCAGAGGGACCCAGAGAAGAACAGUCAGGCGGAAAAGGUGGAGCAGGGCUAGGAUAUUAAGUUGGUGUACAAGGGGCGGAGACUCAGACGGAGCUUCGCCGGUCUAACCAUGAGACGUAGAGUUGCACGCAGCAGUUUGAGAAUGGAAACUGUAACUCAAUAAAGACUUUUGUUUAAUGAUCGCUGGCUAGCGUGAUCCUCUGUGAGCUAGGAUCCGGAAGCAGCUCUGACACCAGCAAAUUGGCCUGAUGGUGUGAUUUGCAAAAAACGUGGCCCCACAGGCCAAAUUGGACCCACUGGUGGGCCAAGAUGGGCCCAUAAGCCAGAGGUUACUCACCCCUGCCCUACAUGAAAUGUUGAAGAGCAUCAGAGAUAUCUGUUGGUUAGCGCCAGGGGUGAGAAAGCUAUGAUGCUUCACUUGUGGUUGGACUGCAGCUUCAAUUAUCCCUGAUGAUUGGCCAUGCUGGCUGGGGUGAUCAAUGUUGGAUGUCUGUGGUGUACUUUGCUAUAUACAGUGUAGCUUGCUUAUUUUUUGUUUUUUUUAGAUAUAGUUUUAUUGAUUUCCAAAAUGUAACAAUUACAAAAAUAGAACAAAUAGAAUAGAAGAGAAUGCUAAAACACAAUCCCAAUUUACCCUGUUCCCCCCUCCAGAAUAGAUUAGUCUAUUUACGUUUGCCAAAGUCCAGUCUGUGAUUUUGGUGGUUGCCAUUCUUCAUUGUUAUCAGUAAAGGUUUUUAUAAAAGGAUGCCAUAUUUCAACAAAAUAGUCUACAUCAUUUGCAUUAUUCGAUGCAUGUAGUCUCUGUUAUUUUUUCUGAUACAGUAUUCAACUAUACACCCUGUUUCCAACAAGAAAUAUAGAUAUUCCAAUCCUUUCUAUUUCUGUGUCACUAGUAGGUGUGCUGCUACUAAAAGAAAAGUAAUUACCGUAGUUUUUUUUAAUAAUAAAAGUCAAAAUGCCCUUCUUUAAAAAUGGUUAACUUUGGGUACAUUCUACAUACCGACCCGUAAUAUAGCUUAUUUUUGUAAAUACCCUCUUCCAGAAGGGCUUUAUAUGUUCACAUGCCCACCACAUGUGAAAUGUUGUACCUGUACUAUAUUUUAACCUCUCCAGCAUGAUGGUGGGAUACUUUUAUUAAUAUAGCUACACUGUAAUGAUGUCAAAUUUAUUAAGGAAACAGAAACCAGAAAUUAACUAACUGGACAUCACCCACCCAAAAUUGCAUUUAUAAAGUCCAUUAGUAUAUAUUAAUAAAAACACUUCUGUAUAAAAUGUCUUACUGUUUCUCCAAAUGGCAUAUAAAUUCAUUGAGGCAUUUUCAUCCUGGUCUUCUACAAUAUUGUCAUCAGUAGGGAAGGGACUUUAAAUUAGUGAUGACAAAGUAAUUACUUGCUUUACAGAAGGUGCUAGGUUGAGUUUUUAUCAUAUCCAACUACAAAGGAUGUUAGGCAGCAGGACUGCAAGGACUUCUGCCUGAAACCACAGAGAACAACUGUCGAUCACGGUACACUACGUGAGCCAACAGGCAGCUUCCUAUGUCCAUAUAUCGUCCAAUCAAUUGUCUACGGCCUAAUUUUAUUUCACUAGUGGAUGAACAGCUGUCACUUUCCCCUGAGGGAGAUUGUGAUAUAUCUCCUGCAGAUGUUUAAGCGAGUGAGUUUGUUCAUCAUCAAGGCAUCCAUCACCCAUAUAUGCCAUGUACCUCUUCUCUAAACCACUGUAGUGGGUACGUCAUUAUUCUUCCAAUUUUUGUGAGUGGUACUCCAGCUGCCGUUAUCAGAUUCUUUACAAGGUCUCUGUGAUCAUUCUUUAUACUGUUCUUGGCAUAUUCUAACAGGAACUCUUGUGAGGUUUUUCCAAUUUUGUAACUUAUUAUCUCUCUGGUGUUUUUCGCAGCAUCCUAUCAAUAUUUUUAAUAUAGUGUUGCUGCUGCCAAGUGUAUCUAUGGGCCUUGCACUUUUCUUUUGACACCAAUAUUUUUGAAGGUGUCAUCAUGAUUUAUUUUUUUUAAAUGAAAGAAUUUUAGAGCAGUUUUCUUUCAUCGCCACACCGACUGUGCUUUUUUUCUUUUGAACAAGUAUAAUUCUGGCAAGAUGCUGAAAUUUAAAUCUGGUAUUUCUUACUUUUGCUAUUCAAUUUCUUUUACUCUUUAUAUUUUUUUGAUAGCAUUCCUGACAUCUUUGUAAACUUACUCAGUUUUUUAAAGUGCUUCAAGAAUUUUAACCCUGCACAGUAGACAAAAACAUUAAAAGAAACAACGCAAGACCCAGAACAAUGAUGCAUUAAAAUAUUCAAUAAGCAGCACAUUCCAUUAUUGAUAUUCCAUCUGGCAAGCUGCCAUGCUUGUGUAGAUGGAACGAUUGGAAGAGGGCAACAAAACUGAAUUCUACCCAGGGCCAAUGAAAUAGGCGAGAGAGAUUAAAAUCUGCAGACUCAAAGUUGCUAUUUCGUAGCCUGAGGCAAGGGAUAAGAUGACACCCUUUAUUUUGCAUACAGAAGCUGAAUAGAUGGGCAGCUGAUUCAUACUUCAACACUGAUGGUGGAAGAGCACACUCCAUGACACCUAAGGGAAGGUUGCUACAAUGAAGCGCAGUGCUCUAAACCACCAAGCCUCUUGGGCUUGCCAAUCGGAAGGUCGGCAGUUCAAAUCCUUGUGACGGGCUGAGCUCCUGUUGCUCUGUCCCAGCUCCUGCCAACCUAGCAGUUCAAAAGCAUGCCAGUGCAAGUAGAUAAAUAGGUACUGCUGUGGUGGGAAGAUGAAGGGCGUUUCUGUGCACUCUGGUUUCCGUCACGGUGUUUCAUGCACCAGAAGCGGUUUAGUCAUGCUGACCACAUGACCCAGAAAGCUGUCUGUGGACAAAUGCCUGCUCCCUCGGCCUGAAAGCAAGAUGAGUGCUGCAACCCCAUAGUCGCCUUUGACUGGACUUAACCGUCCAGGGGUCCUUUACCUUUUACCUUACAAUGAAGUCAGGUGGUAUUUUUUCCAGAAUCUCCCCCCCCAUGCUUUAUUUUCCCAUGAAUUCUUCUUCUUAUUAAUUUCAUAAGAUCAUUAGCUACGAUAAAUGGAACCAAUUUCAAAUACUAUAUUAGGCAAGCUUGGCCAUUUCAAAGUUUUUAGCUUUGUUUCCUAAACACAGAUAACAUGCUAAAUUAGAUCAUGCUUAAGGACAUCUAACUAUCCAAAUUUUUCUUGAAAACCCAUAUCAUUGGUAGGCUAAUUUAGGGGUUGCAGAACAGGCUGUGUGGCACAUGGUAUACUCCAGUAGAAUGGAGCACUGUGCUCCAGCACCUGCCACCUGAAGCGAUCGCCUCAGUAUAUCUAAUAGUAGAGCCAGCCCUUUCCAGGCUUGAUAACACCAUUAAGAAUUCUUGAGGUGGCCCCUCAACACAGAUAAAUUUAUGAAGCUAAGCUCAUCAUGCUGAUUGCAUCUUUUAUUUGCUGGUAACAAUUAUUAUAAUUGAUUGUUCACUGCAAAUUGCUCUCUGAGAUAAAUAAGAUCCAGAAUAAGGGACGAGUUGAUUAGAGUUAUAUUCUAGAGUCUGGUUUUAUUUUUUUAAUGGGGGAAGGGAAUUGAUAGUUGCACAAAGGUUAGCUAAAAAUCCUUUCACCCCUCUUGACUUUUUGCAAUAUAACCUAAGCCUCCUGUAAAUUGCAUUGAUAAGCUGGCACAACGAUGCACCUUGAAAAUGAAUGAAUGCAAUGAUGGAAUGUAAACAUUUCCAAACACCUGCAGUGAUCUGGGCUAGAUGUAUACCAACAAGCAGGGAGAUGGCAGAGAGACAGGGCCAUGUUUGAUUUCUCCUUGAAUCCAAGGCUGCGGCUAUGGAAGAAACAAGACCCUUUUGGCGUGUUAAUGCUGUGAACCUUGCCAUCAUAGGCUCACGUUGUAUAUACACGUAAAUAAGCUAUAUAUCAUAAAGACACUACAGUCUGCACUGUGCCUCAUUCCAAAAGAAAACAUAAACCCUGGGUAAGCGCCUGGAAUCUUGCACCGCUCAGAGAUUGUGGUGGCGUGAAACAAUAAUAUUCAUUAAUGUCAAGAAUGCAUUCAUUAUGUUAUUUCCUGCAGUACAAAGAUAUUCUUUUAAAAGAACAAAUAGCCAACAAAGCAAACUCCCUUUCCACAUUGUAACAACAACAACAACAACAAACCUCACUUUGCACAACAUAGUUUCUUAGACCCUUUCCUUGAGAUUUGCCUCUGGAUAAAAGUGGGAAGUGUUCUCUACAGCUCCUUAUACCUAUGUCUAGGUAUUGGUAGUUUUGUGGGCCUAGUUUAUGGCUCUUUUGGGGGGGGAAAUGGGUUCGUUUACAAUGGCCUAUUGCAGAAAAGGAAUAAGGGAAAAUCAUUCUCUGUAAAUAGACUGCAUUAGAGGAAUGUUGGUUGAUUGCAUCGCUCGAUCUUUUUUGUGAUUGUUUCCAUUAUGGUUUCAUUUGGAGGCAGAAAAUUUCCAAUUUGUCUAGCCCUGUGUGUCCCAUCCAUCUUCAUGGUGGUGUUGAAGGGUGAUUUUUGUUCCCUUGUAGUUAAAAACGGCUUCAGAUUAGGAAGUUUCAUCCAGAAGCGUGCUGAUGAUGAUUGUAAGAUUUCCACCACAAACCUGGCUAACUGUGAAAAGUAACUUUUCCAGCAAUUGUCUCCUGGAAGUAAAGCUGCCGAAACCGUUUUUCUUCUUUGCUCUUGCAUGUCAACACGUUUGGCUUAUUUUGAAAGCACUUCAGUGUCUGGCAACGAUAUGGUGCUUGCAACAAAGCAAGUGGAACAGCGGAUGCAAAGCCUGGAAUGGAUAAAAGGAAGGUUCAGAAUUCCUUUAGAAAUCUCAAAUAGAACUUGGCAAACGGUCACAAGCGGCUUCCUAUCAUAGCUAGACAGGAAGUGUCAUAUUUGAUAAGUAGCAUUUGAGCUUUGAAGCAGGAGUUUACACUUUGGGAGAUAUUUCCCCCCCCUAUUGUUAAGUGGAGACAAAACAAUCCCCUGGCAGCAAAACUUUCUCAAAUGUGAAUCAGGCUCAGCUAGCUAAAGGUUGUGAGAACUGUUCAUUCAGAAUUAGAGAAAUUGGCAAGUGUGCGUCUUAGGCAAGUUUAUUCAGAAGUACAUACCCAUUGCGCUCAGUGGGGGUUUGCUUCCUAGUUAGUGAAUUUAGUGUUAUAGCCCUAAGCAUAUUUCUUGCUUAAUUCGGCAAUAUCCAUAUUUGAUCGGGUAGCAUCUUCAGGAGAAGCGUGGCCUCGUAGCUGAAUGUUACCCAUGUACCAUGUACAUCAAUGAAAGAUCUUAGAAUGAUAUGGAUAGAAGCUUGGCUAUAUUGGUCUCAGUUGCUACUACAAUUAGUGGGCGAAUGCUGCUUGUACAAGCAAAUAGAAAUGCUUAGAAAUGGGGUACAGCAUUAGCCCCAUGAUCCCCAGACCCAGAAAAUAUGACAUUUGACUAGUAUUUUAGAGAUGCAAUCAGAUAAUGGCAUGUGGUUGUACCCUGGCUUAUGGCUUUGUUUUUUGUUUUUGCUUAGUCAUGGGCUUGCAUCUUUGAUUUUUGGGGCUGGCUGAGAUUUUUCCAUAGCACCUCCUUAAUGGCAGAUGUAGCUAUCCCCCCCCAUCCCCUUGAAAAUUAACUUAUAUAUAUAUAUAAUCUCAGUAGGUGUUGGGAUAUUCUUUAAUAGAACAAAUAUGUGAGUCAUGAAUUUACCUUCUGCUUCAGGUUUCUAAAAUCUUGCAAGUGUUCACUGCAAACUAGGAAAUGGAAUUUCAAUAAGAGAAAAAGAAAUUGGUCCCCCAAGGGUCAGUUGUAUCCAUAGUCAGUGUUAUAUUUCUGUCUGGACUACAGUGAUGAAUGCAAUUCCUUGAUGGAUAGUUUGAAGGCCAGUGGCCUUUGAUCUGCAGAUGGUAGCAGGGCAAAGGAAAGGAGGAGGCCUACAACUGAUGGUAAAUGGUAUUUUCAAAGUGCAUAGCUCAAGUGGGAAUAAAUCCAAAUUGUGAUAGUUCCUGAACUGUCCUGGAAUGUAUGAGUCACCAGCCUGGCAGCAGAGACUUUCUCUAGUGCCCCAGGGCAGGUGCCUGAGACCUUGAGAUUCCUUUCUUCUUUAAGGUAAGCCUUUAGCCCUCCUAGGAAAAAAGUUGUGUGUGGGGGGGGGGGAGUGCAGGUACCUACUAAGUUACCGUAUUUUUCGCUCUAUAAGAUGCACCAGACCACAAGACGCACCUAGUUUUUGGAGGAGGAAAACAAGAAAAAAAAUAUUCUGAAUCUCAGAAGCCAGAACAGCAAGAGGUAUCACUGCGCAGUGAAAGUAGCAAUCCCUCUUGCUGUUCUGGCUUCUGUGAUAGCUGCCCAGCCCUGCAUUCGCUCCAUAAGACGCACACACAUUUCCCCUUACUUUUUAGGAGGGAAAAAGUGAGUCUUAUAGAGCAUAAAAUACAGUAUUUCUGUGAGUGUGAUGUGACCAGCUUAAUUUGCUUAACUAGGUGUGCUUAAUGUUAUAUGAACUUGAUGGUGAGCCUGGAUAGCUCAGCUGGUUAGAGCAUGGUACUGCUAACUCCAGUGUUGCAGGUUGGAUCUGUAUAGGACAGCUGCAUAUUCCUGCAUUUCAGGGGGUUGGACCAGAUGGUCCUCAGGGUCCCUUCCAACUCCACAAAUCUAUGAUUCUGUGAUAUCUGUCCUCAAACAGAGAUUUUCAUUGUUAGCUUUGGUUUCGCUCCCUUCACCAUGUCUUAUCAACUCCCCAAAGUGAUGAGAUGUGCUUAGAAAAGCAUACACUUCCAAAGGCAGAAGGAAAUGGAAAAAGCUGGAUUCGGUGCCUGUUUCACUCUGGGUUUCCCCCUUGAGUGUACCUGAUUUCUAGUGGGACCCUGUUGGGUUGAUUUUUGAUGAGUUGCAUCAUCGCCUAUAUCAUUGUCUUGAGAUGGGGAUGCUGGCAAUGCCAUGGUCUUGCUGUGUCUGACUGCACAGGUUAGCAGGAUGUUUCUCUGCCUCCCCUGAAUCUGAAAGUGGCUCAGGUUCACUGUGGCUGUAACAACAGGUGUAAGUGAUCAUAGGUGAUAAAGAUUCUCAGAUGUGUGCCCAUGGCAGGGGCAUUAUGUGAGAGGUACCGGGGGCCGUGGCCCCGGUGCACAAUUUUUGAGGGUGCACAGCCCAGGUGUUCCUCUCCGUGGGUGUCACCACAUCGGGGGGAUUCGCCUUCCAAGGACUGCAUUGGCCAGCUGGGCUCCCCCCUGCAUGGGUGGGCAGGCAGCUCAGCACAGCCCUACUUUGCUUCAGUGGGAGUGGGCUCACUCUGGCAGCGUUGGAGGAGAGGGUUGGACUAGUAGGCUCCGUUCACCCUCCAUGCCCCCUCACCCAACACCUAUGCUCGCGUGCCUUGCCUAACUCCUGUGCGCAUGCCCCAGGCGACGGCAAGCAAUGCUACGCCACUGUUGCCACACAGAGGCUUUGAGGUGUCUGCCUUAUAAUUCAUGGUUAUUGCUUUACCUCUUGAUAUGGUAAUGAGAUGGUAUAAGUUACCAACCAAAGUUGUUGGCUGCAUGCUGAUUGUUUUCAAAGGAAUUCUUCUUCUUAUGCAAUCACUUAUAGCCGAGUAAGAUUGUCUUCCAUAAACACAGUUUUAACGAUGAGUCUGUAAGUGACUGUGGAGGCCAAUUCUGGAACCACACGACCUUCCACAGUGGGGACAUUGGUUACAAGAACCACCACCAAGUUGCUCUAUAUAUCCUACUUGCAAGUUUGCCACAGGCAUCUUGUUAGCCACUGUGAGAAGAGGAUGCUGCACCUCAGAUGGACCAUUAGCAGGAUUCAGCAGGCUUUUCCUGUAUUUUUAUGGCUGUCCCAAGGUCACCCAUGAGCUUCAUAUGGCUGAGUGGAGUUUUGAACCUUGGUCUCCUUGUAUCUCCAUUACUCCAUAUCAGCUCCCCUCAAGACUGAAUCUCCUCAGGUAUAUGCAUGUCUCAGGAUUAGCUUUAAAAUGUUCUCAUUAAACUGGCCUGGCAGCUGCCAAGAAGUGGUGCUAACUGAAUUUAUGGAGACAUGUUCUCUAUUUUAUAUGCACUCAUCUGAACAACUGUAUCCACUUGGAGGCUUAAACACACUGCCCUUCCACAUCAUGUAUUCUCCUUACUUAGCAGUUUGUGUCGGAUAAAAAAGAAGAAACAGUUUAAUGCAGUCAUCAAACACAAGGUGACCCCUAUUAGCAGCUCUGAUUGCCAUAGUUUCCAGAUUUCAGAUCCUGGCUUUUCUUCCAGGCUUCCAAUCUCCAGCCUACAGACAUUUUUAAUUCCCACUCUCCACUCUAUGCUUACCAUUCAGCUUUCCCUCCUCCGUACGUAGCACAAUGCUGCUUUUUGGCUGUUCGGAGAGAAUUAAAUUGCAAGAGUGAAAAUUCCAUCUUAAAAGCAUACAAGAUGCCAUUCAACGAGUUUUAGUCAACACAAUGCAACAAUGCAUAGCUUUGUGUUUACAAGUCAUGAGCCAGGUGCUUACACCAAUUGUAACAAUCAAUUUCUCAAAUGUGGCAAAGAAAGGUCACAUCUCACUUCUUAUGAGUCCAUGCCUUUCCCUUUGUUGGGCUUGAAAAUAAUACUUCUCAAAUAAUAAUCCUCAAGCCGCAUCCUGUGGUUCAAGAAAGUGUUGUUCACAGGUAGGGUUUUUUUGUGUUGCUUUUGGAAUUGUUGCCAAUACUAAUAGGGGAUUCAAGUGGAAUAUGCAACAAAACGUUGUGGGGUACCUCCCACUCCUGUGUGUGCAUUUUAUUCAACGGUAAUAAUGGUAGCUUCCUCUUAGUGCUUGUGGGAUUCAUUUGAUAGUGAUGUGGAAAAAAUUCCAACCACAUCCUCUGGUGAAAGCCUGGGACUUCACAGCCAGAUGCACAAGAAAUGCUCUGCUGGUCAUUUGACAUAAUAUGCCAGUCAAAUUCAUUAUUUUAGGGCUCAAUUCAGACAGAGCAUUUUCCACACAGCAGUUCCCCUCCACAUCUCUGUGCAUGAUGGGUGACCCUGAGGAAGGUUCUGAACCCUGAUAAUCUCUCUCCCGCUCCCUUAACAUUCUUCUAUCUUUAAUAAAUGCAGUGCCACCGUGAUUUUUCUUCAGAGUUGUGAGGUAGGGCCUUGUUGUUCCAAUUUUACAGAGUACUACACAUCCGUCAUCACAGCUAUCUUUACAAGAACCUUGUGAGGUUCUGUCAUGAUUAUUAUCCUCUUACUGCAGGGACUGAGGCUGAGAGACUAGUGAGUUGAUGGCCGCUGUGAAAUAUGGAAGCGGUCCUUGGCAGCGCAUCGUCUUAGAUACUGCGCUCUGCCAAUUCUAGCAAAUGUAAGAGCGUGUGGCAUUAAUCUUCACGAAAUUAUAUCUGAACUGCCUCAGAAUGGUUGAAAAGGAGUAAAGUCAGUUACUGGUCAAUUUUAGAAAUGCUAUUAUCUGAACUACAUCCGGACAUUAGGAAAUAGCGAUGAAAUGGAACUGAGCAAAACCUUCCAGUAGGUCAUCCCCCCGGUAGGCUGAACUCCACACACCUCGUCACAAAGUGACGUCAGAUGGCACCCCAAAUCAAGUCAACUAAAAGGACAAUCCAUUAACACCAGCUGUAUUUUUUGUAAUGGCUAUAUGAGGUGCUUUUUUUCUGGGGGGACGCAGGGGUAUGCAUACCCCUAAACAUUUUGUGAAUCUAAGUUUGGCCUCAUUGAGGGGCAGUAUUUCAAUAUGAGUAGGAAAAUGAGAGUACCCCUAAACAUUUUUUUUAAAGAAAAAAAGUACUGGCUAUAUGGACAUGGAAAAGACACAUGCCCGGGAAGCUGAAAAUUAGGUUCUUUAUUGAAAAGGAUAGGUAAGUAAAUAAGUGCCUUUAAAAUGCAGUUGCUCACAAUUUGAAAGCAUACAGGUGCCUUAUUAAAACCAUCACUGCUCCAUACAUCUCACUUUGGAAACCCAACCAGCUAGUUUUAUUGAUUUCAACGCUUUCUUCAGGCAUUUUGAAGGGAGACUUGUAACUGAACAAAGCAUUUUUCAAAAAAAUAUUAUUGAAAAAAACGUUGCUUGUGAACCUCACAAAUGCAAACAUAACAAUAUGUGGAUGACAACUUCUAAUAUACAGUAUUUCCUUUUGGCUGAAUAAUGUUCAUAAUGGCUUUCUAAUGGAUAAAUGUGAGGCUGAGUUUGGCACAUAGAGACCGUUGUGAUCUAUAUGCCACUCUCUCAGUUUCCCUCUAAGAUGCCUAAUGAAGACAGACUUGUGUGAAAUCUCUCUGAACAGAUAACUUGCAUUGUGACAACUUAAUUCUCCUUCAGAUAGCUGCCUUUUUCUUUACUGAAAAGUAAAGUCAUAUGCCUAAAUCAUUCUUGAAUCAAUUGCCCAGUUUACUGAAAAUCAUUCUUGAAUCAAUUGCCCACAGGUAUGGAUGUCAGUUAAAAGGAAGAACAUGGUAGCUAAACCUCAAGACAGUGUGAUGAAUUCUGCAUAAUAAACCAUGCAACGAAAUGGCACCUGAAUGAAUGCAAUUAAUGCCUGUGUCAGCAGAGACAAGAGUUAUCAAAAGUUCCCAGAGCAUAUGUAUGUGUAAAGCCAACAUGCUGGAAAUGAGGCAUUCAAGUGAAACUCAAGAUGUGUGUCAUUUUCUUUUUUAAAAAAUUGCUUGGUUCACAAAAAUGUGCAUUGUCUUUUUUCAAGUCAUACCGCCCUUUUUUACAUUCAAAUACAUCCUAUGUUAUGUUCCUCAGAUAUGCUGUCACAAAUAUUGCAAUGGGGUGCAUUUUUUUUCCAAGUAGCAGUUUUAAUCAGAGAUGCUAGGGCUGCUUAGGUCAACAGGCUAGAGUGAUGUGGUCCUGGGCUACUUGCAUUGCAUAAUACACUUGUUUCAGCUAUUACGUUUCAGAGAAUAUGAGUUGUACCACUAGAGGAUGAGUUCUCUGUCCCCCUGUUCAUCAUAAACAAGGCAGUAACUAUAUUGCUUAGUUCCAAUGUGUAAACAGAGGUGAGCAUUAGGGCUUUCAUUUUUCUAGAUGACGCACAGAUAAGUAGAGGACUCAUAGUGGCCUUUCCCCCAUAAACUUGGGAUGUGACACAGUCUGAAUUGUCCUACUGAGCCCAGACUAAAUUGCAGAGUGGAAAUGGCUAGGAACUGGUAUUACAAACGGGCAGCACAUGUAGAAAAUCAAUGCUUCUGCUCUUCAUGAGGGGAAAGGUCCGUUUAAUCUAUAAGCCGUUGCUUCUUCCCUUCUAUGGAAUUAAAUCCCACAAAGUAAUGGCCACCUACUUAUAUGGCUUUAAAAGAGAAUUAGACAAAUUCAUAGAGGAUAAUGUUAUCAGUGGUUAAUAGACAAGGUUGCUAUGUUCUCCCUACACUGUUGAAGGCAGGGUACUUCUGAAAACCAGCUGCUGGGAAUCACAAGUGGGGAAAGUGGUAUUCUGCUCAUGUCCUCCUUGGGGGCUUCCCAUAGGUUGACCACUUUGAGAACAGGAUGCUAGAUGAACUGGACCUUUGGCCUCAUCCAGCAAGGUGCUCCUUAAGCUUUUCAGCAUCUCUGUGUAGCAGAUCCCUCUUCUCGGCAAGUAAAUAGUAGAAGGAAGACCAUGGUGGCUUUUGUGAUAUUACACUGCAAGAAGUAACCAGCAGACAGAAAUGCUGUGUAGGUGGUCUGUCAGAAAGAAAAGUCAGGAUUUGAUAGGGACAUGGCUGCACUGUACAAUGCUCUUGUAUGGGAAAGAUAAAUAUCUAACUGAACCUUGUGACUAAAGGUUUAUUUGAAGAAAGUAAUGAGGAUCCCGUUUGCUGCAUUUAUACCAGAGAUGGGGAAGCAGCAGCCUCUCAAGUGGUGUUGCACUCCCAGCAUGGCCUACGGUCACCCUGGAGGACCAUAGGUUUCUCACUCCUGGCUUAAGGUCAUAGGUCUGCAUGAUGGAGGACUUGGCCCUUUAUUUCCAAUGUGUUUCUGCUUUGCCUGCCCACUCUAUUGGUUAUCCACAGGGAGUCUAUAGAGUGCCUUGGAUAUCUGUGCUUUGCCGUUUCCACAAAAAACAUCAGCUCCACAAAAGUGAUGCAUCUUAUGCUGUAUUGGCAAGUCCUGCUAUUUGUGAAUGGGAGCACACAGUGGAACGAAGUGCAUCCCGCUGAUCUUAACGCACUGGAUUGGAAUUAACAACAACUUUAAUUAUUUUUAUUGGAUUGCUUUUCUGUUUUGUUAAGAGCUCCUUGAGUCGUUGAUUAAAAGUUUAAAGAGUAUUAUUCUGAGAAGAUGAUAUGGAACACUGUUCCGUUAAAGGUAAAGGUAAAGGGACCCCUGACCAUUAGGUCCAGUCGUGGCCGACUCUGGGAUUGCGGCGCUCAUCUCGCUUUAUUGGCCGAGGGAGUCAGCGUACAGCUUCUGGGUCAUGUGGCCAGCAUGACUAAGCCGCUUCUGGUGAACCAGAGCAGAGCACAGAAAUGCCGUUUACCUUCCCGCCGGAGUGGUACCUAUUUAUCUACUUGCACUUUGAGGUGCUUUCGAACUGCUAGGUUGGCAGGAGCAGGGACCGAGCAAUGGGAGCUCACCCCAUCACGGGGAUUCAAACCGCUGACCUUCUGAUUGGCAAGUCCUAGGCUCUGUGGUUUAACCCACAGCGCCACCUGCGUCACCGUUCCGUUAGAUCAAAAGAAUAGAGUGAAUAGGGCUUUUUGUCCCUAGUGAGAGAGCAGUGUCCAUGGAAGGUUGGCUCUAACGUUGCUUACCCUUCAUGAAAAUGGGCCAGCAGUGAGAUAAGCCUCUUGGUCAUUUGAUGCUACCUUAUAUUGAGCUAGACCCACUGGUCCUCUAGUUCAGUAUUGUAUGCUCUGACUGGCAAUGGCUCUCUAGUUUGCAGGCAAAAGUCUUUCUUAUCCUUGUAACUGGCGAUGGCAGGGACAAAACCUGGGUCCAUCAGUACACAGAGUACGUACUUUGCUACUGAGCCAUCUCCAAGAGUCCUCCUCUAAGAUUCAUCUUAGAUGUAGCCACAUCUGGGUUAUGGACCUGGAAUGGGUGCAAGCUUGUUGUGUGUUUCUGCUAACAGUGCAGGCAAUAAAGGGCAAUGUAUCUUCCAGCCAACUGAAGCUGUGAAGGCAUCAGUGACGCUUCCUCUCUUGCUUUCGCCCCAACUCUGCAAUGUACAGUGGGAGCCUUUAUUUUUAAACCAGCAUUUGGAAUUCAGUGUUUCAUCACCUCUUCCUUUAUAUAACAGAGCGUGUGUCGCAGUACAAAUAUUUGGACCUUUUUUCUUCUUGGGGCGGGGGAAGAGUGAUAUAGGAUCAGCUUUACCUCUUUCAGCAUUAAUAGAAUGCCUCGUCUUUGCUGCCAUUUAUAAGAAAAGGAACCCCCUGGUGUCCUUGCAAUCGCCAUCUAUUUUGCUGUUUUUCUCUGCGGUGUUGUGUAGCCAGGACUGGUGUAGGUUUAUAAAGCCACAUAUGGUAACAUGUCAUAAACAGUCACAGAUUUCACAAACAUUUUGUAUUGGGGCAAAAAAAUAUCCAGUUACCAUAUUUUUCCAUGUAUAAGACUAGGUCCCCCCCCCAAAAAAAAUGUCCAAAAUUUGGGGGCGUCUUAUACACGGGGGUUAUCUCCCCCCAUUUUCUUAAACCCGAGUCCCCCAGAAUAGGGAUCGUCUUAUACAUGGGGACGUCUUAUAGACGAAAAAAUACGUUAAUUCCCCACUCUACCACAAAUGUAUACAAGGUAGACAGUAAAACGACACCUUAUUUCAACAAAAUUCCCCUAACAGUAAUAAAGAAAUAAAGAAGGGGUAAGUACAAAGAAAAAGAAGAAAGAAAUAGGGAAAGUAGGUAGAGGAGAUAAAGAAGAGGUAGAGAUUUGUACAGAUGUGUGGGCAACAAACUUUCAGUUUUCGAAUGAAGUAUUUCUAUACCUCAGCUAUUUUAUUGGCUUGGUUGGUUGUUGUUAUAUUUUAAAAUUAUAUAUCUUGCUGGUGCUACCUGGAUGUGAUCAGAGCCUGGAUAGCUGUCAAUUGCAGUUUUAUUUUUAGCCCAUCAUUCACGUCUCAAAUCCCAUGUCAGCAAAAAGCUGUAGUGGAAGACAAGGCAAACUGUGGCUUUAGUAUGAGUUGGAAGAAAUAAGGAGUGAUUUUGAUAGGUUUGUUAUGUGAUAAACUGUUUCAAGUGAAUAUGAGUUUGAAUAAAUCAUAAUCAAAGGUUGGGGGAUUGUUUGGCCUUCCACAUAUUGCUGAACUACAACUCUCAUCACCCUUGGGUAUGCUUGCAGGUGCUGAUGGGAGUUGUAGUUCAGUCAACAUUUGGAAGAAGGGCACAGGUCCUCCAUAUAUGGUAUAAAGAGAUCAUUGUUUUCUGAACUGCAAGAUACUUAGUACGUUCCCAUCUCCCUAUGUAUAUAAAGACUGAGGGACCGAAAGAUGUCAAGAGCUGCAAUUCAGUUCAGAAUGCAAGAACGUUUCUGGAAAUUGGAGGAGGAAGGAGACAGCCUCUCAUCCGACAGCCAGUUUUGAUGGCGAGUAACAUUGCUUUCUGGCCCUGUAAACUAGCAGCUACAUAACAGCACAGUGAAAGACUCUGAAACCAAAGGAGGGAGGGAUGGGAAGCCCUUUAACAACUGGCAAGCAGGAAUGUGUGCAGUGGAGGGCAACCAGGAAGAUCAAGGAUCUGGAAACCAAGCCUUAUGAGGAACAGUUGACGGAGCUGUGUAUGUUUUGCCUGGAGAAGAGGAGACUGAGAGGAGAUAUGAUAGCCACCUUAGAAUAUCCCUGGUGCUGUCACAUGGAAGAUGGAGCAAGCUUGUUUUCUCCUGUUCUUGAGGCUAGGACCCGAAGCAAUGGCUUCACGUUACAAGAAAAGAGAUUCCAAAUAAACGUUAGGAAUAACUUUCUGAUAGUAAGAGCUGUUCAACAGUGGAAUGGACUCCCAAGAGAGGUGGUGGACUCUCCUUCAUUUGAGGUUUUUAAGCAGAGGUUGGAUGACCAUCUGUCAUGGACGCUUUUGUCGAGGUUCCUGCAUUGCAGGGGGUUGGACUGGAUGAUCCUGGGGGUCUCUUCCAACUCUUCCAUGAGUCUAUGACCAUGAGGGCCCACCACCUUUAAUAAUAAUAAUAAUAAUAAUAAUAAUAAUAAUAAUAAUAAUUUAUUAUUUAUACCCCACCCAUCUGGCUGGGUUUCCCCAGCCACUCUGGGUGGCUUCCAACAAAAUAUUAAAAUACAGUGGUCUAUUAAACAUUGAAAGCAAGAAAGUAAGGCCUCAGUGAGAUCCUACAGCGCAUUUCCCCCUCUCCUGGCAGCAAAUCAGCCCAAGAUGCACAUAGCUGCAUUGGACCAUAAAAUAAUGAUCAGCUGGAAUGGAAACAAAUCAGUCUGAUUGAAUGGCUUCUGUUGGGCAGUGGUUGCCGAAGGGCCAAAGGCAGCUUCUCAGCAGAGUCAGUAGAAUAGCCCUGUGUCUCCCUCAGUGCAGUCUUAAUCAUGUAAUGCACAAACAUCAAAUGGCCAUGCAUACAAAGGUUUUUAAAUAUUGGAUCCACAGGGAAAUCAUAUAUUUUGACUCACCAGGUGGGGCAAAGGUGCUGUGGUAGCUUCCCAGCAGGUCGGUUGGUGUUGCUUACUGGGAAAGAGGGGCAAGGCUUGACUCCACCAGUGCCAUUCUACUGUGCCGAACUCCCCUCUGCCUCUCUCACUCCUGGUCAUCGGCAGCAACCCACUUGCCAGGAAGCCAGUGUAGCACCUCUGCCACACCUGGCAAGCUGUUUCUAGAUUCAUGUGUGGUCCUCUUGGCAUUCAAGCAUAUCACACUGCAGCAGAGAUUCUACAGGUGUGCAGGUUGUGGCCAAAGACAUGUUAUUUAUUGGGCAUGGUUUGAUAAUGAUUGUGUUCGGUGUAGAAGAAAAACUUAGGAAGUGGUUUAAUUUUGUUUGGAGAGCUAAUCUAAGGAAAGUUCCUGUCCCCGUUCUGAAAUUCAAUAUUCAUAAAUAGCUGAUGAGACAUAAGAAGGAGACCUUUAUUAAAGAAUAUCGGUUGGAAUUGACACAAGCUUUGGAGACUCGUGAUAAGACAAAAUUUUGGAAAUUGGUGACUGAUAUGGAAGGUCGCUCUUCUCCAAAAGAUGAGUGUCACAUUGCGGAACUAUGUAGGAGGAAUUUUUUUGUACAGCAGUCUAAUGAUCUAAUGAUGCUUAAUGAGUUUCAGGGGGGAGGAAUCAGUCUGUACCCAUGAAGCUGUAUUAUAUUGAGACAGAUCAUUGAUCCCUCUCUGUAGUACCGUCUACUUUUCCUGAUGGUGGCUAGUUUUGACUGCCUGAAGUCCUGUUUAACUGGAGCUGCUGAACCUUGCUUGCUUUCUGUCCCCUUUCCCCAUAUAAUAUAUAAAUCCUCUAUUGCUAUGGUUACUGUUUCCAUUGCCUGGUGUGGGCAGCCUGGUAGAAAGAGUGCACUUGCUGCUACCCUGCAGCUUUUUCCUUACUGAGUGCUUGCUACAGCCCUAUUGAAAAUGUAAAUUAUCUGUAUAUCAAAUUAGUUUUAAAAGCUACCUCCAAAUAUGGCGUAUCCGUUUCCUUCCCACCCCCAGCCCCAAAAUCGUUAACAGUGUUCAUAAGGGGGAAAGUAUGCUCGUUUGUGGGGUCCUAUGCAGCUACGUGGAUUUCUCAUUAAUACAGUAGCUUUCCAGGGAUCAGAGAUGGAUUUAAAUCUAACAUGUUGUGGUAUACUGGAUUAAUCCAGUGUUGGCAGUGUUUAUGGAACUGAGCAACUUUUAUGGUAAUACAGACAAUUAGUGCAGCUUAUUUGCUCUAAAUACAAAUCGUAUCCACAGGAGAAACACAGUAGAUGCUGCCAAGUCUCAUAAAACUUGCUUGCCUAUGGCUCAUGAAUUAGUGUGCUAAGUAGUUGAGAAGGACACAUUGGUGCUGGGCUUCUGGAUGGAGCACGUCACACCUUAAUGAUGAAGAUGAUGAUAUUUGUUUGUUUAUUUAUUUAUUUAUACAUGCCCUGCCCAUCUGGCUGGGUUUCUCCAGCCACUCCGGGCGGCUUCCAACCGAAUAUUAAAAACACAAUACAGCAUUAAACAUUAAAAACAUCCCUAAACAGGGCUGCCUUCAGAUGUCUUUUAAAAGUAAGAUAAUUGCUUAUUGCCUUGACAUCUGAUGGGAGGGCAUUCCACAGGGCGGGCGCCACUACGGCCCUCUGCCUGGCUCCCUGUAACCUCACUUCUCGCAGUGAGGGAACCGCCAGAAGACCCUUGGCACUGGACCUCAGUGUCCGGGCUGAACGAUGGGGGUGGAGAUGCUCCUUCAGAUAUACAGGACUGAGGCCGUUUAGGGCUUUAAAGGUCAGCACCAACACUUUGAAUUGUGCUCAGAAAUGUACUGGGAGCCAAUGCAGAUCUCUCAGGACUGGUGUUAUGUGGUCCUUCAGGUAUACAGGACCGAGGCCAUAAGCUAUACCAUAAAGGGUUUCCCCACUGGGAUGCAGCCAGAUGCCUCUCCCCUCCCAUCUAAGGGCCCAGCUCAAUGCGUUUGCUGCCAUUGCAAAGUUGUGACAUAGUAGAAAUGGAGAUAGGUGGAAACCCCGCAGAACCAUGGCCAAUCCGUCUGUGGGUAAAAUUCCUCCAUGGUCAUGAGAAACGGGGGCCGACCCAUGUCCUUAACAAUGCUGCUGGUGGAAUUUUCUUCUAAAGGAGAUUCCUCUUCACUAAACCAUUUACUUAAGGAGUGGGUAGGUGGAUAAGCCUUGAAGGAGAAAACUGGAUGAAGGGCGGAAGCCGGUGUGGGCCUCCUUGUUACACUCCCGGUGUGGACUUGACCAGAAAAGUCUUCAGUCAAGUCCACUCCUAGGCUCCACCCAGGGGAGCCAGAGAGCUGGCUUUGAUUGGUUCCCUGGCGGAGGAGGCCCUGCCCCCUUGUGACUGCACCAUAGUGUACUUGGCUGAAUGGAAGGAAGAACUGCUCCCCCUGCGUCACUGCAAAUCAUGGCAGUCAGGAUGGAAAAGUGAACCUGGGCUUUUCCUCGAUGCCACUAGCUUCCAAGUCUGCAGCUCAAGUAGGUCUCCUGGUCUCUAAAAGGCAUAAUCUUACCAUGAUUUGGGGAAGACUCACAAUGAUGGGCCAGUGGUAUAAGACAGCUUCCUUUCUUCCUUUAUCUUAAUUUAUUAAUUAAUUAAUUUAUAAUAAUUUUUGGGGGGGAAUUUUAUUUACAACAUAACACAAACCCCCCUUCCCCCAACACAGAAAUCCACCCCCUCAGACACAAACAUAACAAACAACAAGCAUAACAUACAACAAUACAAACAACCAAAUAAAAGACUUCCUUUAUCCUGUUUCUGACAUCCUUAUUUACUUCUUAUAAGCUGUUUCCUUUAUGAAUAAUUAUUAAGAUUUUUCUAAUUAUAACUUAAAUAUCCACAAAGUCUCCUGCAGACAUUAAUCGAAACAAGUCCAGGUAUGAAUUUUAGGGCACUGUUUCGUGAAGUAUUUUCUGCAUUUUCCCCAUGCUUUUUGAAAUUCUUGUCUAGUAUGAUCUCUAACUGCCUUUAUCUUAAUUUAGAGUCGGAAUGCUUGUAAAGACUUUCAUAUGCAACACUGCAGUGUAAAUGAUGGAAUGACCUAAUGCAGCAAAACUCAUCUCCCCUCUCCCCUUCUUGUCUCAUCAGGUGCAGGAAUCAGAGCUGCUGGAUAUCAGCCUUGUCAAAGAUGCCCGAUGCGGGAAACAUGCCAGAGCACCUAAGGUAGGUCACAUGAGGAGGCCAAAGAUUCUCCACUGCUGCUUUACCAGAUUGUGUUUCGGAAAAAUUCCCUAUGGGUCACAUUUUGUUCCUAAAAGUUGUCUCUCCAACCAUAUAUGUGUCUUUGCAUAACUGCAGCAUAGCCGUACUUAUAAUGAUAGCCUCAAGGUGCUUAAUUAAGGGCUCUCUGGGAGAGGCAAGCAUGCAAUUUGAACUUCGUCUUGUACAUUGACGGAAAGUCUAUUAUGUGGAACUUUUUGGAUGUCAUUGCGGAAGUGACUGUGUUGUGAAGCAAGUACAUAAUUUCACUUUAGUUUUGAGUGGCUAUACCCUUGACAGCUGAAUCGGAACUGUAAUGUUAAUUAUGAAGUGCUCCUUUUUUAAUAAACAUUUAAUAGAUAGCGUAAGUAACUCAUCAUGUUUGCAAGAGAUGCCUAAAUUAAGUUUUUCUAUUUUCUGCGUCUGUAAAUUGGAUGAGAAACCUGCAUUGUUGAACCGAAUGUACCUUCUAGAUAAUGGCUGUUUUUCAUUUUCAACUUUUCAUUAAUGAUCACACAAGUAUGCAAUCCAAAUUCAAAGCUAUGCUUGGUGGCACUUGAGGAUUUCUCACGCAUCUCACCAGCUAUGCUUUAUGGAAGCAAGUUGCCAUCCUUGGCCUUUCUCAGUUUUGUUUUGCUUUUUAAAUAGGCAGCUGCCGUGUGCAGGUAAUUGUGUGCUUGGAUGUAUCAUGUGACUAUGGAAUUGCUUUUCCUAAAGCAUUUUAAAGUUUCUUCCUAAGGGCCUAUUUCAGUGUCAGAAACUUUCCAAAAGGCUAGAAUUGUAAUUGAAAACCUAUGGUAGCAAUUCGUGACAUGCACAUAAAUAUCAAAUUAGUGCUCCCUGAUUAUGGGCUUUAUGAUGAACAGCAUGAGAACAUUAACAAUGGAUAGAACAUUAUUUUAAAAAGCAGCUCCCUCCCCUUCCUUCUCUCUCUUUUUCUCUUUCUUUUUUGAGAGAAGUAUGUUUCGCUAAGGUGCACAUACAGUUAUUUGCUCAGUGGGGUCUUGCUUUUGUUAAAGUGCAUAAAUGCUUUCCUUGCUGUUGUGCUCCACCAGUCAGUGGCAAGCAGCUUUCAUUGCAAGCUGUUUGUAAAAAAGAAAAGAGGCCUUUCCUUUGCCUGGGGAUGACAUGCCUUACCUAUGUGUGUGAGCUUGCCUGUUGCUUUGAGGUGAAAGGGUACCUUAGUAAUGUGAUAAUGUGUUGGAAAAUCAGCUAAAAUCUGUUUGGUGCAGAGCAUGGUUAAUUGUGCAGUGAACCCUCUAGUAACAACUGGAAAGAUCUGUGGCUUAAAUGACUCCGCCCUUUCUCUUUUGCUGUCUCUUAUGCCUGGAAUUCUAUCUUGGAACACCUAUGUGAUACUACAAGUUUUUGAUGAAGCCUUCAACACACUCCUUAGUCCCUGUCUUCUAAUGAUAUUGGGCUUAGGUACCGUAUUUUUCGCUCUAUAGGACGCACUUUUCCCCCUCCAAAAAUGAAGGGGAAAUGUGUGUGCGUCCUAUGGAGCGAAUGCAGGCUUUCGCUGAAGCCUGGAGAGCAAGAGGAGUCGGUGUGCACCGAUCCCUCUUGCUCUCCAGGCUUCAGGCAGCUAUCCGCAAGCCUUCGGAGUGCGGUGCGAGUUCCCGCCAGGCUCCAAAGGUUUGCAGAUAGCAGCCUGCAGCCUGAAGCCUGGGGAGCGCAACGCCAACUCGUGCUGCACUCCCCGCGCUUCAGGCAGCUAUCCGCGGACAUAUCCGCAGAAGCUAUGACUUGGCUUCUGCCAAAGCCGCGCGCAGACUCUCCCAGCUGGAGAGGUUGCGCGUGGCUAAAGAGGAAGCCAAGACAGCCAGCGAAAUAACUUUUUUUUCUUAUUCCCCCCUAAAAACUAGGUGCGCCCUAUGGUCCGGUGCGCCCUAUGGAGUGAAAAAUGCAGUAUAUCCUUCGCUUUUCCCCUCCCUCCCUCCCUCCUGAUACGCCUCCUUCCUGCAAAUCCUGCAGCCAAGCUGGUACCAAAUGUAUUGCUCUGCUUUCCUUUGAACCACAUAAGUGAGGCCAAGAGGGGCAGAUUGUCGUCUGGGCAGCCUGAGACCUCCAUACACACUGCCCGGGUUACGCCCCAAGAAGUCACUUCAGUGCUAACACAGCAAAACAACACAGGAGGCAGCAGUUACAAGUUAUUGGUCUCUGCAACCACAGCAGGCGCUGUGAUUCUCCCGUGGUUUGACUUCAGCUCUGGAGGAACACUCCAUUGUCUCUCAAGACAGAUGGAUGCCAACAACUCCUCCCCCGCCCCCAUCCGCAGCAACCUCCUUUGUCAAAUUUUAGAUUGCAAUCUUACUGAGUCAGGGACCUGUCAUUAUUUUUAUUGUUGCUGUUUCACUUUAAAGCAGUCUUCUCGAACUGGUGUGCUUCAUAUAUUUUUGACCACAGCUCUCAUAAUCCCUGGCUGUGUUGACUGGGACUGUGAUGGAAGCUGGAGUUGAAAACAUGUGGACAGCCACCAGGACGGGGAAGGCUGCUUUCACGAUGUAUAUUUCUUGCUGCCAUACUUCACAAUGCAGGGUUACUCCAAGCUGAGAUCUUUUACCUAAGCCUUUUCAGGGUAAAAAGGUCUCUCCCAUUGGCUUCCAUUGUGUAUUGUGUUUAUCAUCACUUAAAACUCGUGGCGAUGCAGGCUUUUGAAAGAUAGAUGACAUUUAAAGCAAAAAUGCAAAACAGAACUGCCUAGCCAUUGGCCGUUUUUGCAUCCUUCCAGAAAGUAUCCCCAAGUCUCCAUGAGAUGUCAGCCCACUGUGAAAGAAGCAGCAGUUGUCAUUGAGCUGUGUGUGACAUGGACUAGUGCAGGAUUGACCCAAGACGUUUUGCUGCCUGGGGCAAAAGUUCCAGUACUCAUGGUGCCCUUACUUACUAGAUUGGUAGCCUCAAUUUUAAAGAUGCCACCCUCAAUUUUAAAUAUGCCAGUCAUGAGUGGGUUUUCGCAGCCGUGCCUCAAGAAUUAUUUGACGUCUACCAGUAAAUAUUAAUGAUCUGCAGAGUCUCUCCUUUAGCUAAACAUCCAUCUCACAAUCUCUGUAGAGCCACUCCCAAGCCAGUUACAAUAUUUCCAUUGGUUCCAAUUGCAUUCUGAAUAAAUCACUUGGGAUAAAUGGCCCGAUGUGGGUAGAGAAAUGGAAUCUCUGCCAGAAGCAAUAGGAGGGCAGUCAAGAAUAGAAGAAACUGAAGGGUGUUUCAGAAGAGAAAUUCUUCAGGAACAGAAGGAAAAUCAGAAAGAUGGGGCGUGAAGAUCUAGUUUUUACAGGGAUGGUCAACUUUCUGUACCAGUGAUGCUCUUCCAUGCAAAAGAGAUUCUCUUCAAAAUGAAAACUAGCUUGCAAGGGUGAUGGAUUCUGGCAUUCUUUCUCACAUGCUACAAUUCUUUGCACUGGGGUGUUUACUUUAUGGAAGAGAGUUCCAUCAUGUGAACCCUUACCUGUCCUCAGAAACAGUUUGACAGCCUCCUGUGAUGAAAAAGUUGGUUUUGCUGGACAGGUUGGUUUAACAAGUGUUUCUUUUUCUUUUUUUUCCUGCCAGCAAAUGGUUAAAGAACGGCAGCCUCUGAUUGGCCGUGGUUCCAGGAGGGAGAGUUUAAAAGGAGAGGUUGAGGAGGUGGGGUUGGAAUUGAGGUUGGAGAGGCUGGGAGAUAGGUAGGGAGACAGGUUAGGAGUCAGGUUGAGGUGUAAAGAGUGAAAGGGAAAAAGAGUUGGUUCUGGAAAAGAACUUCCAUUAUGAGUGUAUUGUGAAGGACAUUGUGUGGUCCUGUAGGAGGAAUAGACUGGAAUUUUACUGGGCGGCAGAGGUUGAGCCAGGAGAAGUAGGAGCUGGAAAGGAACAGCCUAUUUGGGACUCAAUCUAGUCUGGAGGGGAGAGAUUCUUAAGAGAAAGCAGGAGACUCCCAAACCCAGUGAAGGGAGGGAGUGUGGAGAACGCUUGGGUCUUUUUCUUAAAGUACCUCAGAAGCAGGAUUGUUAAAGGGGGUGGAUAACUGAAAGAAAGUAUUACCUUAUAAAGGGACAGACCUAUAACACAAAACAACUAAGGGUGAAUUAAAGUGAAAUAGCAUUGUAUUCCUGCAGUAACAUAAGUUUUAUCCACUUGUGUUAUGUACUAUCUUGACUUAAAUAAAUCCUUAUUGUUUAUUUAAAGAAAAUCCACCUGAGACGCCAACUUACUGGUUAUCCCCUCACAAAGGUCCCCCACAGGAUAAUCUGGGAUAGUUUUAUUAAAACAAAAGAAAAACCUUCAGGUAAAUGGUUGUUCAAUGAGGUGGGGGCAAUUUAUCUGAGAGCGGGCCCAACGGCGUGAGAGGAAAAAGUGUCAUUGCGCCCAUCACACCUCCAUGAAAAUUAGCCCAUAUGCAUCUUGCUAAUAUUGACAAUUUAGUGAAAGGAUCAAUUUGUAGGAGCAUAUUCACAAUAUGAAAAAUUUAAUCUAAAAAGCUACCCUUUGUGGUUCUGUUUCUUGUCACAGAGUGUUAUACGAGGAAGGGAUAAUUAUUUCUCCAUAAAACCUUUGUCUCCAUAUUAAUUUCAACCUCCCACCCACUCACCUCACCCCUCUGCCUGCAUGUAAAAUAGAUGGUGGAAGUUUGUUUUUGAAUUAUGGAUAGCUGAUCUAACUGUGAACCAUAUUAAAAAAUAUUUUUCAGAGACAGUGUUGAGACAGCUCUCUUCUUAAAAUGCUGUUCAUGACUGCAUUUUUAAAACUGGUUUUUAGUAGUCCUAUAAGAAUGUUAGUUGGCCAAAUGUCAGGUUACUCUGAAUGUCAUAAGGUUUGCUUUUCUAAAAGGUUCUGCUUCUACAAUUAUGUGAUAAGUGGAAAUAUUAGCUGCUUUCAAAAACAAAAUUAGAUUUCUGGUUCUUGGGUCUCUCAGCAGAAGCUGAGAAGGAUGAGCCUAUAGAUUGAAUCUUAGGAAAUAAAUAAAAAUGCUGAAAUGCUUUGCUUAUGAGAUAUAAUUCGGUCACUCUCCCCCAGUUCAGGGUUGACUUUAAAAAGAAUGCAAUCACAAAAAACUUUUGCCCUUAGAAUAAAAUUGCUUACUCUGAGUUGUGUUUGUGCUAAAGCAGCCUGUAAGUUUUGCUGUGACUUUUUCAGUUAGAAAAUGGGUACUUGUAGAUGGCUCUGGUGGGUUUGUGGAAACAUAAAAGUUCCAUCUCUCUGUGUUUCUGUGUACCACAUUUUAAGGAUAUUGACAAGCUGGAAUGUGUGUGGAGGAGGGCAACCAAUAUGAUAAAGGGUCUGGAAGCCAAGCCCUAUCGGGAAUGGUUGAGGGAAUUGGAUUUGUUUAUCCUGAGAGGAGAUAGCGAUCUUCAAAUAUCUAAAGGGCUGUCACAUGAAGGAUGGAGCAAGCUUGCUUUCUUGUGCUCUGGAGGCUAGGAUUCUAUUCAGUGGCUUCAAGUUACAAGAAAAGAGAUUCAUGUUCAUCAUCAGGAAGAACUUUCUGACAGUAAUAGCUGGUCAACAGUGGAACAGACUCCCAUGAGAUGUGGUGGAUUCUCCUUCUUUGGAGGUUUUUAAGCAGAGGUUGGGUAGCCACCUGUCAUGUAUGACCUUAUUGAGAUUCCUCAAUUGCAGGGGUUUGAAGUACAUAACUCCUGGGGUCCCUUCCAACUCUACAGUUCUGUAACACCCAACCUCUUGAACAUCUUUGAAGAGAGUGAUAGAAGAUUAUAUUGUAAGGACUUGAAUACAGUGGUGCCUCGCAAGACGAAAAGAAUCCGUUCCGCGAGUCUCUUCGUCUUGCGGGUUUUUUCGUCUUGCGAAGCAAGCCCAUUAGAGGUUUAGCGGCUUAGCGCUACAGUAUUAGCGGCUUAGCCGGCUUAAAGAUCAGCUGAUAAGCGGCUUAACGAUCAGCUGAUAAGCGGCUUAGCAUCAGCUGUUAAGCGGCUUAAAGAUCAGCUGAUAAGCGGCUUAGCCAUCAGCUGAUAAGCGGCUUAGCAUCAGCUGAUAAGCGGCUUAGCAUCAGCUGUUAAGCGGCUUAAAGAUCAGCUGAUAAGCGGCUUAGCCAUCAGCUGAUAAGCGGUUUAGCGGCUUGGGGGAAAGGGGGGGGGGUGGAAAAAAACCCCGCAGGUACGCGUAAGACAUUUUCGUCUUGCGAAGCAAGCACAUAGGAAAUUCGUUUUGCGAAGCACCUCCAAAACGGAAAACCCUUUCGUCUAGCGGGUUUUCCGUCUUGCGAGGCAUUCGUCUUGCGGGGCACCACUGUAUCCAUGUGCUAACUGUGGCAACAUUGGGCUACUUUACCUUUUACCUUCCAUAUAAGCUACACUCCAUACAGUGAUGUAUGGAAGUGAAAGCUGGACCAUAAAGAAGGCUGAUCGCCGAAGAAUUGAUGCUUUUGAAUUAUGGUGCUGGAGGAGACUCUUGAAAGUCCCACGGACUGCAAGAAGAUCAAACCUAUCCAUUCUGAAGGAAAUCAGCCCUGAGUGCUCACUGGAAGAACAGAUCCUGAAGCUGUGGCUCCAAUACUUUGGCCACCUCAUGAGAAGAGAAGACUCCCUGGAAAAGACCCUGAUGUUGGGAAAGAUGGAGGGCACAAGGAGAAGGGGACGACAGAGGACGAGAUGGUUGGACAGUGUUCUCGAAGCUACCAGCAUGAGUUUGACCAAACUGCAGGAGGCAGUGGAAGACAGGAGUGCCUGGCGUGCUCUGGUCUAUGGGGUCAUGAAGAGUCGGACAUGACUAAACGACUAAACAACAACAACAACAAGCUACACUCUCUCCUGCCACCAGGCCACAGGAUAUCCUGGGAAUAAGGUGUACCUGGGGUUUAUCUAGGGCUUGUUUGUUGGUGCUUGGGGGUGGGAAUGGGGCUCAUGGGUGGUGGGGAGUGGGCACAUUAGCACGGUGAAAAGCUGUAGAUCAUGACCUAUGCUUUUAUCUUGCGACACUAGAAAUGAUAUAGCAUAUUAGCAGUUAGCAAAUGGAAAUUCAAAUUAACAUGGGUGCUUAACAUCCCGAAGUUUCACACAACAGUUUCUAUGGAAACUAGAAUCUUUAUAUAGCUCUGAGGAUUUUGCUAACAAGCUGAAAUAGUGGCAUUAGUUGGGUGUAGGGCACAUUCCCCAUGGUGAACAUUCAUUUUUAAAUGUGCUAUGCAUUUUAUUAUUACUGCUCAGUAGUCAUACAUAUUUCAGCAGGAAAGGCUUUAAAAAUAAAACCAUGCAUUGUUUUCUUGAGCCAUAUGCAAAGUAGAAGAUAUUAAAAACAUUUAAUUUCUCUAAACAUUCUGAAAGGAUGGGGGAGAGAUCAUGGAUGUAGCCGGGGUUAACCGCCCUCCAUCAAUAAAUAAAAAUAGCUAACUUGCUGACCAAUCACAUUGCAGGUAGCUCAGUUCUGCCCCCCCCAAAACUCCUCCCCCUCCCAACAUAAAUCUUGGCUAUGCCCAUGGGAGAGAUGUUAAGCACAGGGAAAGUUUCUUUUGAAUAUUUUUGCUGCUGGUGGUGAUGAUAAUUUUACUUAAAAUCUGUCCUUCACCAUAAGGUCCCAGCUUGGGUUAUGCACAUAGCAAAACAACAAUUAAAUAAUGCAAUCAAAAUAUAAGUAUAUAGUGGUGGUGGGGGUAAGCCUGGUAAGCAAUGUGGAGAGUUUAAAAACUCUUUUUCCACUGAGUCUCUGCACAAAAAGGGCUUUAAAACCCUCUGCCUUGCUUACAGGGCUCUGGGAUGGUCAUGGAAGUGAUCAUGGGAUCUCAGGGGGCCAUCUUGAGAGCUCAGGCGGUGGGGGCGGUUCUGUGUGUUCUUCUGACCUUGCGCAAUUUUGUCUUUACACACAGCCCCCAGGAACGCAAUCCUCGUGCAAGCAGCGCUUGCACUGUAAGUGUACUUGCUAACAGGCCAUUUUGGACCUGUGCCUCCAUACACUGUUUGGGGACAUGGUUGAAAGAGCUUCUCCCGUCAGAGAUCCUUGGCUUUCAUCCAUCGCUUCCUUUGCUACAGCAUGUGGAGCAUCUGCAUGUUGGACAGAGGAAAUAGGUACACAGUUGCUUACUGAAGCUUUGUAGGCGGCCCCCAAGUCCUCUCUUUUAAGGCAGGGGAACAGACAUGCACUGUCUUAGUCACUAAGUGGCUGGCUUUUCCCUUUGUGGUCGAUGGCUUCAUGGUCAGGCUUUAGUUGGAUGGAGAAAGCUAUCAGUCUGGGCACCCAAGUUCCUACUGCACUACAAGGCAGGAAAUGUAUUGCCUGCCUUGCAAGGUGCCACUGAUGAGGCGUUCUCUACUUCCCUUGUAGCUAUAAUAGAAGGGGCAUCUAUCUCAUGCUGUCUUAUCUCUCCCUCUUGUUUAAAGGAUAAAAAGGUAAAGGGUAAAGGGACCCCUGACCAUUAGGUCCAGUCGUGACCAACUCUGGGGUUGCGGCGCUCAUCUCGCUUUAUUGGCCGAGGGGGCCGGCGUACAGCUUCUGGGUCAUGUGGCCAGCAUGACUAAGCCGCUUCUGGCGAACCAGAGCAGCACACGGAAAUGCCGUUUACCUUCCCGCUGGAGCGGUACCUAUUUAUCUACUUGCACUUUGACAUGCUUUCGAACUGCUAGGUUGGCAGGAGCAGUGACCAAGCAAUGGGAGCUCACCCCGUCGCGGGGAUUCAAACCACCGACCUUCUGAUCGGCAAGUCCUAGGCUCUGUGGUUUAGACCACAGCGCCACCCGCGUCCCUUUGUUUAAAGGAUAGGGCAAGAAGCUUCUGGGCAGUCUCAACUAAGCAAUGUAAUGGAGAAUCUUGCAGUGCCUGCUUCUUCCUGUAUUUUUUAAAAAUAUUAUUAUUGCUUUCUAAGCCCUUUGAGUCCCCCCCCUCCAGAUUUCUUUUUUUUCUUUUCAUUUUUUCUGACUAGAAACAAGCAGACACCUAUUUCAUACCCUCCAAUACUCCCCACUAACUGACCCACCUUGACCCCCCUCAAUUUUUGUCUCCGACCCCCAGAACAUUCCCUAUCAACAGGACACAGCACACAACUUUUAACUGAUUAAUUAAUUUAUCUCAUAAAAAUUAUUCACCGCUUGAUUGCAAAAAACCUCAAAUACAAAAUGGUAAAAUCAAUAAAAAAAUUACAACCCUACUUUAAAACAUAGAACAGUUAGAUUCCUAAAACAGAUUAAGAUUACCUCAACUUUCUAAGCAUUUAGGUGGGCUUGUCUGAACAGGUAUAUUUUUAGCAGGUGCUGAAAAGAGGAUAGUGAAGGGGCUUGCUUGAUCUCAGUAGGCUCAAAUGUUCUUGCUUAUUGUUUGUGCUGUUUAUUUUUAUUUCUUGUCCUUUUUAUAGGUGAUUUAGAAAAUCUCAGUGAAAGUAUUUUGAAGAUGGGAACACACACCCAUCUUACAAAACUAGCAGAUCUUUCACAGGCCCUAACAAGGUGGUCUUUAUAUCAGCUUUGCUAAUUAGGGGAGCAAAUUUUAAUCAGCAAGUGAAACACUUACUGUAGUUGUUUUAUUUUCCUUAUUUAUGGAAAUAAGCAAGUCUGCAGUGUAAACAUGUCAUAUGAGAACAGAAAUUUAGCAAUGAGGGAAUUGUGGUUUUCUCAUUUUUGAACUUAGUGAACAUGCAUGAUGGUAUGUCUCUAACUUUUAAUUAGAAAGGAUUGCAUACAAUCACGAUAACCUUCUAAAAAUAUCAGCAUUUAAAAGAACAGCCCUCUGGCAUGUCAGUGAAGAAUACCCAGUUUUGCAUUUCAGUGACAUUAGGCUUGACUGGUUUCUUUCAUUUGCCACUAUUUCUGUUUUUAUCUUCAGAUAAAUAUAUGGGAUUUUUUUUUUUGUUUAGUUGCAAAGCGAGCUAAAUUAGAAAUUCUUUUAAUUGACCUGUACCAAAGUUAUCUAUUACAGCCAACAAUACAUAAAGUAUAGAUUAUAUUCAAAGCAUGGGGAACAUGGGAUCUGAUUUUGCUUCUUGAAUAAUGGCACGUCUUCAGAGGAGUUUUUCUUUCAGGAGCAUUUUGUAUUGGCGGGGGGAGACAGAACAUUCUCCUUGUGUAGAACAUAAAAUGACACCCACCCACCCAAUUUCGCAGAGGUUUCUCUUGUGUACAAAUGAUUUAUGUCCCGCAACAUCUUCGCCAAGUGUGUGUCAGGGGUUGUAUCUAAUUAAGUUCUACUCAGAGCAGACACUUUGUAAUUAAUGGACCCAAAUUAGUCAUGUCAAUCAGUUUCAGUGGGUCUACUCUGAGUGGGUGUAGCACUGAAAACAAUCCCAGGAUGCUACAAUUACUCUUCUCUGCUGGAUGUAAUGAUGAGCAAUUUUGGAAAAAGUAGAAGCUGUGUCUUGGUGGAGCCUUGUCCUGGCUCCCAGUUGUUUGAAGAACAAAAAUUUGAAUGAUUCUUUGCAAGCGUGCUAAUGCUUAGAUUGGUGCCCUACAUUUGCAAAUCACUCAUCUAAGUCACAGCAGGCAGUACAUCUGAUACUGACACAACCCUUGCCAUCCUAUAUGGGGAAGGCUCAACUUAAUUCAUCAAACAGUUCUGUUCCUUAGCAAGCAAUCUUGCACUCUGUCUCAGAGGUGGGAUUUGCUCCAACCGUUUGUGCCUCCUUCCUUGAGUGCCUCUGGGACAUAGGUGAUGGAGGGAAUGUCUCUACCCCCUCUGGAGAAAGAGAGCUAGACUCAGCAUCUGGCAUGAGAGACACUGUUGAGGUGUCAGAGAAUAGGCUUCAGCAGUUGUGGUUAGGAAAGCAAAGCUGAAGAGUUCUUGCUGUGGGGAUUGAUGAGGCGAGAGAACAGUCUGAGGGACACACACAUCUGGUCACACCUCCAGGGUCUUCACUAUUAGGCUCCCCCAGGUCUGGCAGAGACCUCCCCACCACACUGGAGCCAACCAUCAAUCUACAUCAUCCUGACUUGGCCACCCCAUGACAAGCAUGUGAUUUUAAUGGAAAAUAUAGUCUCCAAGACCUCCAUUGUUCAUUCUGUGUAUUCCUGGCGGCUGUUAACAAUAACCAUUUGGUACUACAGAGAGAGGGAAGGAGGGCAGGAGAAAGUGAGAAAGACCAAAUACUAAUAAAAGGUAAAAUAGCUGACUAGUUUACCGUAAUUUUUUUCUUUGGUUGUCUAAGUAAUUCUUAUUGGUAAAUCAGUUGCCUUCCCGAUAUGUCUAUCCCUUUAAAAGGCUCAUUUGUAACUGGUUGCAAAAACAACGAGGAAAUGUUCAGGAAAAUGCAAGCUAAUGACCCAUCCUUUACUGAAUGACCUGAAAAGAUCAGCUUGUUCUGAACUACAUGCAUUCAUGCCCAGGAACGUAAAUAAAAACAUUCUUAAAUUCAUCCUCGAAGCCAACACAGGACUUUGUGAAUAGAAGCCAAGUGAGGUUGUGCAUCUUAAUGUGGGUUUCUCAACAGAAUGAAGGAAGUUUGCCCUUGGAAGAAACAAGGACAGCCAAGUAACAUAGGUUUGCAGCCCCUUUUUGGUGAACAGUGAACCAAACGUCGUGAAGUACUGGCAGGUGUUAACUAAACACUUGAAUGCCAUUAGACCUGCUGCUCAACUGGACUGCUAAUUGCUUAAGUUCCACAAUGUACACAAUACCACAAACCUUAAGUGUGGCAAUAGAGUGGGAUUCUCUGGGGCAAGCUGAUCAAACAAGGAAGCAGAGCGAAGUAGUUUACUGGACACACAUUUAUGACCUGAAUGUUAACAAAACAGAGAACAUCUCUUCAAACUAGGACUGUAUAGGUCCCUAGAUUGGGGGCAGGGGUGGAUUGUCAUCAGAAUGCCAUGUUUGAAACACUUGGCAUUCAUUUUCAAGAGACCUCAGACAUUGAAAAUCCAUAGUGUCCCUGCCUUUGUGGUAUUCCUCUUAUUCUGUGAGUUUUCUGCGGGAAAGAAAACUUGCACUGAAAGUGAGCUAUGAAGUAAACAUCACAUGUAGUUAGCAAUGUUAGCUUCCAUCAGAUGGCCUAUCGAUGUCCAGAAUUCCUGCAACAUUUGUUUUUCGGCUACUGACAUCAAUUAGGUAAACUCGUUUUGACAGAUUGGACAGAUCUUAUUGAACUCUGAUGCUGCCUCGGUUGCUUUUUUUUUUUUAAUGCCUAUAAUCCCUUUUUGGAUUUGAAGAUGUGUGCUUACUAUGAGAAGCAUCCUAAUAGCACUAACAAGGGGAAAGCGUCCCAGCUCCCAGCUCCCAAGUCUCAAUUUGAUUAUCAUGCAAGGCGCAACUUGAAAUGUACAUUACAUUCAUGAAUACUGAAAGACUUCUCUUGGGGAGAUAUUUCAUUCAGGAGCAAACUGAUCAAAACUCGAGGGUAGAAGCAGGCAUAAUUUAUUUUGCAGUCUGAAUUUUCUGAUGAAAAGGAGAACUUUGGUUGGAGUUCCUUAGAUGAUGUACACCCUGAAGUAAAAAAAUAAAAUAAAAAUGAAAUUGAUCCUUUAAAGUUUUUUUAAGUUUGCUAAUGACUUGAGAGUUUGAUGUUCAGCUGCUGUAAGUUUGAGGACAGCCACUUCACGCUUUGAUUGCAGCUUGAAAACUGAAAGGAGAAAGCUUCCUAUAUUUUCUGAAUCGGCUGUUAUCAAACAACAAGGCAAUAUCAGAACUGAGCUGCUGGUUUCAGACUUGUUGAUAUGAAUGUAUAAGCUAGCCCAUGUUUCGAAAAACGAAAAUCUAAUUUGAGAUUAUAGGCAUCAAUGCUCGUACAUUCCUACAUUCAGUCUACCCCACCAAGUUAGCUCCAAAUUGAGAAGCACACCAGUGGGUUUGAGUAGGAUGCUUCCCCCUGCUGAAUAUUGACUCGGGACUCUGGUAGGUGGAGUAAGACCAUGCAUUUCCUCCUCCUCUCUCAAAGACAAAGCUCAGUUGCCUGAAGAGACUGACUCAGUGUCCUACUCAUUGCUUGACUCUGAGGUCAUUGCAGUAGAAAAUGAUGGAGGGGGUUGGCUAAUGGAAAGGGUCAGGAUUGCAUAGCCUUGUCAGCCAUGUUGCAGACCAUCCAUCCACACCAAUGUGCCUAUAGCACUACGUUAUUGUAGACCUCAAAUGACUGUGCUACACUUGCUCUGAACCCCUAGCACCCCAUCAAACUAUUGGAGAAUUUCUGCACCCCUCUGUGACGUUAACAUAUAUGAGAGAGUGCUGGAGGGGAAAUAGUUAAAUAGGUUGCACAGACAGGACCCAGGGGGGUGGAGUCCUUGGGACUAUAAAACCAGUUCUGGGAGGAGUUCCGGGAGGAGUUUGUUGGGGGUUGUUGGUGGGUUUUAGUGGGUUGGCUGAUUGGGAAAGGCAGUUGGUAAUAGAGAGACAGUUAGGGCAGUGGGUUCUUGAGUGUGGGGAGGUAGAAGAGAUAGAGGAAAAUAAGACUAAGAAAGUAAAGACAACAAGGUUUGGAAUGCCGUAAAAGUUUUGUUCGUGUCUGAAAUAAAAUAUACUCUUCUUUAUUAAUUGAGAAGCUGACUGAGACUGAAGUGAUUUUACCAGGUGGAACCUGGUUGGUGGCAGCGGUUUAGUGGUGUACGGGUCAAUAGUCCGUGAGACGACCGGGGGCUCCGUACGAACGCCACACCCUCCACAACAGUUUUUGGUGAAAUCCCUCUCCUCCAACAAACUUCUCUGCCCCCUAAUAAAGUGGAGGAUGUCUGGGACAGAUGUGAAUCCAAUUUAUGAAAUUCAUUUUCUGAGAAUUUUCUUUUUCUGUCAUCCUGGAACUGUAGGCAGAUGACGUUUUAGCUGGUUUGGCAGAGGUCUUGACAAACAUGGCCCACUCCCAGUUCCCACCGACCAAUUGUACUUUGAGAAAUUUUGGGGCCCAUCCAAGUUCUUUCCCCUCUCGCUCCACAAACCAUCGUAUUACAUUCUUGAAUGUAAAUGAAAUGAUUCCUUGAAAUUGCACUGUUAAGCUUGUAUGGUACAAUAGAAGACAAGAUGAUUACUGCUGCCCAAGCUACCAGUUCUGGCCUUACUUAAAGGAUUAAAAUAGUGAGGCAGCUAGAGACGCAGUGUGUUUCAUGCCUGGGCAACAAAAUAUUAAGAAGUUUUCAUAUUAAAAUGAAGGUGAUGUGAGAUAAAUCACAGAGGCUUCCUAACUGGGAGAAGGGGAAAGUGUUUGUCUUACUGCAGAAACAAAUAUUAUGUAUUUGUCAAGGCACAGGCUCAGAGGUUGAUAUCUUUUGAGAACGUAGGGAAGGAACAAAUAAGUCAAAGGACAGCAAGGUUGCAUUCAGAGAAAUAACCUAAUCAAGCUUGGAGCAAGCUUGUUUUAUCCUGCUCUGGAGGUUAGGACAUGAACCAAUGGCUUCAAGCUGGAAGAAAGAAGAGUCUGAUUAAUCAUACGGAAAAUCUUUCUGGCCAUAAGAGCUGUUUGACAGGGGACUAGAGUUCCUUGGGAGGCUGUGGUUUUUAAGCAGAGGUUGGAUGGCCACCUGUCAUGGAUGAUCUAGUUGAGAUUCAUACAUUUGCAGGGGGUUGGAUUAGAUGACCCUUGGGGAUCCCUUCCAACUCUGGUUCUGUGAAGGUAAAGCCAAGUUACUUUUGUUAGGCGUGUGGCUGAAUCAGAGGUAGCUCGGUGGUAAAGCACAUGCUUAGCAUGCAGAAGGAUUCGAGAUCAAUUCCUGGCACCUCCAGAUAGCAGAGAUAUUGGAGAGGGCUGGGAAAGGUCUCCGGCUAAGAGUUCAGAUAGUCAUUGCUUAGUCAGAGCAGGCAGUGCUGGGCAAGAUGAAAAAAAUGGCUUUGUCUCAGUAAAAGGCAGACUGAUAAGUUCAUAUGUUCCCCUGGGACCGCUUUGAAUAAAGCACUGAGCUCAUUUCACGAAGGCAGGACAGCACGGUACAAACUCCAGCACCACCGUCUGGGGAGUGAUUUAGAGAAGGUGGGAAUACAUGUUAAGCUAUUCAAAAAGGAUUCUUAAAAAAUAAAGGAAUGUUGCUGCAGCAUGGCAUAGAUGCUGUUCUUUUGGAUUGCGCAUUUAACACCCCAUGGAUUACACAUGUAUGGUAAGGUAAGUAUUGCAAUCAGACUUGGACUUUCUGCUGCUAUAAGAAUGGAUUUCGAGAAGUUUCAGGGGAGUUAAACGGGCAUCCAGCGAUGUGUUACAUUUUAGCGCACAGCAGUUAGGGAAAGGAACCUGCCAGCUUGUUUGAACUAUAGUCUUUCUGUUCCGUCAAGCCACGGACGCCCAAAUUGGGAGAGGAUAAAAGUCUCAGUGGCAUAUUUUCUCCUAGUGACUGAAAAGCUACAAGGAGUUAUUUCUCUGACAGGAGAAAAAAGCUGGUGAGGGAACAGCAGCAGUGAUCGACACGGUAAUAGUAGCAGAAGUGAUUUGUUUAAUCCUAUGGAGAGCAGAAAUAACUUUGUAUGGCAUAAGGCCCUGAAAUUGCGAAUGCAACGGGGGGGAAAUGUUUUGGGAUCUUCAGCCUUUCCCUGUUGUUACCAUGUGUUCUUGUGGACCUGUGUACACACAUACCUGCCCCAUAAAUUUUUUAACCCAUAGCCAUGGUGUGCCGUAGCAAUUCUAAGGGGAAUUAGCAAUGAGAAUAUAAGCCAACAUUUAAAGUAACCAAAUGGGUGGUGUAUUACAAAGAUAAACAGUCCUUAGACAGCAUUCAGACCGGACUGGGAAUUAGUGGGUUCAGUCUAAAAAAAGCAGGAGAGGACUGGGUAAGAAGGAACUAUUUGCGAUACUGGAAGGCUACAGAGGAUGGAGAUGAGACGAAAUAAGGAAAUGAGAGGACGAUGGAUGCCAGAUAAACUUGCAGAAGGGCAAAUGGGGUUAGAGAAGUGUUAAGUUGUGGGUGAACAUAUCACAGCGAUUCUUCAAACAGCUCUUGUUUAUUCAGAGGCCAGAACAGAACUGAGCUGAAGGGCUCAGUCAGCCUGCUUACAUAGAGCUCCAGUACAAUGUAACUGUAACAAUUUUCUAAAACUAUCCAAUCACUGAACGUCACUUUUGAUCCCAUAUUUGCAUAACUAUCUACAGUAUCCCCCUGCUAGCCCAGGGUGAGAACUUCAGUACAUAACAAGAAGAGAGUCCAAACAUAACUAACACUUCAUCUGAAGCAGGGUGGGCAAUUUGCUUGGAGAGUUGGUGAGAAAGAAAAGGAAACACAAAGGAAAGAGAGAUGGAAAAGAAACCAGAGCGCAAGCAUUAUCUAUUCCAAGGCAUGGGGCGGGGUGGAAAGAGGUUAAGCAUACUUUGCAUCUUUGAGGUUUCAAACCAGAGGGUAAACUGAGGAACUGCUUUGCUGCAGUAAGUGUGCAAGGAAAAUCCUGGGGGCAUCCAUCAUUCUCUCUUUCUUUCUUUCUCUCUCUCUCUUAAAAAAACUAGCUAAAGGGUUGAAAGUAAAACAAGCACUGAAGAAUAUAAUUGGUGCAGAUUCAGAUGCUUUAACAAGACGGUGCUUUGAGCAAUAGGAUAGUAGGAGCAGUCACUGAUCCGUGCAGAUGUAUGGCUCCUUAUUCUGCAUCAAAAAUGGCUGGAGAUGCAUUUUUCUGUAAGGACAGUUUGUGCUUGAUCUGUUGCUAAAUACCUAUGCUGAGGUUUGCCAUACCAAGAGAACAGGGCCCUUGGAGAGCGCUCAGAGGCAGUAAGAGAUUUCACAUGUGCUGUGCAUGAGAAGCUGCAUCGGAUAAACCUCUGCUUUUCUUAGUUUUCAACAGCAGCCCUGUCCUGGACGCAAUACAAGAACCCCAUUUCACAGGCAAAAGCUUGCCUUCCCAAUGGAAACUGCUUAAUAAGGUUUUUGUUUUGGGUGAGGAGGAAAAAUGGAAGCCUUCAGCCAAGGAAAUUACCUUCCAAAUGUCUUGUUUGUGUAACUUAAGAACCAAUUGUAAAAUCCUUAUGGUGCUCCAGUUUUCUUUCCUGUUCUAACAGCUGAGGAAAGGAUGUGGUAUCUCUCCCCCCCCUCCCCAUUUCCGUACAGUGACAGCUUCUGGGCACUAGACUUGCAUGCUCAAUAGUCCUUCUGUGACGCUUGAUGUCCCGAAGCCAAAAAUACUACCUGUGCUAUCAAGACUGUCUUGCUGUGUUAAUAUCAGGAUGAUGUAUAAUAUAUAUAUAUUGAAACUAACUCUCUACUUUUCAUGGAGAAAAGUGCCGAGUACAAUGACACCAUCGUUGCUCAGCAGUGCCUAGGCUGAUCCGUAUAAAUAGCACCUGUUUUACUCAAGCCUAAAAUGUGGCCUCUUACACAGUCUGUCUGGGAGCAGACAGAUCUUGUCGGGUUCAUUGCCCGGCUGUGUUUGUAGGCAACUGCCAUGGGGUCUGAGUGAUGAGAGGGGUGAACUUUGGUGGCAGGAGGUGAAUGAACUAAGUUGUGGGAAGGGGAAGCCAGUGAAGAAAAGGCUGUAGUCUUCAAGUGAGGUGGUAAUCAGAGCAUGGAAAGACUGCUUAGUAAGGGAACAGGGAAGAAGGGCUGCCUUUUUGCAGUGUUGUGCAUAGCAAGGGAACAUGAUGUUACAGUGGUCUGGAUGUGAGGUGCAAAGGAGAUGUAGGCGUCCUAAAGCCAAGGCUUGAGGCCUGGUCAACAGAGUCGAUGGUGUUGUCCGUGGAUACUGAAACUGAGGAGAGAUGUGUUUAUGAGGAAAAAUGGGGAACAAUGAAACAUGCAAACAGAAAUAUCAGACAAACAGUUACAAGACUGGAUGGAAGGGAAAGGUCUAAGACCCAAAGAUAGUGCUGGGUGCAUUUGGUGAAAAUUUUCAACAACAUGUUUGUAUUUCUGUCUUACUCUUCCAUUUAAACUACCAAAGGAAACCAAACAAGUGUGCAGAAGCUAAACACAGAACCCUGAAAUGCACUCAAUAUAAACAGCAUAGACUAACAAAUCAACUUCUGAAGCCAGAAAUAAUAAAGCCAAAGUUCUAUGAAUCUAGUGAGGGAAAGAGUUCAAAGUUCUUGCUUUCUUGGCGUAGCCUCAACGUAUGAAGAGGAAGAUUUGUUGCUCACAUAUCAUGAGCAAGAUUUGAGGAAGUCACUCAGGGAUGACAUGUGGAAAGUGAACAGCAAAGGGCAACGUUAGGUUUUGAAGGAAUCUUGGGGAAGUGUAAGGUUAAAUGGGGUUUCUAAAACAUGGGUAUGCAAGUGAAAGAAUGAAUAUAUUGGGUCAGUCAAUUUGUGCUAUGUGUCAGCUGUGGACUUUGCCAUACUUAUGAUGAACUAGAUAGAUUGGCUGUACCUGGAAUGAUAGUCAAAGAGCUUAAAAUAUAAAAGGGGUGGGAGAAAACUGAAGGAAGACUUUAUAGGAUAUAAUUAAACUUUACUAGUAACUCUAGUAAAGGGAAUUUAAGGGAAGGUGAAAAAGAGCUGUACAAAAAAGAUAUGGGGGUGCCAUAGCUAAGUGAUUAAGCACCUGCUUUGCAUGCUGAUGAACCAAGUUCUGUCUCCAGCUUCUGAAACUGAAGUCAUUUCUGCUAGGUGGGCAUAGAAAGGUUUCUGUCUGAGACCUUGGAGAGUGCAUGCCAGUGAGAGUAAUAGACAGUGCUUGAACUACAGGAUCUGCCUCAGCAUAAACUAGUUUUAUAUGUUUUCAAAUGGACAGUAUAACGUUCCGGUGUUUACUUUCUUAAUGGCUUCUCACUUGUGGUGGUAAACACUGAAAUCCAUGUUCCAGAAAUGUUUUGCUUUUCUUAUAAACUCAAUAAAAGCAGAGAUGCUCCCAGUGUUCAAAGUGAGGCGGUUUCCAAGGACUCGUUGCUGCUCUACAAAGUUGGUGUCUGAUCUUAUUCAUAUGCUUAACUUUCCCAAAAGAAAUAUUGGGUCUUGAGCAUGCUGAACUUAGGCUGGAUUGGGCUAUUUAAGAAUAUUCAGUGAAGCAAAUAAAACAAUGUGAAUAUGCCCCCCCCACCGCCCCUGCCUCCAGCCGGAACUCAUCUUUCAUUGUCAGUAUAUUUGCCAUUUGCUAUUCACAUUUAAAGAAGCGAGAUUCAGAGUUCUCAUUUGUCUUUUUAAUAAAGUAAUGAUCUUCACUUAAUACAAAAAGCCCACAUAGACAAUAACUUACAAAAAUGAGUAGUGUGCAUUUUGUGCUUAAAAUAACCUCACCUUCAUUUCCUUCCUUUAUGCUGAACAAUGGACUUCUGCGUUCCUUACUUUGAGUAAAUUCUGAAAAGCAAAGAAAGUUAUUGAGGUUGUUGAAUAUACUGUAUUAAAAUGUAUUGUUGUCAGAGGUGGGGAACACAUCACUAUGAUAAUGGAGAGAAAGCUGUUACAAUGACUGGAAGUUUUGAAAGUUUCAGUAAUGGAGAAGAAUGGAAGAAAUUUAAGGAAUAUUUAGUAAAAUAUAAUAAUAUAAGUGGAAAUACUUGCAAGUACUAAAUUUGGUUUAGGAUAAAAUUAUGUUGAAUUGUAUAAAAUGAUGGAUUGAGAAUAUUAUGAAAAGAAAGGAAGUUAGUAAUCUGAACAAGUUAAUUUUACCAGAAAGUGGAUAUUGGAAAAUUGCUAAAAUGAGAUUUAAUGAAAAUCAGUUAGGAAGGAUUUGAGGAAGUCACCCAAUAAUGGAAUGCAAUUUGGAUUAUUAACUGUAAGAAGUUUUGAAUGUAUGUUUGUUUUUCUUUUUUAUAUGUUUGUUUGUUAUUUUGUGUUGUGUUAAAUUUGGAAAAUUAAUUUUAUUUAAAAAAAAUUAAAAAAGAAAGUUUCAGUAAUGAAGUUAGUGCAGUGUGGGCUACAGGUUACAAGCAGGUAAAGCAUGGAAGAGGAGUAUUAUGCAUGGCUAGGCUUAGCUAAGAUGUUGAUCUAGCAAUUGGCACACAUGAUUUUCUCACACCAGUGCUUUCACCUCUGGUCCAUUGGAGAUAGAGGCAGAGCUGGCAUAACUGGCUCACCAUUGGACUUGUCCCCAGAUCCCUCUCCUGAAGGGGAAAGCUCUUCACUGACAGAUGAUGACACCUCCGCAGAUGAUGAUGUAUCACUUGGGGGGCCAAAUAUCACAGAGGGGAAUCUUGGGAGAGGGAUUGAUUGUUCAACCACUCUGGGAGUUGUAGCUCUGUGAGGGGAAUGGGGAUCUCUGGAAAACUCUCAACACCCUUAACAAACUAUAGUUCCCAAGAUACCUUGCUGGCUGUUUAAAGUGGUAUGAUGUUUCUUCAAAUGUGUAAUGCAGAUGGGAGCUUACAGAGCCAGUUUAGAGUGGUAUGACAGGCGGGAAGGCGGGGGGGGGGAUGAUAAUCAGUGUGUGUCUUUUGAAGGAGUGGCUGACAAUCUUUCAUUUGAGCUCUUUUGCGACUGCUGUUCAGCAGCUGAGAAACCAAGUGAGCAGAGUCUUACUGAAAGAGAAAAGUGCAGUGCAGUGUAGUCAAAGGAAAACAUGAGCCCAUUACCUCUCAAAUGACAUAUGGUGCUUUUGCUUGAUCCGUUCAAGCAGAAGGUAAGUUUCCUCAGGAAGCAAAUAAACAAGGAAAUAGACUGUGUUCACACAAAUUGCUACUGCUCUGUAAUCCAAUUUUCAGCCUGUGCUCAUGAAGCGGACCAUUAGGCCACUAAUGCUGAGGAAAUGAUUGACAGUUGUUCAUUGUAGGGUUCCCAGCUGAUUGAGAACAAGUCAUAGCAGAUACCCUCAAAGAAGAGGUAUUACAUCCUGUGUUUGUGGGAGAAAAGCAUGAAUGCCUCUUCUGAGAUGGUGCCUGCCACUUGUGAUUUUUGUAAGUUACGUGCAUUUAAAAACUACAGGUUUUUUUGAAUGUGCAGUUUGAUUAACUGGAGGCACUUUUUAACCAGUUAAAAGGUUUUAAAUCAGUUAAUCUAACAUUAGUCAUCUAAAAAUCACAGCCUGAGUUAUAGUAGGCUUCUCAGUUUGUCCUGUGUGCUAGUAGUGCUUCACUGUUUGCAAUGGCUCUUCUGUGAUGCAAACAUUCAACUUGCUUAAUAUUUUAAUGCUUUGCUUAGAAACAAGAGAAUGCUUAACUUGAUUAUUCCUCAUGGCUCCUGGCCCGAUCUACCAUUAAAGCUGUACUUACAGCACGGGGGAAAGGUAAUUUCCGGUAAAUGCUUGGGCCUAAUUCCGUUGUAAUUGUGGUCUGAAGAUCUUGUCUUAGCCUGUGAAAGAUUGGGAUCUCGUUUGCAGUUCAGCUGCUGCAGGAUGAAAUAACCACGGAAAGGUCCAGCACAGAUGUAAAUAUUUGCUGAACUGUGGACACGGCUGAAUGCCAAAGACCCUCUGCUUGAUACUGGAUGAAUGUUCUUCCCUGCACCUGAGAAUCUGUCUUGUCUGGGAUAGAUCAUUUUGGCCUGCAGAUAAGUGGGAAUAUGAUUGUCAUGAAUUAAUCUGAUGUCAAGCUGCCCUGUAUUUAGUUUUAAAGAGGUUUUCAGGUGACACUUCUGCUUCUAAGUUAAAACAAAUGUUGGGAGAUGAACACUGCAAUGCUUUGCUCGGCUAUAAUUGGAUGUGCUCUUCCUGAAGUUGGAGGUUUAAAGACAUUGGCAGCAGUUGAAGGGAAGUUAUCAACACGAGUCCUUUUUCCCCCUUUGGCAUGGCAAUGUUUACAGUGUCUUAUUUCCAGUUAAGGGUUUGUUGAAAGCUGCUGUUUCACAACAACACACAAAUGCGGUAAAUGCUGGAGACACACACUACUUUGAACAAUUACCUAUUGUAGUCAAAUUUCCUGUUUGUAGUGAGAAUUGGAGAUGUUGGCUGAUGGCUCCAUUCUGCUAACUGGCCUCAGGCACAUCAGAGUGGCUGGUUGUUAAGAUUGCCAUUCCAGGGCCAAGGGUUAUGUUACAGUAAUCAUGAAAGUGCCUUUUAAAUGCUUCUUGGGAGUCUGUGAAGGAGCCAGGGUUUGAGCUAGAUGUAGUGGCUCAAAUAAUAUCAUUUCCUGCAUCAAUUGACUGAGUCUGAGCAGGAAAAGAGGAGUUAAGUUAAAUUAUAUGGAGAAUUGUUUUUAAAUUGUUUUCCCCCCUUCUUUUCUGGUUUUCUGGAUGUUAACUGUUUUGUUUUAUAAUUGUAUGUUUUAUUGCUGUAAGAUACAUAAAUUCAUAGAAUGGUAGUGCAUAUGAUAAGACUUGGCCAGUUGCAGUACGGAAACCAUAACUCCUAGGAGCAGUCCAAGUGGUCUACGUCUGGAAUGACCUUUGAGAUCAAAAACCAUUAAAGUUUGUGUUUCUUUACUGUGAAAAUUGCUAAUGUAAAUGAUUGAAGCAGAAGCCCUGUUUGGUAAGGUAAAAGGUAAAGGUAAAGGACCCCUGGACAGUUAAGUCCAGUCGAAUUUGGCUAUGAGGUAUGGCGCUCAUCUCCGCUUUCAGGCCCAGGGAGCUGGCGUUUAUCCACAGACAAUUUUCCGGGUCAUGUGGCCAGCAUGACUAAACCACUUCUGGCGCAACGGGACACCUUGGCAAGUGCCAGAGCACACUGAAACACCAUCUCACCACAACAGUACCUAUUUAUCUACUUGCACUGGUAUGCUUUUGAACUGCUAAGUUGGCAGGAGCGGGGAAAGAGCAAUGGGAGCUCACCCCAUCACACGGAUUUGAACUGCUGACCUUAGAUCGGCAAGUCCAAGAGGCUUGGUGGUUUAGACCACAGCACCACCUGCGUUCCUGUUUGGGUACUCUGUACCAUGUGCAUCUGUAGGCCCUUGCAGUGAUGAACUUGUUGCACAAAAUCCUCCUGUUAUUUGGGACCCUGUAUGGGAUUAUCAGGGACGCGGGUGGCGCUGUGGGUUAAACCACAGAGCCUAGGACUUGCCGAUCGUAAGGUCGGCGGUUCGAAUCCCCGCGGCGGGGUGAGCUCCCGUCUUUCGGUCCCAACUCCUGCCCACCUAGCAGUUCGAAAGCACAUUCCUUGUUUUGCAAAUUUACUACGAGCUACUAACCAGAUCGAGAAGGAUACUCAAAAAUUGUCUUCUGAUCAUCUGUUCAUUCCCACUUGGAUUGCCACAGGGUGCAUGAUUGUCCUGUUUGAUAUCUCAUUUUCAUUCCAGACCAUGCUAGUUUUGUUCCCUCUCAAAGCUCUUCUCAAAUGGCACAAGCUCCUCACAGGCUUCAUCUUGAACAUACAUUCCUUAAAGGAGCAACUAUGUUUGGGUUUGUUGGAGGAAGCAAGUUUCUCUGGAUUUCUUUCUGCACUGUUUAGUUGAACAUUUGACCAGGAGCAGUCAAUUUCCUGUUGAGAGGACCCUUUGUAUAGCUUAGUUGUGUAAAAUGUCUCUUGCAUACAGCUGACACACUUGUUCUUACUAUGCUGCUUCAGGUUUAAAAUAUUUCACCACUCUUCCAUUAUUUCUGGACAAGUGUACAAAUGAUGGAUAGAGCCAAAUACCUUAGAACAAAUGUUUUUGAUAUAUAAAUCCGAUGACUGCAUAGACAUUCACAAUACAAGCAAAUAUCAUUUAUGGGUUUUAAUACAAAGUAGUAUCUAUUUUAAGGGAUGCGGGUGGCGCUGUGGGUUAAACCACAGAGUCUAGGACUUGCUGAUCAAAAGAUCGGCAGUUCAAAUCCCCGCGAUGAGGUGGGCUCCCAUUGCUCGGUCCCUGCUCCUGCCCACCUAGCAGUUCAAAAGCACGUCAAAGUGCAAGUAGAUAAAUGGGUACCGCUCUGGCGUGAAGGUAAACGGCGUUUCCGUGCACUGCUCUGGUUCGCCAGAAGCGGCUUAGUCAUGCUUGCCACAUGACCCGGAAGCUGUACGCCGGCUCCCUCAGCCAAUAAAGUGAGAUGAGCACUGCAACCCCAGAGUCGAUCACGACUGGACCUAAUGGUCAGGGGUCCCUUUACCUUUACCUAGUAUCUAUUUUACAAUAAUGCACUGGGUCAAUGCAAGCACUCUCACAAGCAUUCGGGUAAAGUAUGAGAUGAAGGCCAAUAUUUGAACUUUGUGCUCUGGCUCAAAUCUUGCAUAGAAGAAUGUUCAUAGAGAAAUACACAUGAAAAAUCUGAUGUGGGAAAAUCCAUAUGUUAUUUUAUGGGAAAGGCAUGCAAAAGGGAGACUAGAUUCUAGCUUGCACUCGAUGUUGUAAGCAUGAGUUUUACUCUAUGGCAGAAUCAUUGUCAGCCAUACCUAUUUUGUUUGCUUGUUUCUACUGGAAGGUUGGGCUGCUUUUGCAAUGCAACAGUAGAAGAUGAGUUUUAUUUAUGAAUAGCUUCCUAUGAAGCAUAAUUAAGCCAUAUCCAUUAAGCCAUUUUUAAUCAGUAAAAUGUUUAAUCAGUAAAAUGUUUGACCCAGUCAGAUGAUGACUUUCUGUACAGUGUGCUGCAUUUUUGUGGUGCUCGAUGUCACGGUCUCACCUUUUUGCUUCAAAUGGAUUAAUCCAGUCGGUGGUCUGGUUUAUUACUUGUAAGCAACAAUAUAGAAUGGAACCAUCAUCUAAACAAUCUAUAUACAGUUUAAUGCUCUUACAGUUUAGGACAUGAUCAACAAGCAGUUUGAAAGAACGAAAAUGCACAAUACAAUCUUUUAUAAGCCGCAAAGCUCUGUACAAACACACUCUGUAUAAAUUGGGAGGGGGUGUACACACACACAACACACACACACACACACACUCAUUUACUGUACUAUGUAGGUUCCCAUUGCAAAAAAUCUAGAAGAACUAAUUCUCUAAUGCACAGCUCCCUUAACCAACUACAUUCUUUUCGGGCCACCCCAGUGGGGCUCAGGAGCCCAGUUAUGUCACCCCUUGCCUGCAGAGCUGGCAGCCUCUCACCCUUUUUCAAACACCCUCCCUUGUGGAGUGUUCCCUCAGCCUCCUCUCCUCUCCUUGGGAGUCCUCUGGGCAAGUUGCUGCUGUCACCCCGAUCUCUGGGCUGACCCCCCACUGCCUCAAAGAGAGGUGCCUCACCAUUUGUCUAUGGAGCUUAUAGCCAGGGCUGCUGCAAUAAACAGCUGUGCAAGCCUUUGGGAGGCAGAGAUGCAAGAGGGCAUCAGAGGGGGGAGGGAAAGAAAGAAAGAAAGGAAGGAAGGAAGGAAGGAAGGAAGGAAGGAAGGAAGGGACAGUGUUGCCCGUGGCACCCCUGACCAUCAUUCAAGGCACCCCAGGGUGCCAUGGCACACUGGUUGAAAACCACUGCUCUAAUUAAUUAGAUAGCCCUUCUUUCUUAGCAGUAGAAUAUUCUACUAAAAGAAUCAUUACUCAUGCAGUUUUAGCAAGAACAGCUUAUCAAUACCAUCACGGUUAAACUGUAAGUUCUUCCUAAAAGAAGCUACUAUAAAUGAGGGGAAAAUAGUACCACUACCAUGCCUGCUGACAGGAAUGUGUCUCAUCACAAGAAUGUAAGUAAAAGUCAACAAUUUGCACUUGUGGAAAAGCCAAAAUUAUUCUCUGCAGAGGAACUACAUUCUCAUGUUCAAAUUGUAAGAUUUUUCUGUAAUGUUUUCUUCUUCACUUAAUGAUGACUUCUCUGCAUGGAGACAGCGGCAAGAAAUGCAUUUUAAAAAAUUGAAUUAUCCUGCUCAUGAAGGCCACGUUGUCUAGAAUGAACUAAAACAGGCAGGCCUUAAGCAGAUUAUUAAGAUAGCAUAAAGGAAAAAGAAAUCUGUCUUUAAAAGUUCAUCCAGCAACUCUGGAUAGCAGGAUCCUAUUAAUAGCACCAUCCCAUGCAUGUUUAGUCAGAAAUAAACCUCACUGUGUUCACUGUGUGUUUAGGGUUGCAACCUGACAGUGAAAAUAUUUCCAUCUCUAAUAACUCCAGAAUAUGCUGGUCUAUGACUGUAAUAAAGAUUUGGAUUUGGAAUAACUCCAGGCCAACAGAACCCUUGAUUGGUAGACAGCUAAUAAUGCAACCAUCAUAAAUUCUACUCUGUGUAGUCAUAUUAGCAGAGCUAGGGAUAACUUGGUGGGGAGCUAUAUCAAUCCAGGCCAAAUUCCACAGGGUUACCUAGAGUUUAGAUUACUUUGGUGCCAGGUCUUCUUAAAAACAGAACCCCAUCUCACAACUGCGGUCUUCUGAAAGGUGAGCUAGUGCAGUUUAGUGGCUGAGCUAUAAGUCCACUCAUUGGUGCAGCUUGGGAUUUCAUGGCCUCCAUGAUGAAAAGGAGCUUGUUUUAAAACUGUAUCUUAGAUCAUAGAUCAUAGAAUUCUGCUCCAAAUCGUUGUUGAUUUGGAUUUUAUGUACUGGAUAGGCAGAAGGUAAGCUGUAAUUGGAAAAGCCUGUACUCAGACCCUUCUAAUGGACUUCCUCACUGGGUUUGGGCUAUGUGCUGUUCUUGAUCGCUGCAGGGGUAAGGUAAAGGUAAAGGGACCCCUGACCAUUAGGUCCAGUCGUGGCUGACUGGGGUUGCGGCACUCAUCUAGCUUUACUGGCCGAGGAAGCCGGCGUACAGCUUCCGGUUCAUGUGGCUAGCAUGGCGAGCCAGAGCAGCGCACGGAAACGCUGUUUACCUUCCCGCUGGAGUGGUACCUAUUUAUCUACUUGCACUUUGACGUGCUUUCGAACUGCUAGGUUGGCAGGAGCUGGGACCGAGCAACGGGAGCUCACCCUGUCGCGGGGAUUCAAACCGCCGACCUUCUGAUCAGCAAGUCCUAAAGACCCCAUUAAAUUGAUCUGGGAGACGUAUGGACCCUGAUGGCUUCUGACUCUUUCUAGGGGAUUUGUUUCAUGGAUGUGACUGGCAUUCAUGCUGUGGCUCUGGCCACUCUCUGGAAUGUUGAGAUGUCCUAAGCACCAGUCUAAAGCAGGGUUUCCCAAACUUGGGUUUCCAGCUGGACUACGAUUACCAUCAUCCCUGACCACUGGUCAUGCUAGCUAGGGAUGAUGGGAAUUGUAGUCCAAAACAGUUGGAAACCCAAGUUUGGGAAACCCUGGUCGUAAAGGCUCCAAGACACCCAUGUCCUAACAGUAGAAUCCACACCAUUCCUUGGUUUACUAAGGAGUUGAGGAGCAUGAAACAGCUGUGUUGACAGCUGGAGCACAAGUGCUAAAAGACUCAUGAUGAAGAUUUGGAAUUAUCUGAGGAUCAUUCCUUACUUUAUUCCUGGAACCCAUAUACCCAAUCAGCACUGUAAUGUCAGUGAGCUUAUGCCUGAGUAUUAUCAGCUGCUCUGCUGACUGUCUGGAACGAAGGCAAGCAACAAAGCACAGAGUUUAUUUAUUUAAAACCACUUUCACAAAGAACCUAGGGUGGGGCACACUAAAACGGCACUGCAAUACACACACACACAACAUUUGAAAAUAUGCAAGCUGGGAAAGUAAAUUACAGACCCACAGAAAAUUAAUGCCCCCAAAGCCUGGAUUUCAGUUCUAAAAUUUUGUUAUCAGCUGAAACUUUGGAGGCUUUAAAUAUGUUGGCAUAGUCUUCAGUAUUUACAGAUCACAGAUAAUGUUUUGGCUGUGGAAUCAAGCCGUGAGAUCAGUUUAGAAGAUCUACUCUGGAAGGGCGUUGUUAAUGUUUAACUUGCAACAUGGGGCCACAUUGACUUUUCAAGUACAGUGUAGUACAUCUACCAAUAUUGAUGAUACUGGGGUGUGUCUUAAUGUGCUGGGGCAGGCGAUUUUUUAAAAAAAACUUGUGCCACAUUCAUUAUUUGAGUGUAUAAUAUGGAUAGUUCCUCCACUCUCGCACACAUGCACACACUCAGCAAUGAUACCACCUUUGUCUAUUUUACUGUUACAGUAAUUUGGCCUAGUUUUGCUUUCCAAACUCUUUAUGUACUGAUAGUGCCAUGUGAGCAAUUAAGCACUACUGUUGUCAGUCAAACUAGAAACACUGUGUGCUUGGCAGAUGUUUCAGUAUUUAUGUGAUUUUCUUCAGUACAUAAUUAUAAUAUAUAUUUAGGCACCAGUUUCAUAGAUGAAAAUCAAAGGCGGUUUUCAAAGUCAUUUGUGUUGGAGUGGUUUCUGUCUUUGCUGCUUUCUCAUACACAUCGAGCUUACUGUUUUUCAUCCUUGUGAACUUAUGUAGACCUUCCCAAUAGUUUUGCUUGUUAUGCAAGGAAAAGCAUCAUUGACAGCUGAACCAGAGCUAACUCCAAACUAAAGUUGUAUCUGCCUGAUUUAACCAAAACUUCAGUUUGGAAACCUUUAUACAUUCCAAAAUGAAUUAUAAGAGGAAAACAUAGAACAAUUUUCUCUUGUAUGGUCUGUGUAUUCUGAUGUUCUACGUAUUAAUUAAAUUACUGUGCCAAUAAAUAAUAAUAAUCUUGAUAUUAUUACAUCAAUAUAAUUUUGUGCAUUGUAAUUUCAUUGAUGUGCAAAAUGCUUAAGUCAAAAUGAAAUGAUGGCAAAUUGCUAAAGCAUUGGCACUGUUCUGGAGACAAAAGGUCUCAGGGACAAAAGAUUUGGACCCCCAAAUCUGGAUUUUCCAAAAUCUGGAAAGUUGGGUGGAGAUAAUUCCGUGGACAUCCCGAGAGAGGAGCUGUUUCUCCUGUUUGUUUUCAGUUGGACUUGACGCAGCAGAGCCUUAGGCUUUGGGAGGAACAAAAAGUUAGUUCUUGCUUGAUGCAGUUUAAUGGCAUGCAAGCAGAGAAUUGCGUCAGUAAAACUGCUUACACUAAACAUUGCAUAAUUCAAGGCUUUAAGUAUUUAACAAUCUGCAUGAUAAAUGGUGCAGCACAGCUCAAAAGCAGCUGAGAUGGAAAACCCCUGCUCUGCGCCAAAAUGGACAAGAUUUGUUGACUGGAUUCUUAGUAGGGUUUUGGAAUUGUUUCUCCAGGCAGGAGGGUUAGAAUCAAAGGGAUAGGCUAGUUUCUCAUUGGCUCAAAAGGGUUUGCUAUUUGGAUCAAUCUUAUCAAAAGAACAUUGACAAUUUGGGAGUUGCUUCUUCAAUCAGUGUCCACUCCUCAACUUCUUGCCCUCCUCUGCCUCCAUCAACCACCUCUAGACUCCAUCCCUGUCUGAACAGGUUCCAAACCAUGACCUGCCAAGAACUUCUGUCAGGAGUGUGUGCAGGAGCUAGGCCCUGUGACCGGUAGGUCUUCCCAGGACUGGGGCUUUCCUAAGUUUGUUCUGAAGAGGCAAGGCAUGGCCACACAGGUGAGGCCGAUUUGGUAACUCACAGCACCUGGUGGCAAGAGGCGGGAAGGGAUAUAAGGUCAGCAUUUCCCUUUGGCUCUUUGCCACAGCAACAUGCUUCCUGCUGAAGUGAAGGCACGAGACAGGAGUUGAUCAUCAUGUGAGCUGCGCACAGGUGGUCUGAAGCGAGCUGCUGCCAUUCCUGUGGAGCCUCCUUUUAUUGAGACAAAUAUGCAAGCCAGGCAAAUACAUUUUGGGGCUGUGACCUUUACUCAUCUUACGUCCCGAGAUCGUGGGGUGGUACAAAUCUAUUUUGGCACCUGUUCCACAGCGUCAUUUUCCCCUUGCACAGUGUAUGACGAAGGAGACAAAAGGUCUCAGGGACAAAAGGUUACGGACAGGACACCGCUGACUGCUGAGACCGCAAAAGGUCAGACAUAGGGGACAAUGUUCCGACAGCCGUGGCUUGUCUGAGGGGGGGUUUUCCCUGCACCCCAGGGUCACGCGUGCAGGCAGACUGUGGCUGCCUGCUGGUGGAGAGUGUGCUCCCUCCGGACCUCACUGUCCACUCCGCGAUAUCCCUACACCUGCCUUGCUGCGUUUGUCCUCUUGACUCCUUUCUUCCUGACCCUUGGACCCAUGGCUUCCUGACUCAUGGCUUCUGCACUUCCGUUCUUGCUUCCACUCUGCCGUUUAGCCCCCGGUCCCGACGUCCUCCACCGGGAUCUCAACCACCCUUAAACCAGACCGUGACAACUUCCUUGUUCUCAGCCACAGGAGUCCUCGCAACAUGCGAUUGAGGGAGUCUGUCUUGAUCAGGUGCGGCAAACCCCCUGCAGCUUUAGUGGCUGUAAUCCCGACCCCGCUCUUCAGAUAUGUAACUCAGACCCAGGGCAAGCCAGCAAAUUAACCAUUUGAUUUUGUUUUCUGUUACAUUUUUGAAGCUGUUUUUCUCUUUUCUGUACAAGGCAGGGAUAUUGGAUCAUCUUUUAUUUCUUUUUUGCAGCCUUUGGGGUGACCACAUUGUGCAUACGAAAGUGUUGUCUUGCUGUGGGUAGAUUUUUUUAAAAAAAUGUUACUAGUUAAACUAGCAUCUCAUUUCUAUUCACUCUUAUAGUUGCCCAUACAAAUCAGAGGCACUCCUGGCUUCCUUGUAUGUUCAGUUAGCUGAAGUGUAGGGAAGAAAAAUUGUGUAUCUCACCUCUGGCUGUCUUAAGGACCACAGAUAACAUGCUAAUGGGUAAUUGGGAAUCUUUCUGUUGUCUAUUCCUUCUUCUAGUGUCCCACAGCGCACUUGGAGAAUCACAGCAGCCGAUCAUUCAGGAUAUAAACAGCUAGGUGUAAGAUGAGACAGAUAGAUAGAAAUUACCAUAUUGCAUUAGGGAUAAUUGCAAACUCUAGAGAUAUGUUGGAUGGAUGAGCAACCUGCCAUAUGGCUGUUUUCAUGUUUACCCAGUAAAACGUAAAGCAGAAAAAUGGUUUCCUUCCCUGUACUAAUUAAUGAACUGAUCUCACUUUCCAAAGUACUGUUACAGUAUUGUCAAGUGGUCCUGAACAUCACAACUAUUGCAUGUACUCAGUGAUUGGGAUCCAUUGGCCUUUGCACUGUCUUGAAGUUGCCUUAAUGCAAUGCCUCUGCGCAGCUCAGAUCGUUAAAAAUGCUCUCUAGUACAGUGGUACCUUGGGUUACAGACGCUUCAGGUUACAGACUCCACUAACCCAGAAAUAGUACCUCGGGUUAAGAACUUUGCUUCAGGAUGAGAAGAGAAAUCUCGCAGUGGCGGCACAGUGGCAGCAGGAGGCCCCUUUAGCUAAAGUGGUCCCUCAGGUUAAGAACAGUUUCAGGUUAAGAACGGACCUCCAGAACGAAUUAAGUUCUUAACCCGAGGUACUACUGUACUAAUUGGGUUGUCCUAGAAUGGCAUCAUUUUAUUUUGUGCGUUUUUGAAUCCAGGAUUAAAAGCUUUCAUGAAAGCCAUUAUUAUUAUUAUUAUUAAACUUUAUUUGACAGGCAACAUAAAAUUACACAACAUCCCACAUCACACCAUAAUAUACUACAGAACAGAACAAUACAAUACAAUACACAACUAUACAUUAUAUACAUCACCAAUCAUUACUUUUAUCUAUAACUAAUUUACAGAACAAAAAGAAGAAAAAAGAAAAGAAAGAGAAUUAAAGGAAAAUAAAGUUGACUUCCAAUUAAACCCAUUGUACUACCACUUAUUUUGAUUGUUUUACACACAGCAUCAUACUAUUAUUUUGUUUUCAUAAUUCUUAUCCAAAGUACAUGACUAUUUAUCACAUUCGUCUUACAAGAAUCAGUCAAGGUCUGCCAGGAGAUUUUUGUUGUUACAAUAAUUUUUCAAGUAAUCUUUAAAUAUUUUCUAUUCUUUAUGUACCUUCUGCAGUCGGAUAUCCUCUGAUUCUCCCCCUCAUUAUGGCCAGCUGUAAAUAUUCUAUCAUUUGGACCUGGUAUUCGAUUGUUGUAGCAGUCUUUUUGCUUUUUCAGCUCCUUGCUACCAGAAUCCUGGCUUCGGUUGUUGUGUACAUGAAUAGUGGUCUGACAUUAUUUUUUAUUUCUGAUGACAUUAUCCCUAGAAGGAAGGCCUCUGGGGUUUUUUGAGAAUGAGAACCUGAGUAGUUUUAAAAAUUCAUUAUAAAUAGAAUCCCAGAAUUCUCUAAUUGCCGUUCAUUCCCAUCACAUAUGCGUAUAAGAGCCUGUACCUUUUUUUGCACCCCCAGCAAACUUCUGAUUUUUUAAAUACAUUUUAGCCAGUUUAGCUGGGGUGAGCUGCCAUCUAUACAUUAAAGCCAUUCUCCAGGAUAUCAGCGCUGCUCUCAACAUCAGUUUUAGGGGUGUCGUCUCUUCUAUGGGUUGCUUUGGACUUUGGAGCUGUUUCCACUUUUCAUUCUUGCCAAAAAUCGCCUCCAUUGCCCCGUGUUUAUUCGAUGGAAUCUGUUAAGUUGUGGGUGAACAUAUCAGAUGACACAGCGAUUCUUCAGACAGCUCUUGUUUAUUCACAGGCCAGAACAGAACUCAACUGAAGGGUUCAGCCAACCUGCUUAUAUAGAGCUCAACUACAAAGCAACAGUAACAAUUUUCUGUAACUAUCCAAUCACUGAACGUCACUUUCAAUUCCUUAUUUGCAUAUGCGGACCUGAGUGAAAACUAUCUACAGUAUCCCCCUGCUGGCCCAGGGUAAGAACUUCAGUACAUAACAGAAUCCCUUGAAAAUGGCUCUGCUUCACAUUAGAAGGCUGCAAAUGGCCCUCGGGCAGUUUAGCCUACAGAGCACAACUCAUGACCAAGCUUGGGGAAGCGUCCCAACUCAGUUGAAGUUGAAGUCUAGGCAGAGCAUUUCUACUGCAACAUUUACACUAAUGUACUAUUUUGGCUGGGAUGCAAAUAUUUCCUGUGUGAGAGGAGGGACACUUCCACCUGUGCUAGAGAAAGAGUGUGUGCGUCUUCAGUCCUCCUCUCUGUGGUGGAUCACAUGCUAUUCUGAGGAUACAGGAACCCUACAGAAACAGCUUGCAGGGUGUGAGAGAUGGCAGUAGCAAGGCGGUGGGAAAGUCCCAUUGUCUGGCUCAGAGUCUUUGGAUCCAAGCCAGUAUUAAAUGCCUAAUAUUGUGAUAGGCGCUGCACAAAUUAAAUCCAAAAUAAAGUCUCUGCCAGUGUUUGUUUGUUGUUUUGUUUUGUUCCAAUCUAACAAAAACCAGACACAAAAGGGAUAGGGAAUGGGAAGGGAUAAUUAAAAUAAGUAAAAGUAAUUAUAAAAGGCAUAAACAAAGAAAAUCUUUCUGACUGAUUGCCAAAAGUAAAUAAGUUUCCAGAAGAUACCUUUGAUUGUGGUAGCAGUUUCGCCCCUGUAACCCAAUGUGGUGAUCAAAGGUGUUUUGUUUUGUUUUUAAUAUAGAGAUGCUGAUUUGAAAUUAACAAGAAAAGUGGCGUGGAUGAUACAGGAAAUAAUUCAUGCUGGAAAGCUUUUGUCUCAGCAGCUGGUUUUCUUACAGAAUCUUAAAGUGCUUGUUACCAUUUUCUGAAACCUAAAUACAUUCUUAAAUUAAUUUGAGUCAUUUCCCAUGGCAAAUAUAUUUAUCUCAUUGCUUUAUCCAAGGUGUCAGUGUUCAUUGGUUUUUAGCAUCACUUUCAUAAUAAUAUUUUGAUCCUGAGCUUAGACAUUUCAUAUUGCCCAUCCUUUUGGUAUAUUUUGAAAUUUAUGGGUGAUUAAUAUUUUUACAUCAACCAACAUUGGGCUUUCAGUACUUCUAAGAGCAUAACUUCUCACUGCAUAAAUUAACUUUGGCUGAGUUGCAAUUUCUCCUUUAUAGCCUGAAUUUCCAAUAACCAAGUAAAUGAACAAUGAACUUCUACCUUCAGGCAGACUGCUGAUUAUCCAUGCUAGAAAUUCUGGCAUGUGCUUGGGAGCUGUGGAUAAGAAAAACUUAAUCUUGGACUUAACUUUUGCACCUUCAGAUUGAACAAGUUCAGUUACCUUGUAGAAGAACUGAAUUUCAGCUGAAUUUUUGAGAGCUUAAUAACUAAAGCAAUUGUAAAAGGCUUACAAGGAAUCAUAUGUAUUAUAACUGCCUUAAUAGUUGUUGAAAUAAAACAUGCUAAUCCUCUAGUGGCCCUUCCUCCGUAGUGGAGGGAAUGGCUGCCAGAAACUGGCCCCUAUAGCCAUUAAGCACUUUGAAUCUCACAGUGCUUUCUUCUGAGCAUGCUUGGGCCAAUCUUCUGUAGAUUUGGCAAUGAUGCGUAGGUUUCCUGAUCCCACCCCCUGCCAACACAGGAGUUGAUGGGCUUGCAAGCAGGAAGAACAUCUGUCCAGUUUGGAGGAAAACUUGCACUGGAGUAAGGGUUCAGGAUAUGAGAGCUGCUGUGGUCAGAGUGAUAGACCAGGACUAGGGACAUCCAGGUUCAAAUUCCCACUCAUCUAUGAAGCUCAUUGUUCCUCACUUCAGAAACGUUAUUGUAGAGUUGGAAAAGGUUCGGGAAAUGGCAGUCUUAAUGAUCAAGGGGAUGGAGCAACUGCUGUAUGUGGAAAGGUUGCAACAUUGGGGGCUUUGUAUUUUAAAGAAAAUGUAAGAGGCAGCAGGGUACAUGUUUUUAAAAUUAUCCCAGAGAUGGAAGGAAGAGACAAUCCCAACCAGAGAAGAAUGGCAAUCCAAGUUGAUGGACUAUGCCGAAAUGGCAAAAUUAACUGGGAAGCUCAAGAACCAAGAAGACAAGAAAUUUAAAAAAGAGUGGGAAACGUUUAUAAUUAUAUACAAAAUUAUUGUAAACAGGUCAAAACAUUAGCAGGAUUCUAAACACACUUGUAUUGUAACAGAAUGUAUAGAUAACCUAGGAAGAUACAAAAAUGGAUGAGAUCAUCUCUCCAUCAGGACUUUUAUAAUGCACUACCACAGGAUACAAAGUACAAGAAUAAUUUGAGGAAUCAAAUGUUCUAUUUUUUUGUGUUAGAUCAUCAAUGAACUCAUCUAGUGUUGAAGUGGUUUUGAUCAAGUGUGUUCGACCUGUGGAAAUCCAUUGUGAAAAUUCAAUGGGGUCACUCCCUGAUAGCCAGUUUUCAUAACUUCAAAGUCCAAUAUCCCCAAAUUAAAGAAGUAUGCACUUUGCUUUCAGAAAAAAAACUUAUAAUAACCAAUAUUAUGUUAAUUUUUAUGAUGAACAACUUUGUUUCAUUAAUUUUUUUCUAUUACAGCUAUGGAUUGUGGGAAAGUUGUACCCAGUAGCCAUUUUUCCCCCCAUGAUGUCUAAAAAAUGUAAAAUUUUUGUUACAAGGAAUACAAAAUCCAAAAAUUUCAUUCUUUGGCAAGAAAGAGCAUGUCUUUGCAAUAAUUUUCAACACCAAAAACUUUUAGUCCCAUCAUGCCCACAGGCUGAGAAUAGAGGUUUUCUAAACUUAGUUUUUCCACCAAAAAAAGUACAUUUAUAAACUCUAUCUUCCUGAAUCCCCAAAUGGUUUUUGACCUUCUGGGGCAGGCUUGUCCAAAGUUCGUUUUGGGGGCCUAAUCCGGCCCACCAGUCAGUUAAAUCCAGCCCCUGGCAUGCAAUUCAAAAGCAAGGAGGAAAUCUAAACCUUUUCCUGUUUUGUUUCCACCACCCUCUAGAGUUUUCAGUUAUGCCAAACAAGAAUCUAGAGAAAUUAAAGUCAUACUUGCAGUCAGUAGGGAAACUUCAAAGUGCAAAAAUACUCAUGGAUAUAGUUAGGAGACAGUUUGCUAAAAUCCUUACCAAACUUUUUUACUGGCCACAGCUAAUAAAGAGAUGCCUUGAUAGUUGCCAUAUUCCACUCUAUUCUGAUGUCAUGAGUAUCAUGACGCUGGUAUAUUCUUAUCGGCUUCAGUCUUCAUCUGCCUUCACAGCCAUUGUAACAUACCACUUGUUACCUUCCGCCUAUUCUGCAGUUGAGGACUUAUUGGAUUCACUCACUGGGUCAUUACCUUGUCGUGGUGAGUGGGCUUGCAAGUUGCUAUGAUCCUUGUGAGCGAAACCACUGGGAGUCUCGUACUCCCAGCAGGAUCACCCAAGGCGGUAAGGUCAAGAGGGAGGAGCUAGACAAAGAAUGAUCCAAGAAUGAUCCAAGACAUCAAUAGUUUCAAGCUGAGCACAGGAUUGGCACCUGGGGGUGGAGGGAGAGCUGUUUUGUGCAUUCAAAAUCCCCACUCCCCAAAUGCUUUCCCAACUACAAUUGAAAAUAUGCAUGUUAUCUUAAGGUUACCCGACGUCCCCGUUACCCAGGAACAGUCCCCGGAUUUACAAAUCAGUCCCCAUACAAAAUCCAUUGAAGUUGAAAAGUGUCCUCGGAUGCAUUGAAACAAAUCUGGUAACUUUAGGUUAUUUGUGUCUAUUUCCCUCUAGGGUAGAAAAACAGAUUAAGCAGAAAAACCCCCAACAGUGGUCAGGGUAGGAGUUGAGUAUGAUUUCUGAAAAAAUGCCUGAAAAUGUGAUGGCAAAGAAAGCUGAAAACCUGACUCAGGGGAAAAAAACCCAACAACUCUAAUUCAUGGUGGGUGGUAUAUUUCUCAUGGGUGACUCAUUUUUAUUUAUUUUUUCAUAUUUAGAAAGAUAAACAUUUUAGAGGAAGCAGAUGGUGGUAGAAGUCCAGCAUGUUUAUGCAGUGUAGAUGGGCAUUUGAGAAAGAAAGAAAAACUCCUUGCACACAGAUGUUUAAAGAUCAGAUGUGGCCUUUAAUCAGAUGUAUUUCCUUGGUGCCAGAUAUGGCUUGUGUGUAAAGGAUAGUGGAUGGGAAAUGCAAAAAAAAUUAAAAAUUAAAAUGUGAGAAAAUGCCAGUUUAAUCACCGCAAAACAGAUAGUCAGAGGGUGUGCCCAAAUGACAGCAAAGAGGCUGGAUGAUGGUUCUUACCAGAAUGAGAUGAGUAUUUGUGUGCUUUAAAGUUUCCCUACUGACUGCAAGUAUGACUUUAAUUUCUCUAGACUCUUGUUUGGCAUAACUGAAAACUCUAGAGGGUGGUGGAAACAAAACAGGAAAAGGUUUAGAUUUCCUUUUUUUUUUUAAAGAUAUUUAUUAAGAUUUUCAAAAUAUUACAAAAUGAAGAAAGGAAAAAGAAAAAAUACAAAAUAAAAAUAGUUAAAAACAACUCAAUCUUUCCAUUACUUAUCUUUCAUUGGCUUGUUUCCCGGACCUCCUCGCGCCUCCCUUUUUUGUAUUCCAAUUCAGUUUGUUAGUUCAGCAAAUCCUUCCCCUUUGUUUAUCCUAAUCUUUAAUCUUAUAAUAUGGUGACAUUGAAUUUUAACCUAUUAAUAAUCCAUUUUUCAUAUUCCCUUAUAAUAUUACAGCUAAAAAUCACUUAAUUUCUAUCCAACAUCAUUCUAACAUUCAUUAAUUUUGCAAUAUUUCUGUAGAUAGUCUUUAAACUUUUUCCAAUCUUCUUCCACCCAUUCUUCUCCCUGGUCUCGGAAGGGUUUAGAUUUCCUCCUUGCUUUUGAAUUGCAUGCCAGCAUGGUAUUCGGUGACAUACAAUGGUGCACUAUGCAGGAAUGGUUGACUGCUACUGUUUGCAGAUAUAAAACAAGGGGUGCAUUUAAUGGCUGUAAUCCUAGAAAAGCAUUUCUCCCCUGAACACUGUUAAAAAUGUAUUACGCAGAGAAGUGGCAUGCUGUAUGGGUACGCGUGUGUGUGAUCUUUCUCUCCCCAGGUAUAUAUUUUUUAAAAAUCAAGGUGGUGGUGAGAGACUUUGGGAAAGCCUUCAUGAACAGCAGUCUUAACCCCUUUCUUCUGCUAAUGGCAGAUAAUUAUACUUUUCAAAGAGUUGGCUGAUUUCUUUCCAGGGGUGGGGGCAGAAAAUACCUAUUGUGUAGCUUAAGUGCCUGAUGUUCUUGGAAGCAAUUCAGUAGGUGGCAUUGUUUGGAAAGCUGGGGGGAAGCUAAAGGUGGCAGGCUAAUUGCUACAUUGGGGUGAGCCGCUGGAGACAAGGCGAUCAGAUUCACAGAACUUUUUCAGCUUGCCCUGAGUUUUGUUACAGGCCCAAGGAAACAAAGAUGAUUUAGAGGGUUUGGCAAGCUUGAAGAGGAAAAUCAGUUGUGUUUCAAGGGCAUUAGUAUUGAACAGAAACAUCAAAGCCUUUCUGUACCUUUGCUUUCUUUUCUUUCCCCCUCUUUUUUUAGAAAAAGCUUUUGUUGGUUUUAGGAACAACCUUUUCUCUAUGGCCUGUGAGUCUGGUGGAUGGAAAGGAAAGGAAGCUGAUGGCCCCAUUAAUAUGAAACUUGUAUCAGUGUUCCUGAUUAAAAAUGGUGCUGUAACACAGAACCCUGUACAGUGGUUCCUCGGGUUAAGAACUUAAUUCGUUCUGGAGGUCCGUUCUUAACCUGAAACUGUUCUUAAUCUGAAACACCACUUUAGUUAAUGGGGCCUCCUGCUGCCACUGCCCUGCCACUGCACGAUUUCUGUUCUCAUCCUGAAGCAAAGUUCUUAACCCGAGGUACUAUUUCUGGGUUAGUGGAGUCUGUAACCUGAAGUGUCUGUAACCCGAAGUACCACUCUAUGUUGAAAGUACAUAUCUUGAACUCAGUAGUUUUAACACAUUGUCAUAAAAAACUUCCUUAAACCAAGAUUAAAGCAUUUUGUGCCUCACUAAGUUUAAUUAAAAGCAUGUCUGCAUGUUCUUAAUUGAGGGGGAAAGGUUUUCUCAAAUAAUGCACUCAGUCUUUGCAAUUAACAAACACAAAGGUUUUAUACAGAACAUGGGUGCAGUGUAGGCUCUGGAUUACUCCAUUCCUCCAUGGGAUGCUAGGAAAUGGCACCUUUGCCCCCAUAUAAGUGUUGAACAUCCAGCUCCGCCCUAAGAUUUCAAAUUGGUCAACCUCCACAGACCCUCCAAGUGCCCCUAUUUUCCAGGGACGUCCCUGAUUUAGAGAAGCUGUCCCAGUUUCUGAUUUGAUCCUAGAAUGUCCCACUUUUCCUUAGGAUGUCCCUGUUUUCUUUAGAGAAAUGUUGGAGGUUAUGGAGUUAUCCAGCCCCCAAGCCAUCUGAAGGCAGCCCUAUAUAGGGAAGUUGUUUUUUUAAAAAAAUGUUUAAUGUUUUAUUGUGUUUUUACUUAUGUUGGAAGCUGCCCAUAGUGACUGGGGAGCCCAAUAAGAUGUGUGGGGUAUAAAUAAUAAAAUUAUCAUUCUCUAUUUUCAACAAAGAAAUGUUGGAGGGUAUGCCUCCAUGCUGUACUGAACAUCAAAGGCAGACAGUUUUCACUCGUUUCUGGAAGGGAGCAGCUCAAAGAUUGAUUGUAAAACUUUGGUACAGCACUCUCAAACAUCUUGACAGCGAAAGGGGACUAUCGGGUAUGGGGCUCAUACACUUCCUGAUAAAUCUCAUUUCAUGUUUCCCCACACACCACUGCCACUCUGGGCAGUGUUUUUGGUACGAGCUGUACCAAUUCCUUCUCAGUUCCUAGCUUUUUGUCUACUUUCUGCUAUCUAUGAUUAGCUGCACCAAUCAUAUUUGGCUAUACCACAAUGCCACAAAGUCAGUUUAGAGUUAGGGUGGUCAGUUUCAACCCUGUUUGAAGACCCUCGCUUUAACAAUAAGGGGUGUUUUUUGCAGAGGUGAAAGGGUUGGAAAAUAUCUUCCAUUUGGGCUUAGCUCUAAUUAAGUGGGGAAAGUGACACAUGGGCUAAUAAUGAUAAUAAUAAUAAUAAUAAUAAUAAUUAAUAUACCUGGGGAGAGAAGCUUUUUAUGAAACUUUUCUGGCUGGGUUUCCCAGCGGCUUGCUCUGAGUGGCACCUUUUCUCUCUCUCUGCUUUCCAUUCUUCCUGAGGAAAUGAUAGCUCCUUUCAUUCUUUGAUUGCUGAUACAACUACCUUCCACUGCCUGGUCUUCCUCUCUCCUGUCUAAUCUGUCCUCCAGGCUCAAGCUGAAAUCUGAAGCCUCACUCUCCCUGGACUGGCAUGCCAAGGGCCUGCUAUUCUUCUGCUUGCUUGCAGCCUGCCAGUUUGUCAAACUAUGCCAAACCUGGGCUGGCUCUGUAAACCGUCAACCUGCUGAAUCUGGAUAAUGGCAACAAUACUGUGUCUACCUCCAUAAUUUCUGUCUGGUGUCCUUGUUAAGAGUGUUGGACUGGGAAGACCUAAAUCCUCCCUUAGACAUGAAAAGGAACUGAGUGGCAACCUUAAACCAACCAGUCUUACGUAACUCUCAGCCCAGCCUAACUCUUGAGUGGGUUGUGAGGAUUAAAAAAAGCAGAAGCCUCCUUGAAGGAAAGGCAGAAUAGAAAUGUAAUGAACAGAUUAAGUAAACAAGGUAAAAUAACUAUAAUCUGCCUCUUUUGUGCCAGGCCGUCAUGAAGUAAUUGUCUUUUAGCAGAAGUCCUGCAGUAGCUAAGCUGCCCACCCGCCAACUUCCCUCCUUUCCUCUCCCUGCCUACACACUGCAGCCUAUUCCAGUGACAGAGACACUAGCGACUAUAUUGCGGCCACCCACCUCAAUAAAAGAAAGGGAGACUAUGCCUCCACGCUCCUGCUUCUGUCUGCUUCAAAGAGAAAGAGAGAAACUGGCCUUUGUGAUGCUGCCCACCUGGAGGAGAGAGACUGGCCAUUGUGACCUCAUGCUGACCUGCCCACCUGGAGGAGAGAGACUGGCCAUUGUGACCUCAUGCUGAUGCUUCCCACCUGGAGGAGAGAGACUGGCCAUUGUGACCACGCUGAUGCUGUCCACCUGGAGGUCUCAGAGAGACUGGCCAUUGUGACCUCACGCUGAUGCUGCCCAUCUGGAGGAGAGAGACUGGCCAUUGUGACCUCACGCUGACCUGCCCACCUGGAGGAGAGAGACUGGCCAUUGUGACCUCACGCUGAUGCUGCCCACUUAAAGGAGAGAGACUGGCCAUUGUGACCUCACGCGGAUGCCACCUGCCUGAAAGGGAGGGGGAGAGAGACACUUCUCUCUCUUCCUACAUGUCAGCCACUUUCAUAGGAGAGAUGCCAUUUGCACCCUGAACCAGAUAGGAGAUUCUUAACUCCCCCCCUUUUUUCCUUUCAAAUGCAAGGUUCACCUCUCCUCAGGCAGACAGGCUCCACUGUUCACAAAUGAGUGUGGUUUUUUUUUGCAUACGAUAGCUGCUCUCUCAUGCCAGCUGUCAGUGAUGAUAACUUCUCCCUGUGCUAUCUCUUCCUACUGCCUGCCAAUUAUGUAUCCGAUGAAUGGGGAGCCACUAUCCCCAUUAACAGCCACCUUCUGGAGAUGACAAAGCAGCAGAGAGCCAAUUUGCAAAGCAUUGUGUUUAUUUCCAUAGAAAACAACAGGAAGCUACAAUCUAAAUUAAAAGCGAAACUAAACUCCUGUGUUCUUCAAGAGCCACAGUUCUCACAAUGAUGCUUAGUACCAUAGAUGUUUGAUAUGACAUGUCCUCUCAUGCUGUCUUCCCUCACCCUUUGUCUAUAGUUGCUUAGCAUGAUACAUGUUGAGUUCUUAUCUUCCUUCUGCCCCAGCCCUUUGUCAGUUUGGGAUACUGCUGGCCUGCGGCGGAGAGACACAGCUGGCAGCUUUAUGGGCCUUUUCUGAGUGUAUCACUUGCCAGGAUGCCCAGCUGUGCUACUUUGUGGCAUAACCAAUACUCAACUCAAACUGUGAUUUAUCCCCCAGCUAGUGACUAUUUCAACACACAGCAACUGCACCACGAAGGGCCAAAGGUGCCAGAGAUGCCAGUACAGUUCCAAAAUAAUGCUUGAUGCUGGUGGGUUGCCUUGGUGCCCAACUUUUGGAUUUCCAGGAAGAGCCAGCCUGGCCACAGCUGGGAAUAAAACAGCAAACUAGGUGGAACAUUGCUCUGAUCCAGAAGGGCUUUCUUCAUAUUGUUAUAAUUUCAAAUGAUAAUUGGCAUGAAGGAGUGCAUUCAAUAAUUAAACUGUAUAACCAGAGUGAUCGAAACCAUCAAAGCCUUGGUUCCAAAUGAAGAGCUUGAUAAAGACCCUGUUUGCUUAGCUUGGCCACACAUUUGGGGGUGGCAUUUGUGCGAAGCUUAUGCCAGAGCUUAUUCAUGCCUAAUAGCCUAGGCUGAGUACACAGAUGUGUAAGCACAUGUCAGGUGGCUCAAUGGGUCAGUGCAUCUGGCUGUUAAUCAGAAGGCUGGUGGUUCGUGCCCACCUAGGGACAAUUGUGGGCAUUGCAGGGGAUUGGACUAGAUGACCCUUGGGGUCACUUUCAACUCCCAGUUGUGGCUGCAAAAAUGACCAUAAAGUCCACAGAGGGUGUGUGACCCUGAUGAGCCUCUUCCAUGUGUACCUUAGUACGCAAAUAAAUUUCUAAAUAGUCCUAAGGUUAUAAAGGUACCCCAGUCUUGACAGACUCUAGGGUUGUGCGCUCAUCUCACUCUAUAGGCCGGGAGCCAGCGCUGUCCGCAGACACUUCCGGGUCACGUGGCCAGCGUGACAAGCUGCAUCUGGCGAGCCAGCGCAGCACACAGAACGCCGUUUACCUUCCCGCUGGUAAGCGGUCCCUAUUUAUUUACUUGCACCUGGAGGUGCUUUCGAACUGCUAGGUUGGCAGGCGCUGUGACUGAACAACGGGAGCUCACCCUGCCGCGGGGAUUCGAACCGCCGACCAUGCGAUCGGCAAGUCCUAGGCUCUGUGGUUUUACCCACAGCGCCACCCGCGUCCUCCUAAGGUUAUACAUGGAUAUAAUUACUAUAAAAAACCAUCGUCUUGUAGCCUCACAUCUUGCCACUUUGUCUGCCAUCACAACACAUUUUGGUUUUCCCAGCAAUCUGAAACCAACAGGAUUGUCUUUGGAAUUAAAUAUUUAAUAGCUUUAAUUGCUCCAGCGGUAGCUGAUUGGCUUUUUCAGCAAUGUGAUGCUCUCCAAGCUCCCAUCAAUAUUUUUGAGAAUGUAUGGGAUGACCUCAUUCUGCUACAGGUUAGAGAAGUUGAGUUAAAUUCGGCAGUUUCAUUGAAGUCAUCACCACAUAUUUUUUUUGAUUGAUUGAUUGAUUGGUUGAUUGAAAUGUUGCUCAUCUUUGCCUAGAGUAAAUGAAUGCAUGUUGGCCUACUAACAUCAUCCUUUAUGAACUUUCAUAAAUAUCCACUCUUUCCAAACCCUCUUCUUUUCCAGACAGAGCCAAGCCAGUAGGAAAUAACGGAGUGAAGAUACAUGUUGUGACACCAUUGUGUCAGAGCACUACUUUGAGGCUGAUUUGUUUAACUUCUCUUGUGUUCUUGCUGGCAAUCCUUCUAGAUUAUCUUUUCAUGAACAUGACAUAGUUGAUUGCAGAGUGCCAGACGCCUUGUGUUUUUCUGUGACAUAAAACACAGUGCGGUCCAUUCAGAUGGUAAACUAGUAUUCAGUUCCCAUGGAAUUAGGCUUUACUUGAGCCAGUAUCUGGAAAAGGGGGCCAACAUUGAGCAAGCCAUAAACAAAAAAAUUCUGUGUUGUCCCUUGAAUUGGAAAUAUUACAUCUGUAGUGGGUGUUUGCCUUAACAGCACAUUGGGACACAUCAAGCUGAUAAAGGAACUGUGAGCUCCUCAAGUGCCUGAAUCUUUUAUGGUGUGCAGGACUGCAAGUAACCCAGCUGUUUAUUUGGCUGAUAGGGUAUGCCUUCAUCAUGGUUGGAGAGAAGCAACAGCAUAUGGAUUCUUCCAUUUAGGAGUGCACUGUGCAUGCAUGCGCAACUGAUGUGUCCAGGCAGAAUUCUGGUGAACAGAUGGACAAACUGAACAAGACAAAGGGGAAAAACAAACAAACAUUGCAACAAUGGGAGGGGAAUGUUGAGAUCCGAUGGGAUAAAGGAGAUCAUGAAAUGUAUUUCCAAACAAAAAUGGCAAAGUAUAGCAUGAUGGGGCAUAAAUGAGCAUUAGGGAUGGGGGAGAUACUUGAUUUAGUUCUGAUUUAAAGGUGGAUAUAUCAACUCUGCACUUUGCAAAAGAAUAGCACACCAAAACACAUGUAUCAAUUGCAAUUCACACUUAUCUGCGUUUUGUUACGCAGUUCUCCAGGCAGGGUUUACAUAAAUGCACAUAUCAGGGGGAAGUGUGCGUGAAAAUGAAUACAGUUGUACCUUGGUUGCUGAAUGCCUUGGAACUUGUAUGUUUCGGCUCCUGAACAAUCAAAAGCCGGGUAUGAGUGUUCCUGGUUCCGAAUGAUUUUUGGAAGCUGAACAUCUGAUGCAGCUUCUGCGGCUUCCGAUUGGCUACAGGACGCCGUGCCUUGGUUUUUGAACAGUUCCUGAAGUCAAACAGACUCCCGGAACGCAUUCUGUUUGAUAACCAAGGUAUGACUGUAUAGUAGUGAAAAUAGCAUACAAAACAUUAUAUUAGGGGAGGUUUGCACUAAAAUGCUGCUGAAUUUUCAUGAAUUAUUUUUUUUAAAAAAAACCCAAAUUGAAGAAAUAUGAAGAGCUAAAUUUAUGAGUGAAAAAAAUGAGAAACGGAGAAAACUAAGAUUCACACAUUCUUCCAUCUAUAGCAAUUUCAAUGCUAUUUUAUCUCUGUCAUGUGCUUUAGUUGACAUUUUUGUUUUGAAGCAGCAGCAAAGCAACAGAGAAGUAAGCAAAGUCCUUUUCAAACCCAUACUGCUAAUGCAGUGCUUUUGUUAAUUUAAAAACUGGUAAGAUUUAUCUUCAGAAGAUUUCUGUUCUCUACAAUUAAUCACAGAAUGACAGAAGUCAAAGCUCAUGCUGCCUUAUUGUCAAACCUACUCAAAUCCUGAGUGAAUGAAUUAAUAAACAAACUAAAACAGCAAAUAAUACUUUGUGGUUUCUUACCCGGCUUUUGUGUAGAGAGAUUUGUGCCCAGUUACUCAUAACUGGGCUUUUACUAAAUGGGAUUGGAUUGGAUUGGGAUGCAGGUGGCGCUGUGGGUUGGACUUGCUGAUCAGAAGGUCUAGGAUUUGCCGAUCAGAAGGUCGGCGGUUCGAAUCCCCGCCACGGGGUGAGCUCACGUUGCUCGGUCCCUGCUCCUGCCAACCUAGCAGUUCGAAAGCACGUCAAAGUACAAGUAGAUAAAUAGGUACUGCUCCGGCAGGAACGUAAACGGCGUUUGCGUGCACUGCUCUGGUUCGCCAGCAGCGGCUUAGUCAUGCUGGCCACAUGACCCGGAAGCUGUACGCCGGCUCCCUCAGCCAAGCGAGAUGAGUGCCACAACCCCAGAGUCGGCCACGACUGGACCUAAUGGUCAAGGGUCCCUUUACCUUUACCUUUAUACAACUACUAAGGGACGCGGGUGGUGCUGUGGUCUAAACCACAGAGCCUAGGGCUUGCUGAUCAGAAGGUUGGCGGUUUGAAUCCCCGCGACGUGAGCUCCCGUUGCUCAGUCCCUGCUCCUGCCAACCUAGCAGUUCAAAAGCACGUCAAAGUGCAAGUAGAUAAAUGGGUACCAUUCCAGCAGGAAGCUAAAUGGCGUUUCCGUGCGCUGCUCUGGUUCGCCAGAAGCGGCUUAGUCAUGCUGGCCACAUGUCCUGGAAGCUGUCUGCAGACAAACGCCGGCUCCCUCGGCCAGUAAAGUGAGAUGAGCGCCGCAACCCCAGAGUCGUCUGCGACUGGACUUAAUGGUCAGGGGUCCCUUUACAUUUACCUUUAUACAACUUCUAAGCAGCAGCAAGAACAGGCAAUGUAGCAAGUCACCAGUGGUUAAUGGUAUGUGUUUCUUUUCUUUUUCCUCCUUUCUGUACAAGUCCAAUAUAAUGCUCAAAUAUGGUCCAGGAUAGUGGGCAAACAACAUUCUAGCAGCCAUGGUAGCAUACAUAAACAGUCUCUUUAGAUUUCUUGGUAUCUCUUCCCCCACUAUUCCGAGCAAAAAGGUUUGUAUGAAAGGUUAUCUUAAACAUUUUUAAAAACUCAUUAUAAAUCAUUUCCCAGAAGUCUUUUGCCCUUCUACAAGUCCACCACAUAUGCAUAAAGGUACCAUCACUAUAUUUACAUUUCCAACAUAUUUUGGUGGAAUUUUUAUACAUCUUUGCAAUCUUAACUGAGGUUAGGUACCAACGGUACAUCAUUUUCAUGCAGUUUUCCUUUAACGAACUACAUGCAGUAAAUUUUAGAUCCUCCUUCCACAGCCUUUCCCAUGACUCGAGUGGGAUAUUAUGUCCCAAGUCCAUUUUACCAUUACAUCUUUAACCAUGAUAUCCUUUAAUCCAUUGUCCCUUUCUUAUUUAUUUAUUUAUUUAUUUAAGGUAUGAGUUACAUCUCCGCAUAUACACACGGAAAGUGCCUGGGGGAAUGUGCUAUAAAAACUCUAGAGAUACAUAUAUUCUGAACUGGGCUUUUAAAACUUUGUUUGCUAUAGCUUCCUUCCACGCUUAUCAAGCAGUAGUUCCUCCAGGCUGAUCGGAGCCUUCCUAGUAUAUACUAAGGGAAGAAGAGGCAGUUGCCAGGUGAGAGUGAAGAGUAAAACAGACAUGUGGAUAGUGAGUUUGUGUGGUUUUUUUAAAAAGUCAAAUUAUGGGUAUUUUAUUACUUCCACUGAAAUUGCUGGAUCUUCAAGUGCUUUUGCCUGACUGGAUUGCAUCCAGUUUAACUGAUUCUAUUUAUACAAUCCAUUUUGAGAUUUGCGUUCUCCCUUCAUGUAUAUUUUAGUAUGGUAUAUGCAAAUAGUUGAAAUAGUUUCUCAAACAUUAGCUGAAUCCAGUCUGUUUUAAUGUUGUUUGAAUUCUGUUACCCUGCUUGUCUUCCCAGGUAUGCCAAUUUAUAGAUUAAUCUGGCACUUCUUAAUGUGUUCUAUAGCUUCCUAGCAGCCUGCAAUUAAAACACCAGUGGCUUCCUUAUUCAUGCAUUCAGAACCUUUUCCAGGAUUUUUCAAAAGCCCAGUAUGAGCUGUGUGCGAUGAUGGUAUUAAUCCUGCCUUGUUGCCAUCUGGGCAAGGGAUGAAAUCAACUUAUUUUUAGCUGACAGUACCUUGUCCAGUCAAAGUUUCAGGAUGAUUAAUUUCCCUGGGAGUUUGUGUGACGGAGGCUUGAACCUGCAAAGCUACAGCUGUCUCCUGUUGGCAACUCUAGGCUAGUUAUCACCAAGAGUUAAGGUAGACAGGCACUUCGUAGCAGUUGAGAAUGUCGUAUCCAGAUGUAAUUUGUUGAGAAAUGGUACUUAAACUCGACAUGCUGUUUAUAUGACAAACAGGUGUAUGUUGUGUUUGUAUCUAAGAUAUCAGUGCCCUCUAGGCUGAGGAUGUUGUCUUUGGGUUUGCUAAAGUGGUGUGUCUAGCUCAGACAAAACACCAGUGUGCUGCAGCCUUAGAAGAUAUCAGUUCAAGAGUCAGAUAAUGUUCUCUUGUAAGACUGUUUCUCAUGUAACUAGGAUCAUUGACUUAAUUUUACUUUAAGUCAGUUUUGUAAUGAAAUAUACUCAGUCGAGAGUGGAUUUCAUGCUCUUUAUUCAGCUCAUAGUGGUGAGGAGGAAUGAAUGUUUCCCCAAAGUAUCUGAUUUAUAUACUUUAUUUACACAAUGGGCUGCACGUGAUUGGCUAAUUCCGGAAUUCUCCUGUAGGCCAAUCAGGUUGUGGAUUCACUUCCAUCUGGAGCCGGAUUGGGUGGCUCCUGCAGACCAAUCAUACUGCUGCAUUGUUCUAGGACCAAUCAGCCUGCUGAAUUCUGAAUCCUAUUGUUCUAGGACCAAUCAGACUGCUGCAUUUUGGAUCCUAUUGUUCUAGGACCAAUCAGACUGCUGCCUUUUGGAUCCUAUUCAACUCAGUACAUAACAGUAAAUAGCAAUAAUACUUUACCACUUUGCAGCCACAGUUGGUACACAUUUACUAGAUAUCUGGAAAUACCCGUGAGAACAUGUACUUUCCCCCUGUGAUUUUGAAAGACGGAGCUGCUCAAAAGUGAGGGCACAUAGCUAAAAGGAAGUUGAAAGGUAGAAGCAAGAGUCAAAUUUAUCCAAAAUACUUGGCAGCAAUAUUGAAGAUUGGGUAGAAGGCAUUCCACAUUUUAUGCACCAUCAAAUAAGAAGGCUUUUAAAAGAAAAAAUGGCAUAGCAGGUGAAUUUACAAAGACCCACACAUCACAUGACAUGACAGAUUAAAACAAACUGUGGUUUAAUGUGGACAAAGCGCAAAAUAUGCUGGACAUGUUGGUUUCUUCCUCACUGAUCAAGUUUUGGUACUGUGUCUUAUGUAGUCACACAACCACACCUUGCUUUCCUGUCACACUUUCUGAGCGAGGCUCUUUUAGCCUAUUUUGACAGCUAUCAUGGGACAAGGAGUUGCUACUGGAGAAUAGACGGCUGAGAAUUUCUGUCCAGCUUUCUCUUCUCACUAGAUCGGAAGAAGAAUUUGCAUUACAAUUCAGCACCAGCUCUUGUAGAUAGAAGCGAAAACAGUAUCAUAAUUUCAUCUGCUGCAAUCACUGAAGCUUACACUUAACACUUGAAUGGAGAUAUUAUAAUAUAUAUAAGAAAAUUGGGAAUCUGUUGCUUCUGAGGUAAAUUAAGACCAACAACAGCUGCACUUGUUUCACAACCAUGCCUUCCAAUCUGUGUGUGAUUAGUGAAUUGAUUAAUCUGAAACUACUGGCAGUACUGUACAGCUCUGCUGAAAAAGCAAGGGCGGUCCUUCUUAAAUCUCCAGGCGGCUUUCAUCUCCUUGCAGGAAAUCUCCUUAUGUUAAUACCUGCCUGUUGGUUAUAAAUGACACAUUGGGCUAAUAUGAACCAGAGAGAUCAAACGGGGUUGGCAGGGCUCCCUAACUGCAACCAGGAUAAGGACCGCAUCACAUAACGGCAGAGGCAAAAACAGUGGUUGCGAAUAUGGUGUGUUAAUAAUCUCCUUCCAAACUUCCCACAGGCUGUAGAAUAUCAGCGUUGAGUAAUAAUAAGAGGAUGAUGACACAGGGUGAAAUUCAACAUCACAUUAUUACAGACAUUCAGUCUGCAGAAGUACACCAGCUUGCCAGACAAAAAGAUCCUUCUUCCUACCCAAGUCAAUUUCAGGGAGUGCAAAUCCUUAGGCGGAUUAAAAUAUCAGGGUGUAUCUUUCCACUAUCAUGCCUAGAAAAUCUGCAGCAAAGUAUUUACAAAAUGUUUAUAAUGCUAAAAAGUUCUUUGGAAUUUUUAUUGAUAUUAUUUCUAAUAGUUUCUAAUUUGUAAUUUUUUUAACUGUUAAUUGUUCAUUUGAGCUGUUGUGAGUCAGUCAGUAGAUUUUAUUGUUUAUAGCCAAUGGGCCACACUAUGAGCAGAAAUCACACAACUACAAAAUUGAAGACACUACAUGCACCAGACCAGGACAAAUCUAAAAUUUAAAAACAUUCCUUCUAGUCAGCAUUCUUAAGGUUGGGCACGUGCACUAUCCAGAAAGGUUGCCCUUAUCAUUCUUGCUGCUAGUGCCACCCUGUAGCUGAUGCAUUUAUCAACAUCUGCCACUGGAGAUGCUAUGAGCCACUAUGAGGAAAAUUUUGUGGAAGAGUGGCGUACAAAUUAGCAGAUGGCAAUGAAGAUGAUGGAAGAGAGUCACAGUGUAUUCUCAAAACACAGUUCUGCAGUCUCCCCAGCAACAGGCCUUUUACAUCUUUCUGAACACCAGGCUUAGGAUUCCAAUGGAUGCAAACCACAGAGGGCCAAAUCAGACAUACCAUUAUUAACUGCAAACAGGAAUUGGACCAGCAUUCUCUCCUUUGCUGCUGUCCUCCCCGCCCCCUGAAGCGCCAGGUUAGGUACUUUGGUUGUAAACUUUCAAAACAAGUUAUGUCUGAAAUGGGGAACUGUGUUUUCAUGCUCAUUUACUCGCUAAGAUUUGAAAACAUUGUUUGAUCCUUGUUAGUAAACAGAUCCUUAUUUCAGGCUUAAUGGGAAACAGUACAUUAAAGAAACAAGGAUCAAAGUGUCAACGCUGGUACAUAAGAGGAAGACUGGGUGCGCUCAUGUCCCAAUGCUCAUUCCUGUCCUAACAAGCUGUGGUUUAUUAAGCCAGGAAUGUUAGCAUUCAAACCAGCCCAUAUUUCUACCAGUUACAUAUACAGCCACCUUUCAUCUCACAUUUUGCAAAUGAAACUAUCCCUUCUUGGAAUUUAUCAACAGCAUGUCGAUAAUUUGAAUAUGGCUCAUCACUGUCGCACAGUACAAAAUGUUGCACCAUUAGUUCUGUCUCAUUAAAUUCAAUUAAAAUCCAGAAAGUCAUUGGAAAAAUUUUCAGCACCAAGCUAAUCAGACUCUGCUAAUGAAAACCAAUUGCAUUGUGAUGGAAGAUUAAUAGAUGUGAGCCUGUAAAUGCACACAUCAGAAAGUCUUCAUAAAAAAAAGAAAUACAGCAGUCAUGAUGAACUUCCUGAAAACAAUGGGUGGAAUUAUAUGUCACACUCUUCUGAACUCUCCAUCUGUGCAAGCAUUUCAACUUCCCAAAUGGAAUUAUUCCCCUUCCUCUCAUCUCGUGCGCUCUUUUCAAGUUUCUCUGACACCCCCCCCCCGCCCAACACAAUUCUGGGGUGUACAGGUGGUGGAGAGGGGGAAAGCCCCAUUGCACAAGCAGAAGACAUUGUGUAGGGCUUCCAUUGAUGGGCACAUUAUAUGUGUCCCACCCAAUAGAAUUGAAAUAGCAAGUCAGACCAGUGGAAGGUUUAAUCCAGCAGUUUGUUCUGGUUGGCUCCUAUCCCAAACCCUGAUUAGAAAGAAGUCCCAUCAAUUUCAACAGUGCUGAGCCAAAUACUCCCAGGAAGACCACAAGCAGGGCAGGGAGGCAACAGCCCUCUUUUAAUGGUUGUACUUCAUAACAAUAGUAGCAGUAUGAUGGGACAGAGGUAAAGGUAAAGAUACCCCUGACCAUUAGGUUCAGUCGUGGACGACUCUGGGGUUGCAGCGCUCGUCUUGCUCUAUAGGCCGAGGAGCUGACAUUUGUCCGCAGACAGCUUCCGGGUCAUGUGGCCAGCAGGACUAAGCUGCUUCUGGCGAACCAGAGCAGCGCACGGAAACACCGUUUACCUUCCCACCGGAGCGGUACCUAUUCAUCUACCUGCACUUUGAUGUGCUUUCAAACUGCGAGGUUGGCAGGAGCUGGGACAGAGCAACGGGAGCUCACCCCGUUGCGGGGAUUCAAACCGCCAACCUUCUGAUCAGCAAGUCCUAGGCUCUGUGGUUUAAACCACAGCACCACCCGUGUCCCAUAUGGGACAGAGGUGCUUAUGUAAUCUGGCAGGUGACUUUUUGCUGCUUGCUUGGAGGGAUUAGGUGGCAGUGUGAUGUCCCACCAUAUCAUUUGCUUUUGAACCAUAGGAUUUACUUAUCUUCUAGUAAAUUUAUCAAACCUUCUAUUUAAGCCAUCUAAGCCAGCGGCCACCACUGCAUCAUACAGCAGUGAAUCCUGUAUGUAUGUAUGUAUGUAUGUAUGUAUAAUUUAACCGAUGCAUUUCCAUCCAGCAAGAACCACUCAAGAUGGCUAACAUUAAAAUAACAAUAAAACAACAUCUUUAAAAAGCAAUAUUGAAAAUCAAUAUAACAACCACUCAAAAGGUAAAGAGUAAGUUUGGCUGGUUUGGCUUUGUUAGGCCAGAGAAUCAAGAAGAAAAGGACCAUCACUGGAAACAAAUUGUCACUUGUAACUAUCAAUGUAAUUUCAGAAGACUUAAAUACUCAGAAGAGGGAAGAAUCUGGACAACUGUGCAGGGUGAUUCUAAAAGAAGCCGCAUUCCCUUAAAGUAGGUGACUGGAGAGGGAAGAGAUCAACCUUCUUGCAUUCCCAGUAAAUAUUGUUCAUAUGCAUGCCUAUAGUUAAUAAAAUGAAAAUGAAAAUGUAACUAUGAAGUAUAUUUGAAGCACAAUGUGUAGCUUGGCCUUUAAUGUAACUAAAAAAUAAAUAAAAUUAACCUUCCAUUUUCAAAAAUGGCAGAUCUGAACAACGGAACAGGUAUGUGGACAGCAAAAUGUAGGGAGUUUUUACUUUGUUGUCACAUAAGAGUAUUUUAAUUCUCAGUCCUCUGUUCUGGGC
Molecule: messenger RNA, 99104 nt
Organism: Podarcis lilfordi (Lilford's wall lizard)
Lineage: Eukaryota; Metazoa; Chordata; Lepidosauria; Squamata; Lacertidae
Source: the annotation of a GenBank genome assembly